CGGUCGGUGGGCAGCCCUGAGCAGAGUCAGCGUUCCCGGCCCGGACGCCUCGGCUGGAGGGACUGCUGUCAGGAGGAAAAACAGAACUACACGGCGCUGGCCUGUAGUUUUGUUUUUUUCUGAGGGCUUCCUGCGCCGCUCAGCUGCUCUUCUGGACUUUCUGACCCGUUUCUGGAUAAAGAUUUUAGAUUUCCUGCACCGCGCCCUGCCGUGGGCCCCCCAGGCAUCCUUGCUCUGACAGGGUGCCGACCACCAUGUCAACACAAGCGCCGACGUUUACUCAGCCGCUGCAGAGCGUCGUGGCACUGGAGGGUAGUGCCGCUUCGUUCGAGGCUCAAGUUAGUGGUUUUCCAGUUCCUGAGGUGAGCUGGUUCCGUGAUGGCCAGGUUCUUUCCGCCGCAGCUCUGCCCGGCGUCCAGAUCUCGUUCAGCGACGGCCGCGCUGUUCUGAGCAUCCCCGCUGUGACCGCCGCACACAGCGGACGCUUUUCUGUCAGAGCCACCAACGGCGCUGGACAAGCCACGAGCACUGCCGAGCUCCUGGUUACAGCCGAGACGGCGCCACCUACCUUUAUUCAGAGACUCCAGAGCUCCACGGUGAGGCAGGGCAGCCAGGUGAGGCUGAGCGUCAGAGUCUCGGGUAUCCCCACACCUGUGGUGAAGUUCUACAGGGAGGGAGCCGAGAUCCAGAGCUCCGCCGACUUCCAGAUCCUGCAGGACGGAGACCUGUACAGUCUGCUGAUCGCUGAGGCCUUCCCAGAGGAUUCUGGGGCGUAUUCUGUAACAACCACCAACAGCAGCGGGCGGGCCACAUCCACCUGCGAGCUGCUGGUUCAAGGUGAAGAAGCAGUUCCCAUUAAGAAAACAAAGACGAUCAUGUCCACAUCCCAGAUGGAGAUGUCUGGAACUACAGUGGAGAGGAAAUCCAUGGAGGCCAGUUUCCAGGCCACCACCAUGAUGGAGAUGCACGUUGAAGGAGGAAUCAUGACUCAACACAUUGCUCACAAAACCCCACCGAGGGUCCCACCGAAACCCACAUCCAGGUCUCCGCCGUCCUUCGUCUCCAAGGUAACGGGAGGUCGCCAGCAGUCACCUUCUCCUGUCAGACACGUGAAGGGGCCAACACCCGCACCUGUCAGACCCGUCUCUCCCUCCAGCAGGAUGUCCAUCUCUCCCAUCAGACCUGUCCGGUCUCCUGUGAUGACCAGAAAACAGGUAUCUGGCUCCGCUGAGGUUCUGCCGCCCUGGAAGCAGGGAGAUUACAUGGCUGAAGGCUACACCAGUAUGACCAGCAUGACCAGUAUGAGCAGCAUUAGCAGCUCCACACAGCUGCACAUGGAAAAACAGUGGGAGCAUCAGGUGGCUGGCACCAGAGAGACUGAAGGGGAGAAAAAAGCCGAGGCGGUCGCCACCGUGUUGGCCGCCGUUGACCUUGCUCGUGUUCGCCAGCCCAUUCAUGAGGAAGGCGUCUGGGCUGGAGAGGAGGAGGAAGAAGAAGAGGAGGUUCUCGAGGUGAAGCAGAAGGCAGCAGUGAUAACAGACAAACAGGUUGUUGCUGCAAAAACCAAAGAGCAACGACAAGUCCAGAUCCAGGAGGUCCAGCAGAUCCAUCAGAUUCAGAAAACAGCCGAAGUCUCCUCCCACGUGGACACCGGCGUCGCUCCGUCCACAGUCCCACAUUUCAUGGUUUCUAAAGUUUCCGUUCCUAAACACGAAACGAGCCGGGAGGUGUCCAUCACCGGCUCAGCCAUCGCUGCUCUGCACAAAGAGCUGGCCUCUCCCUCCGCCACCAGGAAGAUCAUCAAACCGGUCAAGUCUCCUAGUCCGUCUCGCAGGUCGGUGGUGGAGGCCAGAGUGACGCUGGAGCCCCUCCCACCGCCGUUUAAGGACAUCAGAUAUCAGAGGCAGUUUGAGGGCGGGGCUUAUGCAGUGAGUGAGGAGGAGUUUGAGGACUGGGAGCCUCAGGAGGCGGUCGCUGUGCCAAUGAGAGCCCAAGAACCUGCAGUCCCUCCCACUAUCAUGGCAGGCCUGAAGAACCUGACAGUGACAGAGGGCGAGUCGGUGACCCUGGAGUGUCAGAUCAGCGGUCAGCCCGCCCCCAUCAUCAUGUGGUUCAGAGAGGACUACAAAAUCGAGAGUUCGAUCGACUUCCAGAUCAGCUAUGAGAAUGGCGUCGCCCGGAUGAUGAUCCGCGAGGCGUUUGCCGAAGACAGCGGUCGCUUCACUUGCACUGCCACUAACGAGGCCGGAACCAUCAGCACCUCCUGCUACCUGCUCGUUAAAGUUUCAGAGGAAAUAGAGAGCAGAGAGGAGAUGGUGACUGUCACAGAAACUGGGCUCACACAAGCCAAAACCGUUGCUGUCGAGAUGAGGGAGCAGGCAGAGAUCAGCGCAGGAGAAUCUGCUGCCCCCUUCUUUAUUAAGAAACCCACUCCCCAGAAGCUAGUGGAGGGAGGAAGUGUUGUGUUUGAGUGUCAGAUUACAGGAAACCCAAGACCUCACAUCAUUUGGAAGAAGAGCGGCGUUCCGCUCACCACUGGAUACAGAUACAAAGUUGCCUACAAAAAGGAAACCGGAGAAUGCCGACUGGAGAUCUCAAUGACCUUCGCUGAUGAUGCAGGAGAAUACUCCGUCUUUGCUAAGAAUCCUCUCGGAGAAGCGUCAGCCACUGCCAUCCUGCUGGAUGAAGAACAAUAUGAAGCCUACAUGAAGCAGCAAGAUGUGACAUAUAAAACCGAAGUGACAACGACUGUGGUCCAGGAGCCCCAGCCGGUCGUAGCUCAGUAUGAGUUUGAACAAAGGAGGGUAACGACCCCCAUGAGCUUCGUCUCAGAAACGGAGUUCAUGAUUUCAGCCUUUGAGGAGAGAAUCAUCCAGGAGAUUGAGAUCCGUAUCUUGAGGAUCACCUACAGAGAGUUGGUGACUGAGGACGGAGAGCUGAUGGUGACUGUCGCAGAAGAAGAGGCGCUGCAACCGGCCUUUGAGACGCCAGUGAAAAACUACCGGAUCAUGGAAGGAAUGGGCGUCACUUUCCACUGCAGGAUGUCUGGCACGCCGCUGCCUAAGAUUGUUUGGUACAAAGACGGUCAGCGCAUCAGGCCCGGUGGCCGGUACCAGAUGGAGGUCCUUCAGGAUGGACGAGCCAGCCUCCGUCUGUCUGUGGUUCAACCAGAGGAUGAAGGAGUGUACACUGCCUUCGCCUCCAACAUGAAGGGAAAUGCCGUCAGCUCAGGGAAGCUCUACGUGGAGCCUUCUGGAGGUGUAACCCCUCCCAGUUACACACCACAGCCAUCAAUGCAGAGAAUCAGAUCCACAUCUCCUCGCUCUCUGAGCCGCUCUCCCGGCCGUUCAUCCAGCCGUUCACCUGGACGUUCCCCAGCUCGCCGCCUCGAAGAGACUGAUGAAAUUCACCUGGAAAGACUUUACAAACCCGUGUUUGUCAUGAAGCCCUCCUCUAUCAAAUGCGCAGAGGGCCAAACUGCCAGAUUUGACUUAAAGGUUGUAGGAAGGCCAAUGCCUGAAACCUACUGGUUCCAUAAUGGACAACAAAUUGUCAACGACUUCACACACAAGAUAGUGAUUAAGGAGGACGGCACUCAGUCCCUGAUUAUUGUCCCAGCUGUGCCAAAAGACUCUGGAGAAUGGACCGUCGUUGCUCAGAACCGAGCUGGACGAACAUCUGUUGUCGUUAAUCUCUCUGUUGAAGCCAGAGAAAGCGUAUCCAGACCUCAAUUUGUUGAAAAACUGAAGAACAUCACCGUGAAGCAGGGCACAUUAGUGGAACUGGCUGUCAAAGCCAUCGGAAACCCCCUGCCAGAUAUUGUUUGGCUGAAAAACAGCGACAUCAUUACUCCAUCAAAGCACCCACACAUAAGGAUUGAAGGAACCAAAGGAGAGGCCAAAUUCCAGAUUCCUUCAUCUGCUGGCUCAGACAGCGCCUGGUACACCGCCACAGCCAUCAACAAGGCUGGCAGAGACACCACCCGCUGCAGAGUCAAUGUGGAGGUAGAUCACUCUGCCCCGCAAGCUGAAAGGAAGCUCAUUAUUCCCAAAGGAACCUACAAAGCCAAAGAGAUUGCUGCUCCAGAGCUGGAGCCUCUCCACAUGCGUUAUGGCCAAGAGCAGUGGGAGGAAGGCGACCUUUAUGACAAGGAGAAGCAGCAGAAACCAUUGUUUAAGAAGAAGCUCACCUCCAUCAGGAUGAAGCGUUUUGGUCCAGCCCACUUUGAGUGUAGGCUGACUCCGAUUGGAGACCCCACCAUGGUGGUGGAUUGGCUGCAUGAUGGCAAGCCUCUGGCUGCUGCCAACAGGCUGCGUAUGGUCAAUGAAUUUGGCUACUGCAGCCUGGACUAUGAGGUUGCUUAUGCAAGAGACAGUGGUGUGAUCACCUGCAGAGCAACCAACAAGUUUGGAGUCGACCAGACCUCGGCUACCCUGAUCGUCAAGGAUGAGAAAGGCCUUGUUGAGGAAUCUCAGCUUCCUGAAGGCAGGAAGGGAGCAUAUCGAAUGGAUGAGAUUGAGCGUAUUGCUCAUGAGGGAGGACCUACAGGAGUCAGCCUUGAUGACGAAUCCGAAAAGACAAAACCUGAAAUUGUUCUGCUUCCAGAACCAGCCAGGGUGCUGGAAGGAGACAUUGCUCGGUUCCGCUGCAGAGUGACCGGCUACCCUGCUCCAAAGGUUAAUUGGUACCUCAACGGACAACUCAUCCGCAAGAGCAAGAGAUACAGACUCCAUUACGAUGGUAUUUACUACCUGGAGAUUGUUGACAUCAAGUCAUAUGACUCUGGUGAAGUCAGAGUGGUAGCAGACAAUCCUUUAGGCACAACUGAACACACUGUGAAGCUGGAGAUCCAACAGAGAGAGGACUUUAGAGCAGUGCUGCGUCGGGCUCCAGAGCCCAAAGCUGCUGAGGUCCCACAUGAAUCUGGCAAAAUUGGAUUUGACAUUGUCAAGGUGGACAGACCUGGUGAGGUCCCACAGGACAGGGAAGUAGUUAAGCUGCGUAAGGCACAGAGAAUCGUUCAUGAGAAAACCUCUGAGGAGUCUGAGGAGCUGAAGAGCAAGUUCAAGCGCAGAACAGAGGAGGGCUUUUAUGAGUCUAUCUCUGCAGUAGAAUUCAAAUCUCGCAAGAGGGAUGACUCCUAUGAAGACUUACUAAAAAAGACUAAAGAUGAGCUACUUCAUCACAUGAAGGAGAUGGAAGAAGCUGAAAGGAGGAGGAUGGAAGAGCAAGGCAAAAUCACCAUCCCCACAAUCAAACCAGACAGGAUCCAGCUGUCACCCAGCAUGGAAGCCCCACAUAUCCUCGAACGAAUUGGAAGCAAGACUGUUUCUCCAAAGGACGAGGUUCGUUUCAGUGUCAGAGUUGUCGGUAGGCCAGAACCUGAGUGCCAGUGGUUCAAGAAUGGCAUUCUUCUGGAAAAAUCUGACCGUAUUUACUGGUACUGGCCUGAGGACCAUGUGUGUGAACUGGUGAUUAGAGAUGUCACAGUAGAGGACUCUGCCAGCAUCAUGGUUAAGGCCAUCAAUGUCGCUGGAGAGUCGUCAAGCCAUGCCUUCCUUCUUGUACAAGCCAAGGCAGCCAUUAGCUUUAUCCAGAACCUGGCUGAUGCCAGUGCAAAUGAGAAGGACACCAUGGUGACCUUUGAAUGUGAAACCAACGAACCAUUCGUUAAAGUCAAAUGGCUGAAGAAUAAUGUUGAGAUUUUCUCAGGAGACAAAUACAGGAUGCACUCUGACAGAAAGGUCCACUUCCUGUCUGUGCUGGUCAUUGAAAUGAGUGAUGAUGCAGAAUACUCAUGUAUGGUCAUAGAUGACGAGAAUAUCAGGACUAAUGCAAGGCUCCAUGUAGAAGGUGCCGCCCUGGAGCUCAACAAACAUUUGGAAAACAUUGAAGUACCAGAGAGCUACGCUGGAGAGUUUGAGGUUGAGGUUUCUCGCGAAGAUGCUGAGGGAAAAUGGUUCUUUGGCGAGAAGGAGCUCUCUCCCAGCAGUAAAUACGUCAUAUCCUCCCGCCGAGGUCGGCACACCCUGGCUGUCAAGGACGUCAGGAAGGACGACCAGGGGAAGUACACAUUUGUUUGUGGAGAUCUGAGUACCAGCGCCUCACUGAAAAUGAAAUUGCGACCCGUGACUCUAAUGCAGCCGCUGACUGACCUUACUAUCUGUGAGGGUGACAUUGCUCAGCUGGAGGUCAGGUUCUCCCAGGAGAAUGUUGAAGGUGCCUGGCUGAAAAACGGCCAGGCAAUCUCUGCCUCAGACCGCGUCCACAUCGUCAUCGACAAACAGGUUCACAAACUGCUAGUGGAGAAUGUCAGCAGAGAAGACGCUGCGUCCUACUCAUUUGUAGUUCCAACUCAUGAAAUCUCCACCUCAGGGAAACUCAAUGUGCAAACUAUCGACAUUGUGGUGCCACUGAAGGACGUGUCGUCCACCGAAGGCACAAAGGCAGUCCUUGAGUCCAAGAUCUCAGCUCAGGACAUCAGCUCUAUCAAAUGGUACCACAACGACAAGCUGCUGAUCCCAGGUGACCGAGUCCAGGCUGUGGCAAAGGGCACCAAGCAGCGGCUUGCCUUCACCAGGACCUUUGCUUCAGACGAAGGACGUUACAAACUGGUGGUCGGCAAGGUCGAAACCAGCUGCAACCUGACUGUUGAACAGGUCCAUAUUGUGAAGCACAUGGAGGACAAAGUGUGCUCAGAGUCCCAGAACGUUACCUUCAAUGUUGAGGUUUCACAUCCUGGAAUCGACCCACUCUGGACCUUCAGGAACCAGCAGCUCAAGGCUGGACCCAAAUACAAGAUGGAGUCCAAGGGAACGGCUCACUCCCUGAUUGUGUUAGACACCAUGAAAGAUGAAGAGGGCCAGUACAUGUUCCACGCUGGGGAGAAGACAUCCAGUGCUCAGCUCACUGUCUCUGGUGGCGCCAUCACACGGCCUCUGCAGGAUGUGACAGUGGCCGAGUCUCAGACCUCUGAGUUCGAGUGCGAAGUUGCCAACGCUGAAGCUGAAGGCAAGUGGCUUAAGGACGGUCAGCUCGUCAACUUCAACGAGAACGUUGUGAGUGAGGUGAACGGGUCUGUCAGACGUCUCGUCAUCAUCAUCACCAGGCCACAGGAUGUUGGAGAGUACACCUACCAGGUGGCCAACUCCAAAACCAGCGCAAACCUCAAGGUGGAAGCUGUGAAGAUCAAGAAGACUUUGAGAAACCAGACAGUAACAGAGACCCAGGAGGCCAUGUUCUCACUGGAGCUCACCCACCCGGACGUGAAAGGAGCCCAGUGGAUCAGGAACGGAGUCGAACUGCAGAACAGCGACAAGUUCGAGAUUAUCUCAGAAGGAACAAUCCAGACUCUGAAGGUGAAGGACUGCAACACACAAGAUGAGACGGUUUAUUCCUUCAAGCUGGGGAAACUGUCCGCCACAGCCAGACUCAAUGUAGAGACAAUCAAGAUUGUUAAGAAGAUUAAAGACGUGAAAUCCCUGCUGGACGGCACCGCCUCCUUUGAGUUGAGCCUGUCGCACGACAAUGUCCCCGUCAGGUGGAUGUUCAAAGGCGUUGAGCUGAAGGCAAGCGAGAAAUGCAAGAUUCUGUCGGAGAGGAAAGCUCACAAACUGAUCCUGCAGAACGUCGACAGCAGCAACGCAGGAGAGUACAUGGCCGUGAUCGGACACCUGCACUGCAGCGCCAUGCUUACUGUAGAGGCUCUUUGUGUCACCAAACCAAUGAAGAGUGUGGAGGUCCCUGAGACCCAGGUGGCCACGUUUGAGUGUGAAGUUUCUCACUUCAACGUGCCGUCCACCUGGCUCAAAGACGGCGUGGAGAUUGAGAUGAGUGAGAAGUUCAGGAUCGUGGUUCAGGGGAAACUUCACCAACUGAAGAUCAUGAACACCAGCAGGGAAGACUCUGCGGAGUACACCUUCAUCUGCGGGAACGACAGAGUGUCAGCGACGCUUACCGUCAACCCUGUCCUGAUCACCUCCAUGCUAAAUGACCUGAACGCUCAGGAGAGAGACACCAUCACCUUUGAAGUCACAGUAAACUAUGAGGGCAUCACCUACAAAUGGCUGAAGAACGGCGUAGAGGUCAAAUCAUCAGAAAGAUGUCAAGUCCGCAGCCGGCAGCUCACACAUUCACUCACUAUCCGAAAUGUUCACUUUGGAGACGGAGGAGAAUACCAGUUUGUAGCAGGCUCUGCUGCUAGUGCCGCUAACCUCUUUGUUGAAGCUCGUGUGAUUGAGUUCACCAAGAAGAUUAAAGACAUAAAGAUAACCGAGAAGAAAAAGGCAAUGUUUGAGUGUGAAGUUUCUGAGCCUAACAUCCAGGUGAUGUGGAUGAAGGACGGCCAGGAGUUGGACUUAACUGAGGAAAGGUAUGUAGUGACAGCCGAGAAGUUUGUCCAUCGUCUGAUGAUCCAGACGGUUCGUAUGUCAGAUGCUGGAGAGUAUUCAGUCGUGGCCGGAUCCAGCGUCUCCAAGGCCCAACUGAUCGUAGAGGGACGUGACGUACGGAUCGCUGAACCUGCAGAGCGUGAAAUCAUGGUUCUUGAGAAACACAGAGCAACCUUCGAGUUUGAGGUCAAUGAGGACGACAUUGAAGGACGUUGGCUCAGGAACGGCGUGGAGAUCCAGUUCUCUGUGGAGGAAAGGUUCAGCUAUGUUGCCAUCAGGAAGCUGCACCGCCUCACCAUCUCUGAGACCUACAGGAGUGAUGCUGGAGAAUAUACUUUCAUCGCCGGAAAGAACAGGAGCACCAUGCACCUAAGAGUCAACAUCCCGGAGCCUCCUCAGAUCCUCCGUCACAUGGAGCCCCAGUCAGUCGAGGCAGGAAAGCCGGCUCGCUUCUCCGUUCAGGUGAGCGGCGUUCCUCCACCGCAGGUCUCCUGGUACAAAAACUCCCAGGCUCUGUCGCCGGGCUUCAAGUGCAAGUUCCUUCACGACGGCAAUGAGCACACGCUGCUUCUGAUCGAAGUAUUCCCCGAGGACGCCGCUGUCUACAACUGCGAGGCGAAGAACAACUACGGCACGGCCACCAGCACCGCCACGCUCAAUGUGGAAGUGUCAGAGGUGGUCUCUCCAGACUCUGCUGCCCCCAUCGCUCCACCCGUCAUCAUCUCACCCAUCUCCAACACCUCAGCCAGAGAGGGAGAAUCCGCUUACUUCCAGUGCAGAGUCCGUGGAGACGAUGUGAAGAUCAGCUGGUUCCACAAGGAGAAGGAAAUCAAGCAGUCAGACUUCUUCAGGAUGUCUCAGUUCGACGACAGCUGCCAGCUGGAAAUCUCCAGAGUUUACCCAGAGGAUGAGGGGGAAUACACCUGCGUGGCCACAAACAACGCCGGGAAAGUGUCCUGCUCUGCCACUCUCACCCUGGAUGUGACUCUUGUGAGGGAGCAGAUCGAAGCCACAGUUGAAGAAGAAGUUAAAGUGCCACCUGUUUUCAGGCAGAAAAUCAACCCUGUAGAGAUCAACGUUGGAGGCCAUGCAAAGUUCGACUGCGAGACUGAGGAUGCGCCGAACGUGACCUUCAAAUGGUACAAAUCUAACAUUGAAAUCAAACAGAGUGAGAAGUACCGGAUCAUCAGCCGCCACACAGGGUCUUCACUGGAGCUCCUGAAUCCUGUGAAGACUGACAGCGGUGAAUACACCUGCAAGGCUUCAAACCAGCACGGCUUUGAUAGCUGCACUGCCUCGCUCAUCGUGACUGAGAUGUAUCCACCAGUGUUUGUUUCAAAACCAGAGCCAAUGACCUUAUUUGUGGGCAAACAAGCUGUUCUCCAGUGCUCACUCACUGGAUCUUCACCAAUGGAGGUUGUCUGGCACAAGGACAACAUAGCCAUCACAUCUGAAGGGAAUUAUGUCAUAAAAAGUGAAAAGAACAAGUAUUCUCUUCACAUUAAAAGUCUUGAGUUGACUGAUCAGGGAGUAUACCUGUGCAAGGCCUCCAACAGUGUUGGCACUGCUACUUUUACCACAGAGCUUACAGUUAUAAGAAAGCCCAGCUUUGUUAGGACCUUUGAACCAACGUCAGCUGCUGUCAAUGACCCACUAAAACUGGAGUGCCAGGUGGAUGAGGACACUGGGGUGACCGUCACCUGGACCAGGGAUGGCAAAAAAGUCCACCUGAGCAUGGACUGUAAGAUAUCCUUUGAGGAUAAGGUGGCAGUUCUUGAGAUUCCCAAGUCCAAGCUCAAGGACUCUGGGAAAUAUGUUUGCACAGCCACAAAUGAGGCUGGGAGCUCAUCCUGUGAGGCUGUGGUAACAGUUCAAGAACCCCCUGCUUUUGUCAGGAAAAUGGAGCCUAAGUUUACCUGGAAGCAGGGUGCAGCUGCACGUUUACAAUGUAGCGUUAAAGGAUCAUCUGAACUUCACAUCCACUGGUUCUGGAAUGAAAGAGAGCUUAGUGAUGGAGAGAAAUAUAAAAUCACCUUUAAGAACGGAGUUGCAUCUGUGGAAAUAUUAAAUCUCCUGGUGACAGACAGUGGAAGUUACAUAUGUGAGGUGUCGAAUAAUGCUGGUAGUGAGAGCUGCAGUACUGUGGUUGCUGUUAAAGAGCCUCCAUCCAUUAGAAAAGAUCUACAGACCGUAGAAGCUGUGAAAGGUGCAGCAGCUCAGCUGGAGUGUGAGAUUUCAGGAACGGCUCCUUUUGAAAUCAGCUGGUUAAAAAAUAAGAAGCCCAUCACAGCUGAUCAGAAAUAUAAAAUCAUCUCCCAAGACUCUCUGUCAAGGCUAGAGAUCCAGACCUUUGAAAGCGCAGACAUUGGAGAUUAUCAGUGUGUCGUUUCCAACGAUGUGGGGAAGGUAACCACCAAGGCCUCAGCUAAACUGAAAGAGCCACCAUCUUUCUCAAAGAGAGUUGAAAGUGUUACAGCCGUGUUGGGAAAUGCAGUGAAACUACAAGGAACCAUAAAGGGCUCAGCUCCCAUCACUGUUAAAUGGAUGAAAGACUCUGAAAUACUCAGAGAUGAUGAUCCAAAUAUCAAGAUGGUUUUUGAGAACAAUGUUGUAAGCCUUUGUAUAACAGCAGUGGCCAUCAACCAUGGUGGCAAGUACUCAUGCCAAGCAGAAAACGAGGCUGGGCAGCAAAAAUGUGAAGCCACUCUGACUGUGCAAGAACCUGCUAGAAUUGUAGAACCUGCGGAGUCCAUUAGUGUGACUGCAGGAGACUCGGCCACGUUGGAGUGUACAAUCUCUGGAAGCCCAGAGCUGAAAGUAAAGUGGUUCAAAGAUGGGAAGGAGAUGAUAAGUGGGCGGAAAUACAAGAUGACGUUGAAGGACAACGUAGCCACCAUGAAAAUUUUGACAGCGGAGAAAGGAGACACUUCGGAGUACAAGAUGGAAGUGUCCAAUAAAGUCGGGAAAGACCAGUGCACAUGCUCAGUCACUGUCUUAGAUCGGAUAAUGCCUCCAACUUUCACCAAGUCCCUGAAAAGAGUCGACGGCAACAUUGGUAAUGAUGUGUCCAUGGACUGCAGGGUGUCUGGGUCCCAACCCAUGACCAUUGUUUGGUUCAAAGAUGACCAGGAAAUAGAGUUGGGAGCCAAAUUUCAAUCGGAGUUCAAAGAUAGCUCUGCCACACUGAGAGUCAGUCAGCUGGAAAAGGCAGACUCUGGAGUUUACAAAUGCAAAGCCACCAACUCGGCUGGCUUUAAAGAAACCAGUGGCACGCUCUACGUCAAAGAGCCCCCAGUGUUCACAGAGAAACCAGAAAACCAGGAUGUUAUACCAGGAGCCAAAGUCUCUUUCAGGGCAGCCUUCACUGGAACUGCUCCUUUGACUGUUAAAUGGUUCAAAGAGGAAAAAGAGAUUGUAACUGGAGGCAUUUAUUUUAUAAAAAAAGAUGCUUCUUCCAGCACCCUGGACCUUCACUCUGUGAAGCCCAGUGAUUCCUCUAAAUACACCUGCCAAGUGUCCAACGAUGCUGGAAAAGUGGAUUGCGCCACAGUCCUUUUUGUGAAAGAACCUCCUGUGUUUGUACGAAAGCUUGAUGCGACCAAGCUCGUCACAAGUGGCAUCUCUACCAGGUUGGAGUGCAAAGUGUCAGGCAGUCCGGUCAUCAGUUUUAAAUGGUUUAAGGAUGAGAUGGAGAUCAGCGCCAGUCCUAAAUAUACAAUCAGUGUUUCUGAUGUAGAAGCAACUCUUGAAAUAUUGAACUGCGCAACUGGGGACAGUGGCGAUUAUGUCUGUGUUGCGUCAAGUGAAGCAGGCAGUGAUCGGUGCAGCAGUACAGUUACUGUCAAAGAACCACCGGUGUUUGUACGUAGCUUGGAGGCCAAAGAUGUUGUGAAAGGUUCUGAGAUGAUGUUGGAGGGCCAAGUCUCUGGCUCUGCUCCAUUCACUGUGUCAUUUUACAAAAACUCCAAGGCAGUCAGAAAUGACAAAAGACAUAAAAUCACAGUGAAAGACGAUCUAGUGGCUCUGCAAGUGCAGGUGGUCGAGGCUGGAGAUGUUGGCUUGUACCAGUGCACUGUUGAGAAUGAAGUGGGGAUGUCAACCUGUGAAUGUCAAGUUACACUCAAAGAACCACCGUCUUUUGUAAAAAAGCUUGAAAAUGUCAGUUCAUUGGUGGGCAGUGAUAUUUCUCUCCAAUGCACACUGAAGGGCUCUGAGCCCAUUACUGUGACCUGGCUAAAGGACAACCAUGAGCUCAAGGAAGCUGAAAAUGUUAAUAUUUCAUAUGAGAACAAGACUGCCCUGCUGCACAUAAAUGGAUUGCACAAUAAACAUGGAGGAAAAUACUCCUGCCAGGCACAGAAUCAGGCUGGUAGCCAGACAUGCUCUGCUGUUCUGACAGUCAAAGAACCAGCUAAGAUCACAGAAGAGGCUAAGUCCAUCAGUGUGACUCAAGGGGAUCCGGCCACACUCGAGGUCAGGUUCUCUGGGACAAAACCACUGAAGGCCAAAUGGCUUAGGGCUGGCAAGGAGCUGACCUCAGGCCAGAGAUUUAAAGUACAGACCACAGACACCAGCUCUGUGCUCAAGAUUCUCAAAACUGAGAAAACUGACAGUGGUGAAUUCACCUUUGAGAUUUCUAAUGAUGUCGGACAAAGUUCUUGCGAGGCCACGCUCACCGUCCUUGAUCAAGUAAUUCCUCCAUCCUUUACGAGAAAACUGAAGCAAACAGAAGGUAUUAAAGGAUCAUUUGCUCAUCUGGAAUGCCUUGUGUCAGGCUCUCUGCCGAUUACUGUCCAGUGGUAUAAAGAUGAGAAGGAGAUUCAGGCUGAUGAUAGACAUAAAUGUACAUUCUUUGAGAAUGUUGCUUGCCUGGAAAUCUCUGAUCUUCACCUUAAAGAUGGUGGAAGUUAUACAUGCAUCGCCAAAAACAAAGCAGGAACAGUCCAGUGCUCAGGCAUCUUGUUUGUAAAAGAACCACCAUUCAUUCUUGAAAAGCCUGAAUCCAUGAAUGUUUUACCUGGAUCAAAGGUCCAGUUUAACGUACUGCUCUCUGGCACACCACCACUGAACAUCAAAUGGUUUAAAAACAAGAAAGAGAUUUUAUCAAGUGCUGAUUGCUCUGUGGUUAAAGACAACACAUCCAGCUCGCUGGAGCUUUUCUUUGCCAAGAGCUCAGAUUCUGGAGACUAUGUGUGUGAAAUUCAGAAUGAUGUGGGAUCCACUUCCUGCCAAGCAACACUUUUCGUCAAAGAGCCUCCUAAGUUCACUCGGACACCGGAUCGUGUGUCCGUAGUGCGUCCCGGGCAAAGCAAAGUGUUUGAGUGCCAGGUGACCGGCACACCUGAAAUAGACAUCUAUUGGUUCAAGGAGGGCUCUGAGAUCAGCGCAAGUGAUCACUUCAAGAUGGCCUUUGUAAACUCUGUGGCUACUCUGGAGGUUUGCGGGGCUGAAACUAAAGAUGGUGGCCUUUAUUACUGUGAGGCUCGUAAUGAGGCUGGCAGUGAGAGCUGCAGCAUGGAGCUCAAAGUGAAAGAACCGCCAAUUUUUAUUAAAGAACUGUCUCCAGCUGAUGUUGUGAAGGGCUCAACAACAUCUUUUGAGUGCCAGAUUGCCGGAACAGGUCCAUUUGAGAUAACCUGGCACAAAGAUGGAAAAGAGAUCAAGCCCAGUGCAAAACAUGGCUUUUCCCAGAUCAAUGACACUUUGACCCUAGAGAUCCACAGAUGUGAUGGUGUAGAUGUGGGUGAAUAUCAGUGUACUGUAGCUAAUGAGGUUGGAAGCUGCACUUGUAAGACAACUCUAAGCCUCAAAGAACCUCCAGCCUUUACCAGGAGGAUUGAGGACAGUGUUAUUGUCCUCGGUAAACUGGCACAGUUUCAGUGUGUGGUUGUAGGUUCUCCAACCCUUUCUGUUCAAUGGCAAAAAGAUGAGAGCUGGAUUUUGGAGGAUCCAAGGAUUGAGAGAACUUUUGAAAACAAUAUGGCGACUCUCAGGAUUUCUGCCUGUGAAGCAUCUCAUGCAGGUAGAUACAGCUGCCAGGUGAUAAACGAGGCUGGGCAGGAUAAAUGCUUCGCCACUCUCACAGUUCAAGAACCCCCUCAGAUCUUAGAGAAACCUGAGGAAAUCAAGGUAACAGUCGGAGAUCCAGUCAGUCUGGACUGUAAGGUGAAAGGCUCACCUGAGCUCAAGGUGAGAUGGAUGAAAGAUGGCAAGGAACUUCAGUCCAUAAGGCAGCACAAGCUUAUCUUUGAGAACAACGUCAGCAGCCUAAAGAUUCAGGGAGCGCAGAAAGCAGAUGAAGGAGAGUAUGUGUUUGAGGUGUCAAACCACAUCAGCAGCUGCUCCUGCAAAGUUAAAGUGGUCGUAUUAGAGCAAGUAAUUCCUCCAAGCUUCAUCAAACCACUUGUAGAAAUGCAGGAGAUUCUGGGCUCAUUUGUUCAGAUUUGCUGUAAAAUAUCCGGUUCCCUCCCAAUCUCUGUGGAGUGGCAGAAAGAUGGGAGUAAAAUCUCCAGUGGUAUCAAACACAAACUGAUCCAGCAGGACAACUCUGUGUCUGUGGAAAUUGAACAGCUUGAGAGACCUGAUGCUGGGUCGUAUUCUUGCAAACUGACCAAUGCAGCUGGGAGCUGUGAAUGUAGUGGAUCCCUCAGGGUCAAAGAGCCUCCCAGUUUUGUGUUGCUGCCCGAGUCACAGGCGGCUCUGCCCAAUGCCACAGUUCGCUACAAAAGCACGUUUACGGGUACACCGCCCUUUAUGGUCAAAUGGUUCAAGGACGACAUGGAGCUCAUGACCGGGCCAACAUGUUUCACAGGCGUGGAUGAAACGUCCUGCUUCUUAGAGCUCUACUCAGUGGCCGUUGCUCAGAGUGGAAUUUACUCUUGCCAAGUCAGCAAUGAUGCUGGUUCUGUACGCUGUAGUGCAGAUUUGACUGUCAAAGAACCACCUGAGUUUGUGCUGAAACUUCCCGCCACUAAGUUUGUAAAGCGGGAUGAAUCACUCCGCCUGGAGUGCAAAGUUCGUGGCACGGCCCCUCUGAAAACGACCUGGUACAAACACGACACCAAGGUCUCGGAUGGGGGCAACUACAGGACCUCGUUUGUUGACUCGGUAGCUGUCCUGGAGCUGGUGUCCAGCAGCUUUGCUGAUGAUGGAGUUUACACCUGUGAAGCUCAGAAUGAUGCUGGCAGUGUGAGCUGCAGCACCACACUUACUGUUAAAGACCCCCCUGCAUUUGUGAAAGUACCCCAGCCCGUUGAGGGGCUGAUGGGUAGGGACGUGAGCUUGUACUGCGAGAUGAGCGGUUCCGCUCCGUUCCAGGUCGCCUGGUUCAAAGACAGGAAACCUCUGAUGGAGAGCAGGAAGUAUAAGAUGGUGGGCGAGGGGAGCUCAGCCACUCUGCAUGUCAUUGGGAUAGAGCCUUCGGACGCCGGCGAGUAUGAGUGCAAAGUUUCAAACAGUGUAGGAAGUGACUCCUGCCACACUUUGGUUAAACUCAGAGAGCCGCCAUCAUUUGUGGAGAAACUGUCCAACAUGACAGUGAUGCUGGGAGAGGAGGUGACCCUUAUGGCCACUGUUAGAGGCUCUGAACCCAUUACUGUGUCCUGGGUUCAGGACAAGGAUCACAUUCUCAGGGACAGUGACAACAGGAAAAUCACCUUUGAGAACAACCAGGUGGCACUUACUGUGUUUAAGGCCGAUGCAACCGUUGCAGGCAGAUACACCUGCCAACUCAGAAAUGAUGCUGGGAGUGUGGAUUGUUUCGCUAACUUGACUGUCCUAGAGCCUGCUAAGAUUGUGGAUAAACCCGAAACUUUGAGCGUGACGGCAGGCGACAUGGCCGCCCUGGAGGUCAAAGUGUGCGGGACGCCGGAGCUCGUCCCCAAGUGGUUCAAAGACGGCAUGGAGCUGGCCACAUCCGGGAAGUACAAGAUCUCCUUCUCGCAGAUGAUCUCCAGUCUCAACGUGCUUUCUACGGAGAAACUGGACUCUGGCGAAUACACGUUCCAGGUCAUGAACCAAGUCGGAAAAGACCUGAGUAAAAUUAAUCUCACCGUUUUGGAUAAGACCGUUCCUCCAUCGUUCACCAGGAAACUGAAGGACUGUAAGAUGACUGUAGGAGAAGCUGCAGAGAUGGAGUGCAAAGUGUCUGGCUCCCCACCUUUUACUAUUUCAUGGUACCACGAUGGUGAGGAGAUACAAAGCGGGCCGAACUGUGAGGUUUCCUUCAGCGACAACAGCUGCACCCUCAGAGUGCCGACCCUGAAGAUGACUGACUCUGGAGUUUACAAGUGCAAAGCCAUCAACAAGGCUGGUUUCAGCGAAACUUCAGCAACUUUGGCUGUCAAAGAACCUCCAUCUUUCGUGGUGCCACUGCAGCCGAUGGAGGCCAUGCCUGGCUCCAACGUGACCUUCUCAGGCAUGGUGAAGGGCAGCGCGCCCCUCACCCUGAAGUGGUUCAGAGGAACCAAGGAGAUGCUGCCAGGGAAGGACUGCAGCUUCACCCUGAAGGACAACCAAGUGACUCUGGAGCUUCACAACGUGAACCGAUCCCAUGCUGGAGAGUACACCUGUCAGAUCAUCAACGAUGCAGGAAAAGAAAGCUGUGCUGUGAAUCUCACAAUCAAAGAACCGGCAGCCUUCUCUAAGAAGCUGAAGGACGUGUCAGUCGAGAAGGGCAAACCUUUAACGCUCGAGUGUUUGUACAUCGGAACUCCAAAGAUCACAGUGAGCUGGUUCAAAGACGGCCAGCAGAUCUUUGCUUCCUACAAAUACAACAUCACCACGACGGAAAGCUCCUGCAUCCUGGAGUGUCUCAGCACAGACGACAAGGAGGCCGCAGGGACGUACAGCUGCCAGGUGUCCAAUGACGCAGGAAAGGACACAAGUGAAGCUGUUGUGUCCAUUUUGGAGCCUCCAUACUUUGUUGAAUCUCUGGAGCCCAUGGAGGUGACAGCUGGUGAUGCUGUGUGUCUGAAGUGCCAGGUGGCAGGGACACCAGAGAUCAAGGUGUCCUGGUUCAAGGCUGACGGCAAAGUGCGGUCUAGCUCCAGCUGUAAGUUGGAGUACUCAAAGGGCGUCGCCAAUCUGAAGCUCAGCAAAGCCACCAAAGCUGACAUUGGGGAGUACACCUGCAAGGCGGAGAACAAGAUCGGCUCUGCCUCCUCCACCUGCAGACUCAAUGUUCUCGAGGCCAAAACACCUCCUUCCUUCCCCAAAAAGAUCACCAGCCUGCAGGAGACAGAAGGUCAAGCGGUGCGUUUUGAGUGCCGUGUCGCCGGCUCAUCACCCAUUGAGGUGUCAUGGCUGAAAGACGGCGAGCCGCUGAUGCAGGGAGGCGAGUUCUCUAUGCUAUAUGACGACAACACGGCUGUGCUGCAGAUCAGCCGUGGCGAAAUGAGGCACUCUGGGGAGUACACAUGCGUGGCGACCAACAGUGUUGGCUCAACUUCCUGCAGAGCCAAACUCACCAUGCAAGAACCCAGAUACGCUCCGGUCUUUGACAGAAAGUUGUCACCGCGGGAGGUGACGGUGGGUGACAGCAUCGAAAUGGAGUGUCACAUGACCGGGUCUGCUCCCAUCAAAGUCACAUGGUCCAAAGACCAUAAAGAUAUCCGCUCUGGUGGGAACUAUAAGAUCAGCUGUGUGGAAAACACCGCCCACCUGACCAUACUGAAGGCGGAUAAAGGUGACACAGGCAAAUACUUCUGCCAUGCCUCCAAUGACAUGGGGAAGGACUCUUGUUCCACUGACAUCUCUGUCAAAGAGCGUAAAAAUCCACCGAUGUUCACCAAAAAGCCCUCGGAGCACAUCGAAGACAUGGAGGGCAAACUGGUAAAAAUUGAGGGCCGAGUCUCCGGCUCUCAGCCCGUUUCAGUCAGCUGGUUCAAAGACGGCAAGGAAAUCCACAGCUCUGACAAAUACGAUAUCAGCUUUAAGAGCAAUGUGGCGGUGCUGUGCAUCAAGAGCAGCCAGGUGACCGACAGCGGCAGGUACUCCUGCCAGGCCUCCAAUGAAGCUGGAAGAGCUUCCUGCGACGUCACUGUGGGCAUCCUGGAAGCCAAGAAGCCUCCAGUGUUUGAUGUUCCACUCAAACCAGUGACUGUGGAUGAAGGCGACAAGCUGAGCCUCAGGUGCCACGUCUGUGGGUCCGCUCCUCUGAAGGUCCAGUGGAUGAAGGACAGGAAGGAGCUUUCAUCAGCCGGCAGCAUCAGGCUCGGCUUCUCUGAUGGUACAGCCAGUCUGGAGAUCAGCUCAGCCUCCAGACACGAUUCUGGCGAUUACCUCUGCAAGGCUACAAAUGAAGCCGGCGCCGAGUUCUGCAAGGCCAAAGUCACAGUGAAAGAGAAACCAGGAGCAGCUAAACCUGAGACUCCAGCAGCAGCUCCAACCAAAAAACUGGAUAAUCUAUUUUUCAUUGAGGAACCCAAAUCCAUGCACGUUACAGAGAAGGGAACUGCCACCUUCAUCGCUAAAGUUGGAGGAGAACCCAUCCCAAGUGUGAAGUGGAUGAAGGGAAAAUGGAGGCAACUCACCCACGGCGGCCGCAUCUCAAUCGUGCAGAAGGGCCAGGAGUCCAAGUUGGAGAUCCGAGAGGUGACCAAGUCGGACUCGGGUCAGUACCGGUGCGUUGCCUCUAACAAGCACGGCGAGAUCGAGUGCAACGCUGACAUGCACGUUGACGGAAAGAAAGAGGCGCCGCAACUAGAGGGAGACCUCCGAGCCAAGCUGAAGAAGACGCCAUCGAAGCAGAAGAGUCCUCAGGAGGAGAAGGACAUCGACAUUGUCGAGCUGCUGAGAAACGUCGACCCCAAAGAGUACGAGAAAUACGCCCGUAUGUAUGGCAUCACUGACUACAGAGGUCUGCUGCAGGCCAUCGAGCAGCUCAAGAAAGAGAGAGGCGAAGAAAGUGGAAGACCGGAAGUGGAACGUGGAGACAGAGAGUCAGAUGAGGACAUGGCUCGGUUGGUGGCCGACCUGCAGAAGAGGAUGGAGAGGACAGAGCCUGUCACCGUAGUGAAGGACAUCUCCAACCAGUCCGUCUUCACCAACGAAGAGGCGGUGUUUGAAUGCGAGAUCAAGAUCAACUACCCAGAGAUCACGCUGUCCUGGUACAAGGGCACGCAGAAGCUUGACACAGACGACAAAUACGACAUCAGCAUCAGCGGCGACCGCCACCUGCUCAAGAUCAAAAGGUGCCAGCCGUCUGACCAGGGCAACUACCGGGUGGUGUGUGGGCCGCACAUCUCCAGCGCCAAGCUCACCGUCACGGAGGUGGAGGUGGAGAAGCACCUGCAGGACACGUCGGGUAAGGAAGGCCAGGCGUGCACUCUGUCUUGUCAGUUGUCUGUUCCUAACGUCGAGGCUCAGUGGUUUAAAAACGGAAAGCAGUUAGAGAUGAAGGGAAGGUAUUCGUCUGAGGUGAAACACAAAGUUCAGAAGCUUCUGAUCAAAGACCUGAAGUCUGAAGACCGGGGCAGAUACUCCUGCAGAUACCAGCACCUGGAGUCCUCGGCGGACCUCAAGGUGGAAGCCGAACAAAUUCAUUUCACCAAGCGCAUCCACAACGUGGAAGUCAACGAGCGCCAGUCGGCCACCUUUGAGUGCGAGGUGUCCUUCGACAACGCAAUCGUUUCUUGGUACAAAGAUACGUGGGAACUGAAAGAAUGCACUAAGUACAACUUCAGAAGCGAGGGCAGGAGACAUUUCAUGGUCAUUCGAAAUGUGACCAUUGAAGACGAAGGCGUGUACUCAGUGAUUGUGAGAUUGGAGCCCAGAGGAGAGGCUAAGAGCACAGCUGAGCUUUAUUUGUCUGGCAAAGAAAUCGAAUUAGCGAUGGUACCGACAGAUUUCCCAGACUCUUCAGUUCAGAGGCCUGAAGUGCCUUCAUCAGAAGAAAUUCAAGAAUCUGCUGAGUUCUAUCAGUAUGAAGAAAAGAUCGAACAGAGAGAAUCAGCUGAAUAUUCGUAUCAGUACGAAGAGGAGGUGCAGCAGAAAGUCGAGUAUCAGAGCUGGACAGAAGAGACUGUAACACAACAGAUUUCAGAGACUAAAGCUGCCAGAGUUGCUGUUGAAGAAAAAGUGGAGACCAUGAAAGUUGAAGUGAGGGAGGAAAUCCCAGCUAAAGUUGAGAAGAAGCCCGAAGAGAAGCCGACUGCAGCUGUGGAGGAACCCAAGAAAAAACCAGAGGCCAGGAAGCCAGUAGAGGAAAAGGUUCCUGCAGUUUCAGUCCCAGAGAAGAAGGAAGUUUCUGCUCCCAAAGAACCAGAGGAGGUGAAGAAGCCAGUCGCUGCUCCAAAAGAGAAGCCCGGACUUCCAACCAAAGAUGAAGCCAAACCUCAGGUUCCAGCUGAGCCCAAGAAACCGGUUCCUGAAGCAAAGCCCAAAGCUGAACCAGAAGCCAAACCCGCCCCAACUCCAAAGGCAGAGCCAGAACCAAAGGCUAAACCUGCUCCAGCUCCUAAAGAAGAACCAGAACCAAAGGCUAAACCUGCUCCAGCUCCUAAAGAAGAACCAGAACCAAAGGCUAAACCUGCUCCAGCUCCUAAAGUAGAACCAGAACCAAAGGCUAAACCUGCUCCAGUUCCUAAAGAAGAACCAGAACCAAAGGCUAAACCUGCUCCAGCUCCUAAAGAAGAACCAGAACCAAAGGCUAAACCUGCUCCAGCUCCAAAAGUAGAACCAGAACCAAAGGCUAAACCUGCUCCAGCUCCAAAAGUAGAACCAGAACUAAAGGCUAAACCUGCUCCAGCUCCAAAAGAAGAACCAGAACCAAAGGCUAAACCUGCUCCAGCUCCAAAAGUAGAACCAGAACCAAAGGUUAAGCCUGCUCCAGCUCCUAAAGAAGAACCAGAACCAAAGGCUAAACCUGCUCCAGCUCCAAAAGUAGAACCAGAACCAAAGGUUAAGCCUGCUCCAGCUCCUAAAGCGGAACCAGAAGGGAAGCCAGUGAUUCCUCCAUCCAAAGCCCCUGAAGAGGCUGCAAAGAUCAAACCUGAACCAGAAGCUCCAAAACCAAAGCCAGAACCGAAGAAAACAAAACCAGAAGUCCUUAAACCUGAACCUCCUAAACCAGAACCUGCAAAACCAACACCAGAACCGAAGGAACCUCAGAAGAAAGUGCCAGAAGAACCAGUAAAGAAGGAGGUGGCUGCUCCUCCACCUCCUUCAGUCCCACAGAAAGUUCAGAAAGAGGCAGAAGAACCUCAGAAGAAGCCAGUUAAAGUUCCCGUGGAAGAAAAAGUUCCUGAUCUCCCGAAAGCAGCAAAGAAACCAGAACCUAAAGCGGCUCCUCCCAAAGAAGAGCCAGCUCAGAAGGACAAAGUUGUUGUGAAGGAGAAGGAGUUGCCUCCAGAACCCAAAGAAGUGAAGCCAGCUCCUCCUCCAGAAGAAAUCAAACCAAAAGUUGGAGAAGCCCCGAAAAGACCUGAAGUUACUCAAAAGAAAAUCCCUCCACCAGAGGAAACAAAACCAGUGGUGAAGCCUGUUGUGAAGGCUGAAGAACCGACUAAGGUGGUUCCAGAAGAAGAAAAGCCAGCUCUGAAAGAUGAAACCAAAGGACCUGUCCAGACACCGGGAGGAGUCCAGAAAGAAACUGUUCAGCAAAAAAAGGGUAAAAUUCAAGUCACAGAGGACGGGACGUUUGAGAUUCCCACCUUGAAGAAAGCAACCAGAGUCAUGAGGGAAGUGGAAGAGGAGCAAGAGGUUGUCACAUUGAAGAAGGUCCCAUCAGUUCCCAUGACAGAAUCUGAAGAGGAAGAAAAACCUCAGAAAGUCACCAAGACCACCGUUUUCCAUGCCGAGGAAAUGGUGCAUGAAGAAGAGUCUUUUGAGAUGUCUGUUGUCACCAGACGGACUGUUGAAGAAAGAAAACCCAGAGAGAAACCUGAGGGGGUGAAAAAGCCAGACGUUAUCAAGCCUAAAGUGGAGGAAGAAAAAGAAACUCCAAAAGACGCUUGGACCCGCCAGAAACCUGCCCCUAAAGAUGAGAAACCAGAAGACAAGAUCUCUCUUAAGAAAACCCCAAAAGCACCAAAAGAAGAGGAACCUGCUCCUCCAAGUACAGCACCAAAAAAAGUGAAAAAGUUACCCAUAUCUGAAGCUGAACCAGAAGUAGUCAAGCUCAAACCUUUUGACAAGCCUGACAAACCUUUAGAAGAGCCAGAGAAAGAUAAGAAGGAGAGGCCAGAUAGAGAUAGUGUGCCUUUCCAGAAGGGAGAAAGGAUCCCCCGAGAGGUGGAACCCAAAGAGCCAGCAAAGAAACCUGCGGAGGCACUCCCUGAGGUAAAGGAGCCUCCAACUAAGGUACCAAAGCCAGCAGAUAAAAAGAAAACUCCAGAGAAAGAGCCAGAGGAGGUCAAAGCACCAACUAAAGGAAAGAAAAUCCCAACAGCAGAACAGGAAGUGGAAAGCGUCAAACUGAAGCCCUUUUCCAAACCUUCCAAAGAAGCUGAGGAGCCUGAGAAGAAACCAUUAGAGGAGAAAGACAGGAAACCAUCUGAUGACCUGCAGCGCCGUCGCACCAGUCCUGAUGACAAACCAAAGGCAAAAGAGUCAGAGGCUAAGCCCAAGAAACCUGACGUCCCUGAAGCUCCUGAGAAAAAGCCAGAGAAGCCAAAGGAAGUAGACACUGCUCCAACAGAGAAGACACCUGACAAGAAGCCUGAAAAGAAGUCUGAGAAGACUCCAGAGGAGGUCAAACCUAAGCCUUUGGAGACAAAAAAAGGAGUUAUACCCAAGGCUAAAGAGGAGAAGGAAGACGUAGCACUGAAGCCAGUGGAGCAGCUCAAAAAGGCAGAGCUGAAAAAGACUCCUUCUCCUAAAGUUGACAAACUCAAGGAGGCAGAAGCAGCUCCAGCUGAGAGGAGGCCAAGCAUUGACAAACUUAAAAAAGAGCCAAAAAGCGUGUCACCCAAAGACUCUGUUGAAGCUGCAACUCUUAAAAAGGUUCCAAAGAAACCAUCACCAGAAGAGGCGAAGGCUGUCACACCAGCAGAGCCUGGCAAAAAGAAAGUUCCCGCAGUGAAGGAGAUCUCUCCUGGGGCUGUGCAAAUAAAGAAAGUUGCCACUCAGCCAGAGGAGGAGGUGUUUGAAGAGGAGGCAGAGGAAGAGGCAGAGCUGGAGGAAGAGGAAGCCUGGGGCUGGGAACUGGUUCCACGGGACAGCUAUGGCUCAGAGGACUGGGAAGGUGAAGGAGAAGAAGGUGCCUUGGAGGUUCCUGGGGUAACCCAGAGAGAGGGGCAGCCGGCAGAGGAAGCAGGAAGAGGCAGAGGCAGAGGGCUAAAACCCAAGCAGACACCAUCGCCCGGAGAGGGCAGAGGUCGGGGCAUGAAACCUGGUGGGAGAGGUGGCCCCACACCACCAGAGGAACCUUUUGCAGGCUUCAAACUCAAAGCCGUUCCCCUGAAGUUCAUCAAGAAGCUGGAAAAUAUUGUCCUCAAGGAGGCCGAGUCCAUUGGCUCAUCGGCCGUGUUUGAGUGUGAGGUUUCACCCUCUACAGCCAUCACCUCCUGGAUGAAAGAUGGCGGCAACCUGCGUGAGAGUCCCAAGCACAAGUUCACCUCUGACGGCAAAGAUCGGAAGCUGCACAUCAUUGAUGUCCAGCUGUCCGACACUGGAGAAUAUACCUGCGUCGCCAAGAAUGCUGGAAAGGAGAUUUCCUGCACUGCUAAGCUCAUAGUUGAAGAGCUUCCUGUAAAAUGGAUCAAGGAAUUGGAACCGGAGAACUCGGCCAUCCUGGGCCAGCCCAUCUACAUAUCCUGCGAGCUGAGCAAAGAGAGGGACGUGGUCUGGAAGAAGAAUGGUGAAGUCCUCAAGAAAAAGGAGGGCAAAAUUCAAAUCAACAUCAUUGGAUUGCAACACGCCGUGACCAUCCAAGGCUCCACACUAGAAGACGCUGGUACCUACACCUGUGAAGUGUCAGGACAGGAGGACGUCGUGACCACCACAAACGUCAAAGUGCUCGAGAUUAUUAAAGACUGGAUAGUAAAACCACUUAGAGACCAGCAUGUGAAACCAAAGGCCAAUGCCACGUUUAAGUGUGAGCUCUUCAGAGACACUCCCAACUGGAAGUGGGUCAAAGGAGAGAAUGAGCUCACUCCAUCAGACAAGGUUGAGAUCACGAAGGACGGAAAGGAGCUGACACUGACCAUUAAGAACUGCCAGCCGGACGAUGUAGCAGAAUAUGCCAUGGAGGUGGAAGGACGCGUCUAUACCGCCAAGCUAACGCUAGGAGAGCGUGAAGCUGAGAUCCUGAGGCCUUUGGCCAGUAUAGAGGUGGUAGAGAAGGAAGAUGCUGCAUUUGAAACAGAAAUAUCUGAGGAUGAUGUUCCAGGAGAAUGGAAACUCAAAGGAGAGGUUUUGACCAGAUCUCCGACGUGUGACAUCCAAAUGGAGGGUACGGUUCGUAGGCUCACACUGAAAAACUGCCAGUUGGAUCAGGCCGGGGAAGUGUCGUACCAGGCCCUGAACGCCAUCACAACUGCAAUGCUAAAUGUCAAAGAAAUCGAGAUGGACUUUGUUGUCCCGCUGAAGGACGUUUCCGUACCAGAAAAGAAACAGGCUAAGUUUGAAUGCACCAUCACCAAGGAUGUCGCCAAGGUCAUGUGGUAUAAAGGGGCUGACAUCAUCACCCCAGACCAAAAGUACGACAUCAUCGAUGAUGGGAAGAAACACAUGCUGGUCAUCAACUGCUGUGAGUUUGAUGACGAGGAUGAAUAUACGAUUGAGGUUUUGGGCAAAACUUCCACAGCUAGACUCACCGUUGAGGGUAUCAGGCUCAGAUUUGUCUCACCACUAAAGGAUCAAACCGUAAAGGAGGGCAGUACAGCUCGCUUUGAGCUGGAGCUCUCUCAUGAGAACAUCCCUGUCACCUGGUACAAGAACGACGUGAAAAUCCAUCCAAGCAGAACCGUCAUCACUCACAUGGACGGAAAGAAACACAUACUAGAAAUUAAGGACGUGACUCUAGACGAUAUCUGCCAAAUUAAGGCAGAGGCCAAAGGAAUUCCUUCCAUGGCCAACUUGACAGUUAUAGAGGGAGAUCCCUACUUCACGAUUAAGCUGCAGGACUAUACUGCAGUCGAGAAAGACGAAGUGGUUCUAGAUUGCGAGCUCAGCAAAGAUGUCGAUGUCAUGUGGUACCACAACGAGGCUGAGAUCAAGGCCUCAAAGAUGGUGGCCAUCAAGGCUGAGGGCAAGCGGAGAACACUAAUCAUCAAGAAAGUUGGUGACAAAGAUAAGGGACAGUAUGUAUGUGACUGUGGGACAGACAAAACGACAGCCGAACUUCACAUCGAAGCUCGGCACAUCAAGGUGGUUCGGCCCAUGUAUGGUGCCGAGGUCUCUGAAGGAGAGACAGUUCGAUUCGAAGUCGAACUCAGUGAGGACGACGUUCACGGCCAGUGGAGGCUAAACGGAGAAGUCCUCAGUCCGUCUGCUGACAUUGAGAUUGUGGAAGAUGGCGCCAAACACACUCUGGUUUUGUACAACUGCAAACUGCCCCAAACAGGGGAGCUUGUGUUCACCGCCGCCAACGCCAAGUGUUCUGCUAACCUGAAAGUGAAGGAGCUUCCCAUCUCUUUCAUUACACCGUUGGCCGAUGUGCAUGUAUACGAGAAAGAUGAAGCUAAGUUUGAGUUGGAAAUUUCACGAGAGCCCAAGAGCUUCCGUUGGCUCAAAGGAACCCAGGAAUUGUCAAACGACGAUAAGUUUGAAAUCCAAGCAGAUGGAAAACAACACACUCUAGUUGUAAAAGCUGCCAGAUAUGAAGACGAAGCCAAAUACAUGUUUGAGGCUGAGGAUAAGAGGACGUCUGGAAAACUGAUUAUUAAAGGUAUUCGCCUUGAGUUUAUCAAGCCAAUUAAAGACGUAACCGUGAAGGAACGAGAAACCGCAGAGUUCAGCGUUGAACUGUCUCAUGACAAGAUUCCAGUAGUUUGGUACAGAAAUGAAGUGCGCCUGCACCCCAGCAAGCUGGUGCACAUGUCGGAGGAAGGAAGAUCUCACACACUGGCCUUCAAGGAGGUCACAAUCGAUGAUACCUCCAUGAUUAAGGUGGAGGCAAUGGGAAAGACGUCAGAGGCAAUGCUAACUGUUCUUGAGGGGGACCUCUACUUUACAGUAAAACUCCAGAACUACACCGCGGUCGAGAAGGACGAGGCGAUCUUGUCCUGCGAGCUGAGCAAGGCCGCCGCCGAGGUCAAGUGGUUCAAAGAUGGUAACGAAAUCUUUGCGUCCAGGAACGUUCUCUUCCAAUCCGAUGGCAGGAAGCGCAUGUUGGUCAUUAAGAAAUCGGCGAAGAAAGACAGGGGGGCUUACACCUGCAACUGUGGCACUGACAAAACCACAGCAGAGCUGAACAUCGAAGAGCGCAACAUUAAGAUUGUCCGCCCGCUGUACAGCGUAGAGGUCACAGAGACCGAGACGGCCUCGUUUGAAACGCAGAUUUCUGAAGACGACAUCCACGCCACCUGGAAACUGAAGGGAGAGACUCUCCACCCGUCUGCUGAUGUGGAGAUAAAGGAGGAGGGAGCACGACACACUUUGACACUCUUCUGCUGCAGAAUGGAUAUGGCCGGAAGCGUUGACUUCUCUGCAGCGAAUGCAAAGUCUUCAGCGCAUCUCAGAGUCAAAGGCCGGGUGAUCUCCCUGGUGAGGCCCCUGAGGAACAUCACAGUGACUGCUGGAGAGACCGCCACCUUCCAGUGCGAGCUGUCCUACGAAGACAUCCCUGUUGAUUGGUACCUGGGGGACACGAAGCUGGAGUCAAGCGACAGAGUUGUAUUCAAGGAUGAAGGGAAAACCUACAGCGUCACGGUGAGAGACGUCCAACUGAGUGAAGCUGGACAAGUCAAACUCAUCGCCAAAGACUUCGAGACAGAGGCCACCCUGUCUGUCAAAGAGCCGCCUGUAGAGUUCACCAAACCUCUGCAGGACCAAACAGUGGAGGAGAAAACCACCGCCACGCUCGAGUGUGAAGUUUCCAGAGCAAACGGAGAGGUCCAAUGGCUCAGGGACGACCAGGAGAUCCGCAAGACGAAGAAGUACGAAAUCCUGGCCGAGGGCUGCAAGAGAACGCUGGUCAUCCAGGAUUGCACCCUGGACGACUCCAAGACCUACACCUGCGACGCCAAAGACUUCAAAACGUCCUGCUUCCUCACAGUCGAAACUGCCCGUGUCGAGUUCUCCAAGCCUCUCCAUGAUGUUGAGGUUCGGGAGAAAGAAAGUGCCAGGUUUGAGUGUGAAGUCUCCAGAGAGGAUGCUAAAAUCACCUGGUUGAAGGACGGAACUGAAAUCAGAAAAGGAAAGAAAUAUGAAAUUAUUGCACAAGGCCGCCAACACAUCCUUCUCAUCCACAAGGCCACAUUUGAUGACGAAGCUGAAUACGAAUGUGAUGCUCAGACCUCCAAAUCCUCCGGCAUGCUCACCGUCGUUGAGGAGGAAACUACUUUCACUAAAAACCUGCCAAACGUCGAGGGAACAGAGACAGACAGCGUGAGGCUGAUCUGUGAGGUCUCCAAGCCCAACGCUGACGUCACCUGGUACAAAGGCGACAAGGAGCUGCCAGACGGCGGCCGCUAUGAACACAUCGUCGAUGGCAAGAAGAGGAUUCUCCUCAUCAAGGACCUGAAGACAGACGACGCCGGAGAAUACAACUGCAGGCUGAGCACCGGCACCAAAACCUCCGGAAACCUCAAGAUCAACGAACUGGCUGCUGAAUUCCUGUCCAGACCUCAGAACCAGGAGGUGGUGGAGGGUCAUAGGGCAGAGUUCACCUGCACCGUCUCCAAGGAAACCUUCAGUGUCAAAUGGAUGAAGGACGGCAAUGAGCUGGAGUCAGGAGACAAGUACGAGUUGGUGAGUGACGGCAAGAAGCGAAGUCUGGUCAUCAAGGCGUCCGAGCUCAAAGACGAGGGCGGAUACGUUGUGGUGAUUGGAGAGACGAGAGCCAGCGCUGAUCUGACUGUGAGCGCGAAACUGAAGGUCAUCACCCCUCUGAGAGACACGGAGGUCAAAGAAGGCCAGGAGGUCGUCCUGAACUGUGAGGUGAACAUCGAGGGAGCCAAGGCCAAGUGGCUGAAGAACGACGAGACUCUGUUCGAGAGCGGCAAGUACGUGAUGGUUCAGAGAGACAACGUCUUCUCGCUGAGGAUCAAAGACGCUCGGAAGGGAGACGAAGCCGACUACAGCAUCACACUGACCAAUCAGAGAGGAGAACAGGCCAAGAGCUCCGGCAAACUCUCCGUCAGAGAGGAGAGUCUGAAAAUCAUGGUUCCUCCGGAGGACAUCGACACUCAGGAGAAGAAGACCAUCAGUUUCUCCUGCAAGACCAACAGACCCAACGCCACUGUGAAGUGGAUGAAGGCCGGCCAGGAGAUCACCUUCAGCAAACGCAUCGUCUACAGGGUCGACAAAGAAAAGCACACGCUCACCAUCAAGGACUGCACGCUGGCCGACGAGGGCGAGUACACGGUGGUCGCCGGGGACAACAAGGCCACCGCCGAGCUGAUCAUCAGCGAGGCGCCAACCGACUUCAGCGCGCAGCUCAAAGACCAGACCAUCACCGAGUUCGAUGAUGCAGAGUUCACAUGCGAGCUGACCAAGGAGAAGGCCGAGGUCAAGUGGUACAGGAACGGACGGGAGAUCAGAGAAGGACCAAGAUACACAUUUGUGAAAGACGGAAAGUUCUGCACGCUGCGGAUCAAGGAGUGCAGGCCGGAUGACGAGUGUGAAUACGCCUGCGGAGUCGACGAUAAGAGAUCCAGAGCCAGGCUCUUUGUUGAAGAGAUUCCAGUGGAGAUCAUCAGACCUCCACAGGACGUGUUUGAGCCUCCGGGCUCGGACAUCGUGUUUGAGGUGGAGCUCAACAAGGACCGGGUGGAGGUGAAAUGGCUGCGCAACAACAUGACCGUCGUCCAGGGAGACAAGUUCCAGAUGAUGAGCGAGGGGAAGCUGCACCGGCUGCAGGUCUGCGAGAUCCGACCCAGAGACCAGGGACUGUACAGAGUCAUCGUCAAAGACAAGGACGCCAAGGCCAAGCUGGAGCUGGCAGCUGUUCCUCAGAUAAAGACCACCGAUCAGAGCUACGUCACAGACGCCGGGAAGCCCAUCGUCUUGGCCGUCCCGUACAGCGCCUACCCUCAGGCCGAGGCUGACUGGCUGUACGACAACCAGAGUGUGUCCAAAGACAACAUCUACACCUCCGCCGAGCGCACCGAGUACCGGCUGAAGGACCCGAAGAAGUCGGACCAAGGACGCUACAAGAUCGUCAUCAAGAACAAACACGGACAGGGAGAAGCUUUCAUCAACCUGGACGUCAUCGAUGUUCCCGGACCUGUGAAGAACCUUCAGGUGGUCGACACCGCGGACGGCGAGGUCAGCCUGGCGUGGGAGGAGCCUGAGAAUGACGGCGGCAGCAAAGUGAUCAGCUAUGUGGUUGAGAGGCGCGAUGUGAAGCGUAAGACCUGGACUCUGGCCACCGAUCACUCAGAGAGCCCCGAGUACACAGUGACGGGGCUGCAGAAGGACUCCUUCUACUUCUUCAGAGUCAGCGCCAGAAACAGGGUCGGCAACGGACCCUUUGUUGAGACGGACGAAGCUGUCCAAGCAAAGAACAAGUUUGACGUUCCUGAAGCUCCUCUGAACGUUGACGUUGGAAACGUAACCAAGUUUGGCUGCACCGUCUCCUGGGACCCUCCAGUGUCAGACGGAGGCUCUCCCAUCACCUCCUACAUCGUGGAGCUGCGCGACAGGACGUCGGUGAAGUGGUCGCCCGUCCAGGUGACGAAAGCCGGCGAGCUCAGUGCCAUCAUCAAUGAUGUCAUCGAGAACAAGGAGUACAUCUUCAGAGUCAAAGCUGAGAACAAAGCUGGCGAGGGCAAACCCAGCGCCGCUUCACGACCUGUUAAGAUCAUGGAUCCAAUUGAACGUCCCAGUCCACCACAGAACCUGACCUGGCAGGACCAGAACAAGAGCUCAGUGCAGCUCACCUGGGAGACGCCUCUGAAAAACGGCGGCAGCAUCAUCACAGGCUACAUCAUCGAACGCUGUGAGGAGGGAACCAACAAGUGGCUCCGCUGCAACGCACGCCUCUGCCCAGAUCUCUUCUACAAGGUGUCUGGUCUGAAAUAUGGAACCAAGUACAACUAUAGAGUGUUUGCUGAAAAUGCUGCUGGAGUUUCUGAACCGUCAAACGUCAUCGGACCUCUGCUGGCAGACGACCCACAUUUUGCUCCAUCCUUUGACCUGAGUGCUUUCAAAGACGGCCUGGAAGUGAUCGUCCCUCAGCCUCUCACCAUCAGAGUUCCUAUCACCGGAUACCCGACCCCCGUUGCCAAGUGGACCUUCGGAGAGAAGGAGGUGACGACCGCAGACGAACGCGUCUCCUUGAUGACCAAGUCCACUUUCACAGAACUUAUGAUCACGCCGAGCGUCCGGCCAGACAAAGGCAUCUACACACUCCACCUGGAGAACGAUGUCACCUCUGUGUCUGGAGAUAUCGAAGUCAACGUCAUCGCUGCACCCAGCGCUCCCAAGGACUUCAAGGUUCUAGAGGUGACCCGGCAGCACGUCCAUCUUAGCUGGGAGGCUCCAGAACACGAUGGAGGAAGUCCUCUAACCGGCUAUCAGGUGGAAAAACGGGACGUGUCCCGCAAGACCUGGGUGAAGGUUGUAUCAGGGAUCCAGGAUCUGGAGUUCACCGUCAUCGAUGUGGUUGAAGGGAAAGAGUAUCUGUUCAGAGUCACCGCCUGCAACAAGUGCGGCCCAGGAGAGCCAGCAUACAUCGAUGAGCCCGUCAACGUCUCUUCUCCAGCCACUGUGCCAGACCCACCAGAGAACCUGAAGUGGAGAGACAAGUCAGCCAGUGGCAUCUUCCUCACCUGGGAGCCGCCAAAAUAUGACGGUGGCACCGGCAUCCGAGGCUACAACGUGGAGCGCUGCCAGAGAGGCACAGAUAAGUGGGAGCCCUGUGGAGACACAGUACCAGAGCUGAAGUGCCAGGUGACCGGUCUGAUCGAGGGCGAGUGGUACGCCUACAGAGUCCGAGCUCUGAACCGACUCGGAGCCAGCCGGCCCUGCAAGCCCACAGACGAGAUCCAGGCUGUUGAUCCUAUAGAGGCUCCAGAGAUCCAGCUUGAUGCCAAGCUUCUGGCCGGUCUGACGGCCAAGGCUGGCAGCAAAAUCGAACUCCCAGCUGAAGUUAAGGGUAAGCCUGAACCCCGAGUGAAGUGGACCAAGGCUGACCUGGUUCUGAAGCCAGACGACAGGGUGUCCAUCGACACCAAGCCGGGACAUUCCACCGUCACCGUUGCUAAGACCAAGAGAGACGACAGCUCCACCUACAUCAUUGAGGCGACCAACAGCAGCGGCCGUGCCACCGCCACUGUGGAUGUCAACAUCCUUGACAAACCUGGUCCUCCUGCUGCCUUCGACAUUUCUGAGAUCACCAAUGAAACCUGCCUCCUGGCCUGGAACCCGCCACGCGACGACGGCGGUUCCAGAGUUACCAACUACAUCGUGGAACGCCGAGCUGUCGACAGCGAGAUCUGGCACCGGCUGUCCUCCACCAUCAAACAGACCACGUACAAGGCAGUCGGCCUGGUCAAGUUCAAGGAGUACAUCUUCAGAGCGUUCGCUGAGAACCAGUUUGGUGUUGGUCCACCAGCUGAACACCCGCCCAUCAUCGCCAGAUAUCCAUUUGACACCCCUGGGGCUCCCUACAAACUGGAGCCUUCAGACAUCGCCAAAGACGCCGUGACCCUGAACUGGUACGAGCCGGAUGAGGAUGGAGGCAGCCCCAUCACAGGCUACUGGGUGGAGCGAUACGAACCGGACCAUGACAAGUGGAUAAGAUGCAACAAGCUGCCCAUCAAAGACACCAACUACAGAGUGAAAGGUCUUCCCACGAGGAAGAAGUACAAGUUCAGAGUCCUGGCUGAAAAUCUGGCUGGAACUGGAAAACCCAGCAAAGAGACAGAUCAAAUCCUUAUCAAAGACCCUAUUGAUCCUCCUUGGCCUCCUGGUAAACCCACAGUGAAGGAUGUAGCCAAGACUUCCUGCUUCCUUACUUGGACCAAACCCGAGCAUGAUGGCGGGGCCAAGAUCGACAGCUAUGUCAUCGAGAUGUUGAAGAGCGGAACCACAGACUGGAUCCGUGUGGCAGAGAACAUCAGCAUCCUGGAGUUUUUCCUGAAGGGCCUGAUGGAGAAGCAGGAGUAUUCGUUCAGAGUGAGAGCCAUCAACGUGGCCGGGGAGAGUGAACCCAGCGAGCCCAGCGACCCGGUUCUGUGCAAGGAGAGGCUGAAUCCUCCAUCAGCUCCUCGAUGGUUGGAGGUCGUGAGUAUCAGCCGGAGCAGCGCUGACUUGAAGUGGACGGCUCCGGAGCGUGACGGAGGAUCUCGCAUCACCAACUACAUUGUGGAGAAGCGCGACGCCAGGCGUAAAGGCUGGCAGGCCGUGGACACCACGGUGAAGGAGCUGAAAACCACCGUGACGCCGCUCAACGACGGAGCUCUGUACGUGUUCAGAGUCGCCGCAGAGAACGCCGUGGGUGUCGGACCGUUCUGCGAGCUGGAGGACUCCGUGUUGGCCAAGGAUACUUUCACUACUCCUGGGCCGCCCUACGCACUCACCGUCUACUCUGUGACCAAAAAGUAUGUGGACCUGGAAUGGGAGGCACCUAAAAAUGACGGCGGUAGACCCAUACUCAGGUACUCUAUUGAGAAGAAGGAGAAGCUUGGAACGCGCUGGGUGAAAUGUGGAAAGACUUCUGGUCCAGACUGUAAAUACCGGGUAACGGAUGUUAUUGAGGGAACAGAAGUCCAGUUCCAGAUCCGGGCUGAGAAUGAGGCUGGAGCCGGACACCCGUGUGAACCUACAGAGAUCUUGACCAUUGAAGAUCCAACAGGAAUCCCAUCUCCUCCCAUCGAGCUCCAUGUAACCGGAGCCAGCAGGGACUUCCUAUCCAUCGCCUGGAAGCCUCCGCAGCAGGACGGCGGUUCCCCGAUCCGCGGCUAUCACAUCGAGAUGUGCGAGGCCGGAACUGAGAAGUGGAUGAGAGUCAACUCCCGUCCGGUGAAGGAGCUGAAGUACCGAGUGGAGGAGGGCAUCGUCCCUGAGAAGGAGUAUAUUCUGAGAGUGAGGGCCAUCAAUUCUGUAGGAGAGAGUGAGCCCUCCGACAUCUCAGAAAACGUCUUUGCCAAAGACUCUGACUGUAACCCAACACUGGAGUUCCAGACUCUGGACCUCGUUGUGGUGGAAACAGAGAAGCUUCACAUCCCGGUUCCCUUCAGAGCCGUCCCGUCUCCCAAAAUCACCUGGCACAAAGACGGCAAGGAGCUGAAGGCUGAUGAGCGUCUCAUGUUCAGGAAGGAGUACACUUCCUGUCACCUGGAGAUUGACAGCAGCCUUCACCCCGAUGCUGGAGUUUAUAAAGUGACUCUGGAGAACAAACUGGGAAGUGCCAGUGCAACCAUUAACGUGAAAGUCAUCGGUCUUCCUGGUCCCUGCAAAGAGAUUGUUGCAUCAGAAAUCACAAAGAGCUCAUGUAAAGUUUCCUGGGAUCCUCCAGACUACGACGGUGGCAGCCCGAUUCUUCACUAUGUCCUUCAGCGGCGUGAGGCUGGUAGGAGGACCUACGUCAACAUGAUGUCUGGAGAGAACAAGGUGAGCUGGAUGGUGAAAGACCUCAUCCCCAACGGAGAGUACUACUUCAGAGUCCAAGCCGUCAACAAGAUUGGAGGAGGAGAGUUCAUCGAACUGCGCAACCCCAUCAUUGCAGAGGACCAAAAACAUGCUCCUGAUGCGCCAGUGGACGUGGAAACCCACAACCCCACUUCCAGCACUAUAACCCUGACCUGGAAGCCUCCUAUGUACGAUGGCGGCGCCAAAAUCAUGGGCUACAUUCUGGAGAGGCAGCAGAAGGGCGAGGACAAGUGGGAGAGGUGCAAUGACUUCCUGGUUCCUGUCCUGUCCUACACAGUCAGAGGACUAACAGAGGGCAAGAACUACAUGUUCAGAGUCAAAGCUGAAAACGCUGCUGGCAUCAGUGAUCCGUCACGCAACACAUUGUUCGUUAAGGCCUCUGAUGCUGUUGAUCCUCCAAAGGUUUUCCUCAGUGGUAGCCUGCAGUCCGGUCUCAGUGUGAAGCGAGGCUGCGAGAUCUGCCUGAAUGCCAAUAUUUCUGGCUCACCGUACCCUCAGAUCACCUGGUACUGGAACAACCAGGUGAUCCAACCUGAACCACUCCGCAAGAGACCUGAGAAACCCCUGAAGAAGAAGCCAGAGAAGAAGGAGGAGGAGAAGAAAGAAGGAGAGGAGAAAAAGGAAGGAGAGGAGAAGAAAGAAGGAGAGGAGGAGAAAAAGCCAGAGGGAGAAGCGGAGACUAAAGAGGAGAAGAAGGAGGGAGAGGAAAAGAAAGAAGGAGAGGAGAAGAAGGAGGAGGAGAAAAAGCCAGAGGAGGAAGCUGCUGAGCCAGAGGUGGAGGAGCCUGACUAUCCCACCAUAAAUGAACGUCUGACCAUCGAUAACAGCCACAGGGGCGUGUCCUCCAUCGUCAUUAAUGAGUCAGUCCGCCCAGAUCAUGGGGUCUACAUGGUGAAGGUGGAGAAUGACCACGGCAUUGCCUCAGCAACCUGCGAGGUCAACGUGCUCGAUACUCCUGGUCCUCCCGUGAACUUUAGGUUUGAGGAAGUGAGGAAGAACUCAGUCAUUUGCAAGUGGGAUCCUCCUCUGGAUGACGGUGGCAGUGAGAUCCUCAACUACACCCUGGAGAAGAAGGACAACUCCAAGCUGGAGUUCGGCUGGAGUUGUGUUACCAGCACACUGAGAGGCUGCCGCUACCUGGUGCCCAAACUCAUUGAGAAGAAAGAGUAUAUCUUCAGGGUCGUAGCUGAAAACAAGUUUGGCCCUGGUACACCAUGCGUUUCCAAACCUCUCAUCGCCAAGAAUCCUUUCGAACCUCCCGAGGCUCCAGAUAAGCCACAGAUUGACGACAUCACAGCCAACAGCAUGCUGGUCACUUGGGACAUACCAAAGGACAAUGGCAGCCCUAUUCUGGGAUACUGGGUGGAGCGCAGGGAGAUCAACAGCUCACACUGGGCACGUGUCAACAGGAACAUCGUCCCAGACACGGAGCUGAACGUCGAAGGUCUCCUGGAGGGACUCACUUACAUCUUCAGGGUGGCGGCUGAAAACCAGGCCGGCCCUGGAAAGUUCAGUCCUCCCUCUGAGCCUAAGACAGCACAGGCUCCUAUCUUGCCACCUGGACCUCCCAUUGCCAGAGUGGUGGUAACCACUGACCACUCCAUCGAAGUAGAGUGGGAUCCUCCUGCCGACAAUGGUGGAGGAGAGAUUCAGGGAUACCAUGUGGAUAAGGCAAUGGCUGGUACCAAGGACUGGUCUAGAUCAACAGAACGUCCCUGGAAGCAGCGUAACUUCACCGUCUACGGAGUUCGUGAGGGAGCGAAGUACACAGUCAGAGUCAUCGCCUGCAAUGCUGCAGGAGAAGGAACACCUGGUUUCACAGACGCUGUUUUUGUCCGGAACCCAGCAGAGAUUCCAGUAAUUGACAUGGACCUUGCCAUCAAGAAUGGCAUAAUCAUCAGAGCUGGAGAAACGCUACGUGUUCCUGCUACAGUCACUGGUAAACCCUAUCCAUCCAUCACCUGGACAAAGGAUGAUGGCAAACCAGAUAAAGACCGUGUGGAGCUCCUCAGUGAGGGCAAUGACAGUGUUGUCUCAAUCAAGAAUGUCCAGAGGCAGGAUUGUGGAAAGUAUCAGAUCUCUGCCUGCAACCCCAGUGGCUCCAAGUCUGCAUCAACCAGAGUGGAAGUGAUGGAUGUCCCUGGUCCUGUCAAGGACUUGAAGCCAGUCGUUGUUACUCGUAAGAUGAUUUUCCUGAACUGGGAUGACCCAGAAGAUGACGGAGGCAGCGAUCUGACAGGCUUUCUUGUGGAACGAAGGGAUGCCAAGAUGCACACAUGGAGGCAGCCUGUUGAAACCGCUUCGUCCAAGUGCGAGUGUGUAGGAAUCAUGGAGGGACAGGAGUACUUCUUCCGUGUCAUCGCCAAGAACAAGUACGGUUUGGGUGUUCCCGUUGAGCUGGGACCCAUCAAAGCUGUGGAUCCUCAGGGUCCACCAUCAUACCCUGAAAAGUUCCACUACACAGAGAGGACCAAAAACUCCAUCACUCUGGCAUGGAAGCCACCGCGCAGUGAUGGUGGCAGCCCAGUUAUUGGGUACUUUGUAGAGAAGAAGAGGCAAGACCAACAGGCCUUUGAACCCUGCAAUACAGAGAUCUGCCCCAACAUGACUCUCACUGUUGAAGGCCUGGAGGAGGCUUGGAUGUAUGAGUUCAGAAUCAAGUGUGCCAAUCUUAUUGGAGAGAGUGAGCCAUCCAUUCCACUGACUGUAGUAAUUCAAGAUGAUGAAGUUGGUCCUGAGGUCCACAUGCUGAAGCACUUUACUGCUGACUGCAUUACUGUGAAGAAGGGUGAGCCUAUUGAAAUUCCCGCUGAUAUCAUUGGACUCCCCAUCCCAAAGAUCGAGUGGUCCAAGGACGACGUCCUAAUUGACAAGCCGACAGAGACACUGCUGAUGGAAACAGAGGUGACUGGAAGGUUGAAUGCCAAGACCACACUAUCAAUCCCAGCUGCCAACAGGAGGGACCGCGGCAGCUACACUGUGUCAGCAUCCAACAACAUGGGCUCAGCCAAACACACCGUCUAUGUCAUGGUGCUUGACCGACCAACCCCACCCAGGAAUCUGGCUGUGUCAAACAUCAGGGCCGAGUCUUGCUACUUAAACUGGGACCCACCAGUUGAUAAUGGUGGAAGCGAGCUGACCAACUACAUUAUUCAGAGGAAGGAAGUGCGUAAAGACCAGCCUGAGCCAGAAGAGGGAGAAGAGGCUCCACCAGAGCCGCAGUGGGAAGUGGUCAACAAUGCCGUAAUUGAAAGGAAAUUAGGGGUGUGGGAGUUGGACACCAGCAAGACCUAUCUGUUCCAAGUCAGAGCCGAAAACAAGUACGGCAUAUCUGACCCGUGUACAACGGAGGAAGUCCUUAUCACAGAUCCAUUUGGUCUUCCUGGCCCACCACAGAAACCAACUAUUGCAGAAUACUCCAAGACCUCCAUGACACUAACAUGGGAGCCUCCUAGAGAGACUGGAGGCUCAAUGAUCACUGGGUACUGGCUGGAGAAGAGAGAGAAAGGAACAGACUAUUGGGCCAAAGUUAACAAGACGCCAGUCACUAAAAGAGGCACGAAAGGUUGGGAGUAUCAGGUGACUCGACUGUUUGAAGGAACUGAGUACGAAUUCAGGGUUGCUGCCUCCAAUUCAGCUGGAACUGGACCAUUCAGUGGGCCGUCUGACUCUGCCUUUGCAGUUGAUCCGAUCACUCCUCCAAGCAUGCCUGCUGCUCCUGAGGUUGCUGAUAAAACGAAGCAUAGCGUCACGCUGUCCUGGAAGCCACCGGAGAGUGACGGAGGAAGCCCCAUUAAGGGCUACAUUAUCCAGAUUCAGGAUGAAGGCUCAUCAGAGUGGCACAAAAUCAAUGACAUUGAUAGCCUGCACCCCACCACAGAGUUCACUGUGCCCAGUCUCCGUGAGUUGAAACGCUACCGCUUCAGGAUCAUUGCUGUCAACGACAUCGGCGAGUCCGACCCCAGCCCACGCACCAGCGAAGUUCUGAUAGAGGAUGUCCAACUUCCUCCUGUCAUUACAAUUGAUGUCAUGGCUGAGGAACUAGUCAACAUUCGUGCUGGAGAUCCAAUCAGGAUUCCCGCAACCAUUAAGGGCCGGCCUGCUCCCAAGGUUACAUGGGACUACGAAGGCAAAGCCAAGAGCGAGAAAAAGAACAAACUGCACACAAUCCCUGUUGAGGCUCAGGUUGAGUCCACAGACACCACCUCAGUCGUGAACAUUCCUGUGAGCUUGAGGAGUCAUUCUGGACGUUACACCAUCACAGCCAAGAACAAGUCUGGACAGAAACAUGUCAACGUCAGAGUCAUUGUCGUCGAUGUUCCUGGACCUCCAAAGGACCUGAAGGUCACUGAUGUAACCCGUUCCACCAUGAGGCUGAUCUGGAAGCUCCCUGACACUGACGGAGGAGAGAGGAUCAAGAGCUACUUCAUUGAGAAAAAGUCUGUGAUUGACAAGGCCUGGACCAAGGUGAAUGCCGCUUGUGCUAGCCAGGCCUUUGUGGUUCCAGGCCUGCUUGAGGGUCAGGAUUACCUGUUCAGGGUUCGAGCAGAAAACAGACUCGGAUUUGGUCCUUUUACCGAGACAACCGAACCCAUCAGAGCCAGAGAUCCCAUCUACCCACCUGACCCCCCAACCAAGCUGAAGGUAAACCUAGUCACAAAGAACACGGUCACUCUGAGCUGGGAGCCUCCAAAGAACAACGGCGGCUCACCUGUAAAACAUUACAUCAUCGAGCGUCUGAGUUGGGACACCAGCAGCAAGGAGAAGGAGGCCUGGAAGCAGUGCAACAAGAGAGACGUGGAGGAGCUCACCUUCAUUGUGGAGGACCUGAAGGAGGGAGGAGAAUAUGAAUUCAGAGCAAAAGCUGUGAAUGCAGCUGGACCCAGCCGACCUUCUGCCACUGUUGGACCUCUGGUCAUCAAGGAUCAGACAUGUCCUCCCACCAUUGAGCUGCGUGAAGCCAUGGAGGGCGAGGAGGGCUGCGACGUCAGCAUCGUGGCGAGGAUCAGCGGCUGCCCCUUCCCAACGCUGACCUGGCACAAGGCCAGCUUGGCCAAACCCGAGGAAAAGGCUGCUGUCCAGUAUGACCAGCAUAUCAACAAACUGGUGACCCCAGACAAGUGCACACUGUUGAUCCAGCAGGCCAGCCGGAACGACAGCGCCCUCUACAGCCUGACGGCCAGUAAUAGCCUGGGUACUGUCUCCAAGGACAUCAAGCUGGCAGUGCUGGGACCUCCUGGCCCACCAGUGGGUCCGAUCAAGUUCACAGAGGUGUUUGCGGAGAGGAUCGGCCUGGCCUGGAACCCUCCCACAGAUGAUGGUGGAUCCAAGAUCACCAACUAUGUGGUUGAGAAGCGUGAGGACAACAGAAAGACAUGGGUCCACGUCUCCAACGACCCGAAAGAGUGCGCCUAUGUGGUGACACGUCUUACAGAGAACCACGAGUACGAGUUCAGAGUCAUGGCCCAGAACAAGUUUGGAGUCGGACCGGCAGUGAUCAGUGAGCCUGAGAAGGCCAGAAACCUCUUCACCGUUCCCGGUCAGUGUGAGAAACCAACAGUUACUGAAGUCUGUCUGGAGUCCAUGACCGUCAACUGGGAUGAGCCCAAAUAUGACGGCGGAUCCCCCAUCACCGGCUACUUCGUCGAGAAGAAGGAGACCACUUCCAAACGCUGGACCCGUGUUACCCGGGAACCAAUCCGUGCGCUCCCACUGGGCAACAACUGGGACGUUACAGGCCUGCUGGAGGGCGCCCUGUACCAGUUCAGGGUGAUCGCCAUCAACGCCGCCGGCUGUGGUCUGCCUAGCUUGCCCUCUGACCCUGUACUCUGCAGAGACCCCAUCAAGCCUCCAGGGCCACCUUACCCGAAGGUGAUGGACUGGACUAAAUCAACGGUGGAGCUGGAGUGGCUCCCUCCCUCUACAGACGGAGGGUCCAAGGUGACAGGUUAUAUUGUUGAGUUGAAGGAGAUAAACAAGGAGGAAGAGGAGAAGAAAGCCAAGAGGAGGCUGCUGUUGAGCGAAGCUGAGGAAGAGAAGGAGCCUGAAAGCGACGAGAGCUGGAAGAAGGCAAAGGACACAGAGAUCAGAGGAACUAAGUUUGUUGUGACCGACCUGAAAGAAGGAGGGCUGUACCAGUUCAGAGUCCGGGCCGUGAACUCUGCUGGCGUGGGAGACCCAGGUCUCGUGUCUGAGCUGAUCGAAGCCAAAGACAGAACAAUUCCUCCUGAGAUGGACCUUGAUGCCUCAGUGAAGGAGAAGAUUGUGGUCCACGCUGGAGCCACCAUCCGCAUCAUCGCCUAUGUGUCAGGCAAACCCGCCCCGCAGAUCACCUGGUGCCGUGACGACGCCGAGGUGCCCAAAGAGGCCGUGGUGGAGACGACGGGCAUCUCUAACUCUCUGGUCAUCAAGAACUGCAGACGGCAACAUCAGGGCAUGUACACACUCAGCGCCAAGAACGAGGGAGGCGAGAGGAAGAAGGCCGUCAUCGUUGAGGUUCUUGAUGUUCCUGGACCUGUCGGUCUUCCCUUCGCUGGUGAGAAUCUGACCACCGACUCCUGCAAACUGACCUGGUACUUCCCUGAAGACGACGGCGGCUCGGCCAUCACCAACUACAUCAUUGAGAAACGAGAGUCCGACCGAAUGGGCUGGACCUCGGUGUCCUACACGGUGACGAGGAACAACGCUGUGGUGCAGGGACUGAUCGAAGGCAAGGGCUACUUCUUCAGGAUCGCAGCUGAGAACAUCAUCGGAAUGGGACCUUUCAUCGAGACCGACAAGAUGGUCCUCAUUAAAGACCCAAUCUCCGUCCCGGAGCGUCCGGAGGACCUGAUUGUCACAGGUGUUACCAAGGACUCCAUCUCUGUUGCCUGGAGACCACCCAAAUACGACGGUGGUGCAGAGGUGACCUCCUACGUCCUUGAGUCCCGAAUGGUGGGCCGUGACACUUUCACUCGGAUCGGAGGCGAGGACAAGCUGAUGGACAGGAAGUUCACGCUAACUGGACUGAAGGAAGGCUCGAGUCACGAGUUCAGAGUUUCAGCCGUCAACCAGGUUGGGCAGGGCAAGCACUCCUUCCCCACCAAACCUGUGCAGUGCAAGGACGAGCUCGAGCCACCUACUUUGGACCUGGACUUCAGAGACACGAUGAUGGUCAAGGUGGGAGAUCCAUGCAUGCUAUCAGGACGUUACAGCGGCAAGCCAGCCCCGACAAUCACCUGGACGAAGAACGACGAAGAGCUUAAAUCAGACGAAGAGAUCAACCUUCACAGCACCGCACGCCACCUCAGCCUGAACAUCAGCAAGGCCAAGAGAGAACACAGUGGCCGCUACUGCGUCAGCGUCGAGAACGCCGCCGGGCCUCGCACCGGAAUCUGCACCAUCACUGUAGUUGACCGUCCUCAGCCACCAGAGGGCCCCGUAGUGUUCAAUGAAGUCUACAGAAACUACAUGGUCAUCUCCUGGAACCCUCCUCUAGAUGACGGCGGCUGCGCCAUCUCCAACUACAUCAUCGAGAAGAGAGACACCAACAGAGACCUGUGGAUGCCCGUCACCUCUUCCUCCACCAGAACCUCCUGCAAGGUGCCAAAGCUGAUCGAAGGUCGUGAGUACAUCAUCCGGAUCAUGGCUCAGAACAUGUACGGCAUCAGUGACCCACUCCUGUCAGCGGAGACCAAAGCUCGAGAUGUCUUCAAGGUACCUGAUGCGCCAAAGCAACCCACAGUGAAGGAAGUUUACCAUGACUGCGCCCUGAUCAGCUGGGAGCCACCUGCUGAUGGAGGAAAACCAAUCACAGGUUACAUUGUGGAAAGGAAGGAGACCAAGGCCAGCAGAUGGGUUCGCUGCAACACAGAAAGAAUCUACCCCAAAGUGGAGUACUGUGUGAUGGAGCUGCUGCAAGGCUGUGAAUACGAGUUUAGAGUCAGCGCUGAGAACGUAGUGGGAGCUGGCGACCCGAGUCCACCAUCCAAACCAGUUUUUGCAAAGGAUCCCAUCGUGAAAUCUAGUCCACCUGUCAACCUUUGCGCCAUCGACUUCACCAAAGAGUCAGUGACUCUGUCCUGGGAGCCGCCCACCGACACCGGACGAGGCAAGAUCUUCGGAUACCUGCUGGAGUUCCAGAAGGCUGGGCAAGAGGAAUGGAGCAAGGUGAACCAGACUCCAGAUUCCUGCCAGGAGACCAGGUUUAAGGUGAUAGACCUGGAAGAUGGUGCUCUGUACCGCUUUAGAGUCAUGGCUGUGAAUGCAGCUGGAGAGUCUGACCCAACCAACCUGAAGGAGCCAAUCAGAGUACAGGAGAGACUUGAGCCUCCAGAGUUGAUUCUGGAUGCUGGAAUGACCCGAGAGGUGAAGGCCAUGGCUGGUACUCACAUCACCCUGAUGGCCACCAUCAAAGGCGUGCCAUUCCCCACAGUCACCUGGAAGAAGAACGAUGCAGAGGUUCCUACCAGAGCUGACAUUGAGACAAACCAGGCUGGUACAAAGCUGGAGAUGAGAUUCUGCAACCGUGGAGACUGCGGAGACUACACUCUGACGGUGGAAAACUCGGCCGGUUCCAAGACUGCUACCUGCACUGUGCUGGUUCUUAAUAAACCUGGUCCUAUUCAGCACCUCCGGGUGUCUGACGUCAGAAGUGACUCCGCCUACCUGUCAUGGAAGGAUCCGGAAGACAAUGGCGGCUCACGCAUCACUAACUUUGUGGUAGAGAAGAAAGACACUGCAUCCACUCAGUGGGUUCCUGUCUGCUCCACCUCCAAGAAGCGCAGCAUGAUGCUAAAGCACCUGAUGGAGGGCACAUCCUACUCAUUCAGAGUUGCUGCUGAAAACCACUAUGGCCGAAGCGAAUUUGUUGAGACACCAAAAGCUAUAAAGGCAAUGAACCCUCUCUUCCCUCCUGGUCCUCCUAAAGACCUGCAUCAUGCUGAUGUGGACAAAACAGAGGUCUGGUUGGCCUGGAACUGGCCUGAUCGCGAUGGAGGAAGUGAGAUCACUGGCUUCUUUGUGGAGUAUCAGGAAGAAGGAGCCAAAGAGUGGGAAGAAUGGAAGACUGUGAGCAUCCCAGAGAGUCAUGUUACCGGCUUGGAGGAAGGAAAGACUUACCGCUUUAGAGUGAGGACUGAAAAUGCCAUUGGCCUCAGUAGACCUGACACCACACUGCCCAUCCUCUGCCAGGAGAAACUAGUCCCUCCAAUUGUCGAGGUAGAUGUUAAGCUGAUUGAAGGCAUCAUUGUGAAGGCCGGCACCACCAUCAGGUUACCAGCUAUAAUGAGAGGAAUCCCUGUUCCCUCUGCCAAGUGGUCCAUUGACGGGGAGGAAAUCACGAGCCAGGGCAACAUCAAAAUCGAUACUGACAAUUUCUCAACUGUGCUCAACAUCAACGAGUGUACCAGGAACCACACAGGCACCUACCUGCUCACUGUGUCCAAUGCGGCAGGGACGAAAACCGUGGCCCUGAGUGUAACUGUUUUGGAUGUUCCAGCUGCACCUAUUGGACCCGUCAACAUCAUGGAAGUCACUCCAGACUCCAUGACGAUCGAAUGGCGCCCUCCCAAGGAUGAUGGCGGAAGCCCUGUCACCAACUACAUUGUGGAAAAACGAGAGUCCAACAAGGAGACUUGGGGAGGCGUUAGCUCUGGCAGCCUUGAAACUCAGCUCAGGAUUACUCGCCUGCAGAAAGGAACAGAGUAUGUGGUUCGCAUUCGUGCCGCAAACAAGAUGGGAGUGGGUGCUCCACUGGAGAGCAAGCCAACAGUGGCUGAACACACUUUCAUGCCACCCAGUCCACCUGGUAAACCACAGCAUUAUGAGCUGUCUGAGGAUGCUGUUACAAUCGGAUGGACCAUGCCUCUAGCUGAUGGUGGCAGCCAGAUCACUGGCUACCUCAUAGAGCGCAGACACAAGGGAGGAAAAUGGAUCCGUGUUAAUAGGACCCCAUGCAAGGACCUCCGAUACAGAGUCCAGGGUCUGUUUGAAGGAAGUGAAUAUGAAUUCAGGGUGUUUGCAGAGAAUAUUGCUGGCUAUAGUGGUCCUUCUCCUACCUCUGACCCUUGCAAGCCUUGCAGACCCAUCUCCGUCCCAAGCUCUCCUAUAAAUCCCAAAGUUAAGGAUUACAGUAAGAACACUGCUGACCUGGUCUGGACCAAACCCUCCAGAGAUGGAGGCAGCCCCAUCCUUGGCUACACAGUAGAAAUGAAGAAAGCCGAUACCGAGGACUGGAAGACAGUAAACCUGGAUGACCUCAUCAAGCUGUGUGCUUACAGGGUGAAGGGUCUGGAAGAAGGUGUGAGCUACAGUUUCAGAGUCUAUGCUUCAAACAUGAUUGGAGACGGAGAGCCAAAAGAAAUGCCACAGUCAAUCACUGCUCAGGAUAUCCUCAUCCCUCCUGAGAUUGAAAUGGAGGCUACCUGUCGCGAUAGAUUAACCGUGCGUGUCGGCCACAACAUCAACAUCAUUGGCUACAUCAAGGCCCGUCCUGAUCCUGAGGUCAUUUGGUCAAAGGAGGAGACAGUUAUGGAGAACAGCAAACGAGUGACCAUCAUCCAGAACCUCCCGGUGGUUCACCUCAGGGUAAAAGAAGCUACGAGGAAUGAUCAUGGAAAAUACACACUGAAGGCUUCAAAUGAGGGUGGUGAGGCUUCCUGCACCAUCACAGUUAAUGUGCUGGACAGACCAAGUCACUGCCAGAAUCUGCACAUAACCUAUGCCACCAAGGACUCAUGUAUGGUCAACUGGGAGGCACCCAUUGACAAUGGUGGGUCUGAGAUCACCAAUUACAUUGUGGAGUGCCGUGAGCCCAGCAUUAGCAUGUGGUCCAUGAUCUCUUCCAACUGCACCAAUCGCAAGAUCAAAGCCAAACUGAUGGAGGGCCAUGAGUACCUGUUCCGCGUCUGCGCCGUCAACAAGCUGGGACCUGGCCCCAGUGUGGAGAUCAAGACCCCUCUGCUGGCCAUCGACCCCAUUGAGAAGCCUGGUGAGCCGGAGAACUUUAGAGCCACCGACAUUGGUAAAAACUUUGUCUAUCUGAGAUGGAGGAAGCCCGACUAUGACGGUGGCAGCCCCAACCUCUCGUACAAUCUGGAGUGCAAACACAAAGAUGCUGAACAGUGGGAGAAACUCAACACUAGCACACUAACGGAUACCUUUUUCUUGGCUGCCAAGUUGGUUGAAAACCAAACCUACACAUUCAGGGUACAGACUGUGAAUGAAGGCGGAGAAAGUGCAUGGGUGAAGAUCCCUGACAUUGUGGUGAGGGAGGAGAUCCAGAAGCCAGUCAUUGACCUGAAGGUAGCUGGAAUUGUGACAGUGAAGGCUGGAGAGUCAGUCAGGAUGGAGGCUGCCCUGAGAGGAAAACCGCAGCCUGAAGUCAAAUGGACAAAAGACAAAGCUGUGGGAGACAAUCCCAGAAUGAGCUAUGAAACUGGUUCAGAUUAUUCCAAAUUUCUUCUGACCAAGUCCAGACGCUCAGACACCGGCAAGUACGUCAUCACUGCGACUAAUACAGCUGGCACCUUCACAGCUUACGCAAACGUCAACGUCUUGGAUGUGCCUGGACCAGUGAGGAACCUGAGGAUCACCGGCAUCGGAGCUGACAAAUGCAGAGUGGUGUGGGACGGUCCAGAGGACGACGGAGGCUGCGAAGUGGACAGUUACAUUUUGGAGAAAUGUGAGACCAGGAGAAUGGUCUGGUCCACAUACUCCGCCUCUGUAGUCACUCCUUACUGUAACGUCACCCGACUGGUGGAAGGUAAUGAGUACAUCUUCAGAGUGAGAGCAGAGAACAAGAUGGGAACUGGCCCUGCCAUGGAAAGCAGACCUGUAACUGUCAAGACUCAGUUCAACAGACCUGGACCCCCCGACACCCCUGAAGUUACUAAGGUCAGUAAGGAGGAGAUGACUGUGGUCUGGGCUCCACCUGAGAACGAUGGAGGAAAGUCCAUCACCGGCUACAUUCUGGAGAGGAAGGAGAAGCGGGCGGUGCGCUGGGUGGCUUGCACGAAGAGCCCCAUCUCUGAAAGACGCAUGAAAGUGACAAACCUGAUUCCAAACCAUGAAUACCAGUUCAGAGUGAAAGCAGAGAACGAGGUCGGCCUUGGAGAACCAAGCAAACCCUGCAGACCUGUUGCAGCCAAAGAUCCUAUUGAACCACCUGGACCACCAGGAGGCCUGAAGGUUUCUGACAGCACAAAGACCUCCAUUACCCUGUCCUGGUCUAAACCCGUGUACGACGGCGGCGCCCCCAUUAUUGGCUACAGCCUGGACUUGAGGCUGAAGAGCGACGCCGACCCAGAGAAACCCUCAGAGGGCUGGAAGAGAAUCGAUACCCGUGGCCCGCUGGUGAUCACAGAGUUCACUAUCGGCCAGUUGGAUGAGAAACAGGAGUAUGAGUUCAAAGUCUCCGCCCAAAACCAGGUGGGCUGGGGUCGCCACGCCUACCUGAAGGAGGCAGUGUCUCCCAAGGAGAUCCUUGAGGCCCCUGAAAUCGAGCUGGAUGCCAGUUUGAGGAAAGGCCUCGCCGUCAGGGCUGGGUGUCCCAUCCGGUUGUUUGCUGUGAUCAGAGGAAGGCCGGCACCCAAGGUGACCUGGAAGCGCCUGGGUGUGGACAACGUCAUACGCCGAGGUCACGUGGACCAGGUCGACACCAUGUGCUUCCUGGUGAUCCCUGAGAGCACCAGAGAGGAUUCUGGGAGAUAUGCACUGACUCUGUCUAACACGGCUGGAGAGAAAGCAGUGUAUGUCCGAGUCAAAGUUCUUGACACUCCUGGUCCGGUUGGCGGCUUGGACGCUACCAACAUAACUAAGACAACCGCUCAACUCUCCUGGUUGCCUCCGGAAAAUGAUGGUGGCAGCCCCAUUAUUAAUUACAUUGUGGAGAAACGGGAAGUGGAUAGAAAGACUUGGACCAAAUGCAUAGAGGACCUGAAGAAAACCAGCUUCAAGGUGACCAGCAUGACGCCAGGCAUCGAGUAUUACUUCAGAGUCAUGGCGUGCAACAAAUACGGAAUUGGAGUUCCUCAGGAUUCUCCCAGGUCCUAUCUGGCUGUGGAUCCUAUAAGUGAGCCGGACCCACCUAAGAAGAUGGAUGUGUUGGAGAUCUCAAAGAACAGUGCCACGUUGGGCUGGCUGAAGCCCCUCAGAGACGGAGGAGCUAAGAUCAACGGUUAUGUCGUUGAUUAUCAGGAAGAGGGAGCUCCCGAGGACAAGUGGACACCUUACUCUGUCGUCAAAGAUCUGACCAUUGUGGUGGUUGGUCUGAAAGAAGGAACGAAGUACAAGUUCAGAGUGGCAGCAAGGAACUCGGUCGGAGUAAGCUUGGCUCGCGAGGCGGAGGGAGUGUUUGAGGUCAAGGAGCAGCUCAUGGCUCCAAAGAUCAUCAUGCCCGAGAUUGUUACGGUGAGGGCCGGAUCGAAAAUGGUGAUUGAGGGCAUUGUGGCUGGUAAACCGGCUCCUUUCUGCAAGUGGAAGCAGGGCAACGAGGACGUACUGACCUCAGAUCGCCUGUCGGUCGUAAAGACUCUGACAACCUGUACCCUCAUCAUCAAGAACGUGAACAGAAAGGACAGCGGCUACUACAGCCUGUCUGCCGAGAACAGCACAGGCAAAGUCAACCAGAUCCUCAGAUGCAUCGUCCAGGACAUCCCUGGACCUCCAGGUGGCCCUCUGGAGAUCUCAGAAUUGGAUAUUGAUGCUUGCACGCUGCUCUGGAACUCCCCGGAGGAAGAUGGGGGCAGCAACAUCACCAACUACAUUGUGGAGAAGUGUGACAUCAGCCAGGGUGACUGGAUCACCGUUUCAGUUUCCUGCACCAAGACCAGCUUCCGAAUGACCAAACUUACAACUGGAAAGGAGUACUGGUUCAGGGUCCGGGCUGAGAACAAGUCCGGCAUCUCUGAGCCCCUCUACUCUGAGAAGAUGAUUGCCAGACAUCCGUUUGAUCCUCCAAGUGAACCCAGAAACCUGCAGAUCAACAAGAUCAACAAGGACUUUGUCAUUCUGUCUUGGGAGCGUCCCAGCAGCGACGGUGGAAGCCCCAUCACUGGUUUCUGCAUAGAGAAGAAGGAGAGGAACAGCCUGCUGUGGGUGAAGGCUAACGAGUCUGUGGUCAAAGCCACGCAGUACACCUGCACCGGCCUCAUCGAGGGCCUGGAGUACACCUUCAGGGUGUCGGCCUACAACAUGGCUGGACAGGGAAAACCCUGCAAACAGACCGACUUCAUCACCGCCAGAACUGCAAUUGACCCACCAGGUAAACCCGAAGCAAUGGAUGUGACCAAGAACUCUGUCUCAUUGGUCUGGAGCCGUCCCAAACAUGACGGUGGCAGCAAGCUGAUUGGCUACCAUGUGGAAUACACUAAGGUGCCAGAGGACAAAUGGACUUGCUGCAACGCCAACUGCAUGAACAUCCGGACUGAGAGCUACGUGGUUCAGGGCCUGGAGGAGGGUCAGAGGUACCAGUUCAGAGUCAUUGCCAAGACUGCCAUCAACGUCAGCCUCCCGUCUGAGGUGUCGGAUCCCAUUGCUGUCAUUGCUGAGAAUGUUCCUCCCCGCGUUGAACUGGGCGUCAACAUGAAGAGCCUCAUUGUGGUAAAGGCAGGCGACAACGUCUUCCUGGACGCUGAGGUUCAUGGCAAACCCCUGCCUAAGGUGAGCUGGAAGAAAGACGGUGCGCCACUGGUGAUCGCAGAGGGAAUGAAGGCAACGCAGAAGAAACACGUUCAUCUGCUGGAGCUCUACUCAGUCACCAGGAAGGAGACUGGAGACUACACCGUCCUCGCUGAAAACCUGAGUGGUAGCAAGUAUGCCACCAUUAAGGUCAAGGUGCUGGACAAACCCGGCCCUCCAGCCUCAAUAAAAAUCGCCAAAGUGUUCGCUGACCGUGUGAAGAUUCGCUGGGAGCCUCCACUCGCAGAUGGAGGAUCUGAAAUCACCAACUACAUUAUUGAGAAGCGUGAAACCAGCAGGGCCAACUGGGCGCUGGUAACCGCUAACAUCCACGGCCACAUCACCGACUGCUCAGUGGAAAAGCUCAUCGAGGGUCAUGAGUACCAGUUCAGAGUGAGUGCUGAGAACCAGUACGGUGUGGGAGACGCCACCAUGACUGACGCCGUAACCGUGAAGAACCCAUACGAUGUUCCUGGGCCAUGUGAGCCACCGGUCAUUACCAACAUCACCAAGGACUCCAUGACAGUCAGCUGGAAAGCCCCCGCCAAUGACGGCAAAGCUCCCAUCCUGGGUUACCUGGUGGAGAAGCGUGAGGCCACAGAGUUGGCCUGGGCUAAGGUUAACCGCCGACCCGUUAUCGACAGAACCAUCAAGGCAGUUCAGCUGACUGAAGGCUCAGAGUACGAAUUCAGAGUCAUCGCCUUGAACAAGGCCGGCCUGGGCAAACCCAGCGAUCCGUCCAACGCCGCUCUGGCUGUUGACCCCGUCUAUCCGCCUGGCCCACCUGCGUUCCCCAAGGUGGUGGACUCUACCAAGCAUUCGAUCAGCCUCAGCUGGACCAAACCAGCUUACGAUGGUGGCUGUGAGAUUAUUGGAUAUCUGGUGGAGUGCAAGCGAGCCGACGCCGAGGAGUGGACCAAGUGCAACGUCCCGAAGAAACUCCAGGCCACCAAAUUUGUGGUGACCAGCCUGAUGGAAAACACAGAGUACCAGUUCAGAGUCAUUGCCGUCAACAAGAUUGGCUACAGCGACCCCAGCGAGGUUCCUGGGAACCACAUGGCCAAGGAUAUCCUGAUUGCCCCUGAAGGUGAGCUGGAUGCUGAUCUGAGGAAGGCUUUGGUUCUGCGAGCCGGCAUCACCAUGAGGCUGUACGUCCCACUGAGGGGACGCCCGGCGCCCAAGGUGACAUGGACAAAGGUGGACGCCAACCUGAAGGAGAGGCAGGGCCUGCUGAUCAAGACGUCCGACUGGGACACCCUGCUAAUGAUUGAGGACAUUAACAGAUAUGAUGCAGGCAAAUAUGUCCUGUCUCUGGAGAAUAGCAGUGGAUCUAAGAGCUACACCAUCAUUGUUAAAGUCCUCGACUCACCUGGACCACCUGCCAACCUGACUGUGAAGGAGACCUCCAGGACCCACGCCUGGAUAAGCUGGGAGCCACCGCUGAUCGAUGGUGGAAGUCCAGUAAAAAGCUACGUUGUGGAGAAACGUUUGGCUGAGAGGAAGGCGUGGACCUGCGUCUCCGCUGAGUGCCACAAGACUUCCUUCAGGAUCACCAAUCUGGAGCCGGGUCAAGCAUACUGCUUCAGAGUUCUGGCUGAAAACGCUUAUGGCAUCGGAGAGGGCUGCGAGACGGCAGGCAGCGUCCGGGCCUCCGAACAACCUGGUCCAGUGACAGACUUCAGAGCCCAAAAGACCACCAAAGACUCUAUUACAUUGAGCUGGAAGAAACCCAUUAGUGAUGGCGGAAGCUACAUUACCUCUUACAUCCUGGAGCAGAGCGAAGGAGAGGAGAAAUGGAAGGAGAUUAUGAAGGGCAAGAACACCAGUCACACCGUCAGUGAGCUGGCAGACGGCAAGGAGUAUUUAUUCCGGGUCAAGGCCCUCAACGAGUCUGGAGAAGGGCCACCAACUGAGCUCACUGCUGUUGCCAAGGACCAGUUUGUGCUGCCUGACUGCAACUUGAGCAGUCUUCAUGAUGGUUGCUGCGUGGUGAAGGAGGGCACCACCAUGCGCAUCAACAUCCCUGUCAUUGGAGUGCCUCACCCUACCGCCACCUGGAAGAAGGGCGACAUGGGACUUGGUGACACUGGCCGUAUAUGUGUUGAGGCCUCCCAGGGCAUUACCACUCUACUGGUCAGAGACUGCCAGAGAGGAGAUGCGGAUACCUACACCAUCAAUGUCAGGAAUAGCGCAGGCUCAAAGGACUGCAAGUUCCAGUUGAAGGUCGUUGGAAAGCCCGGAUUAUGCACUGGACCCAUCAAGUUUGAUGAGAUAACUGCUGAUGGCAUCACCCUGGAGUGGGCACCGCCUAAAGACGAUGGAGGUGCAGAGGUGUCCAAUUACAUCGUUGAGAAGAGGAGGACAACAGACAACAAAUGGGCCACGGUGGCUUCAGCCAUCCAGAAGACCACCAUGAGGGUGAUCAGACUCCACGAUGGAAUAGAGUACAUCUUCAGAGUGUGUGCUGAGAAUAAGUACGGCAUCGGAGAGUUCCUGAGGUCUGACCCAGUCAUUGCCCAGCAUCCUUUCAAUGUACCUGAGGCGCCAGCUCCUCCUGAGAUUCUGAGCAUUCGACAUGAGUCAGCCAUUCUGACUUGGGCUGAUCCAAAAGACUCUGGUGGCUCCCCAAUCACUGGGUAUCACCUUGAGUUUAAGGAGAGAAACAGCCUGAUGUGGAAGCGAGCUAGUAAGACUCCUUUGAGAGUAAAGGAGUGUAGAGUUACGGGUCUCGUUGAAGGACUAGAGUAUGAGUUCAGGGUGAUGGCUAUGAAUGUGGCCGGCCUUGGAAAGGCAAGCAAAGUCACUGAGGCUGUUGUCGCCCUUGAUCCUAUAGAUCCACCUGGUAAACCAGAUGUGAUUAAUGUUACCAGGAACACAGUCACUCUAAUUUGGACUACUCCUAAAUAUGAUGGUGGCUAUAAGCUGACUGGCUAUAUGGUGGAGAAACUUGAGGCUGGUGGAAAGGCAUGGAUGAAGGCCAAUCACGUGAACAUCCAGAGCUGUGCUUUCACCGUUACAGACCUGACAGAAGGAGCUCAGUAUCAGUUUAGAAUCAGGGCCAAGAAUGCUGCUGGUGCUGUCAGUGUUCCCUCAGAGACCACUGAAUCACUGACCUGCAAGGAUGAGUAUGAGCCUCCAUCUAUCACUCUUGACCAAGAGAUGAAGGAGGUUGUGUCUGUCAAGGCAGGAGACACAAUUGUUAUCUCAGCUGCAAAGAUUGUGGGCAAACCUCCCCCAACUGCUUUCUGGUCCAAGGGAGGUCGUGAAUUCAAGAACUCUGACAUUGUCACUGUAACUAGCACUCCAACCUCUUCAACCCUUUCUAUCAAGUAUGCAAGCCGGAAGAAUACUGGAGAGUACACAAUUAAUGCUAGUAACCCAUUUGGUAUUAAGGAAGAACACAUUAAAGUAAAGGUCCUAGAUGUUCCUGGACCACCAGGCCCUAUUGAAGUCAGUAACAUUUCAGCUGAGAAGUGUACCCUGACCUGGCUUCCACCUGAAGAGGACGGAGGCUCCUCUAUCAAGUCCUACAUCCUUGAGAAGAGAGAGACUAGCCGCUUGCAGUGGACCAAAGUUGCAGAAAAUAUUGUGGACUGCAGACAUGUAGCCAGUAAACUGAUCAAGGGCAAUGAGUACAUCUUUAGAGCGUGUGCUAUAAACCAGUAUGGCACAGGAGACUCUAGCCUGUCUGGUCCCGUCAAAAUGGCUGACAGCUUUGGUCCACCAGGUCCACCCUCAGCUCCAGAGGUAGAUAAUGUCAGUCGGAAUGCUGUUACCAUUUCAUGGAAGAGACCUGUACAGGAUGGAGGAAGUGACAUUAGAGGAUAUUGUGUAGAAAGGAAAGAAAGGAGAGGAAUGAGAUGGGUGAGAGCCUGCAAGAGGACAGUUCCUGACCUUCGCUUCAAGGUGCAAGGCCUGAGUGAGGGAGUAGAGUAUGAGUUUAGAGUCACUGCUGAGAAUAAAGCUGGAUUUGGGCCGCCAAGUGAGCCAUCGCGCCCUGUAAUGACCAAGGAUAUUGUAUAUCCACCUGGUCCUCCAUCCAACCCUAGAAUUACAGAAACCACAAAAACUACAGCAGCCUUUGCUUGGGGCCGUCCUCAUUAUGAUGGUGGUCUUGAAGUAGAAGGUUACAUUGUUGAGUAUAAAAAGGAGGGUCAUGAUGACUGGGAGACAGAGACACAAUAUCCAGUUAAAGUUACUGAAUAUGUCAUUGGUAAACUUCAAAAAGGAGGCAAAUACCACUUCAGAGUUAGUGCUGUAAACUCUGAGGGAGUCGGUGAGCCUGCAGAGGUUGAGAAAGUGACUGAACUAGUUUACCAGGAAACAAUACCAGACUUUGAGUUGGAUGCAGAGCUCAGGAAAACUCUGGUUGUCAGAUGCCGUGCUUCAAUUCGUCUAUUUGUUCCUAUCAAGGGCCGUCCUGUUCCUGAAGUCACUUGGAGCAAAGAAAAUACCAACCUGAAAGCACGUGCACACAUUGAUACAACAGAGUCCUACACUCUACUGGUUAUUCCUGACUGCACUAGGUACGACGCAGGAAAAUACCAUCUCUCUUUGGAGAAUGUUGCUGGUAAGAAGUCAGGCUUUGUCAACGUGAAAGUUCUGGACACACCUGGACCUCCAGUCAACCUUAAACCAAGAGAGAUCACUAAAAACAGCAUAACUCUCCAGUGGGAAAUCCCUAUUAUUGAUGGAGGGUCCAAGAUUCAUAACUACAUCAUUGAAAAGAGAGAUGCUACAAAGAAGGCUUAUACAGUGCUUAGCACCACAUGGCAAAAGUGCUCUUUUAAAUUUCAAGACCUUGAGGAGGGAGCUUACUACUACUUCCGUGUUUCUGCUGAAAAUGACCUUGGUGUAGGUGAACCUGCUGAAACCCCUGAGCCCAUAAGAGUAUCUCAGGCCCCCUCUGCACCAGAUAACUUGUACGUUACUGAUUUGACCAAUGACAGCGCAAGUCUUGCAUGGACCAAGCCUCUUCAUGAUGGCGGUAGCUUGAUUACAGGAUAUGUCAUUGAGGCUCAAAAGAAAGACACUGAUCAAUGGGUCCACAUAACCACCAUUAAGGCUCUAGAUUAUACUGUGACAGAUCUGAUUGAGGGUGCUGAAUACAUCUUCCGUAUAAUGGCUGUCAAUGCAUCAGGCAGGAGUGAUCCUCGUGAGAGCCGGCCAGCUGUGAUUAAAGAGCAAACUUCUGCUCCAUCUUUUGACCUGAGAGGAGUCUACCAGAAAACUGUAAUUGCCAAAGCAGGGGACCGUGUUAAGGUGGAGAUUCCAGUGCUGGGAAAACCCAGGCCUGUUGUGUCAUGGAAGAAAGGAGACAUGGCUCUUAAGGAAACACAAAGAAUCAACACUGAAACCACAGCAACAUCAACAAUCCUAAACAUCAGUGAGAUCAAAAGAACUGAUGAAGGCCAGUAUUCCAUAACUGGAAAGAAUAUCCUGGGCACACUGACAGAAACCAUCACAGUCCUGGUCCAUGACAUUCCAGGUCCUCCUACUGGUCCUGUCAAGCUGGAUGAGGUGUCUUGUGAUUAUGUUAUUAUGUCCUGGGAACCACCAGAGAAUGAUGGAGGUGUUCCUAUAAACAAUUAUAUUGUUGAGAUGCGUGAGACUACAGGUACUUCAUGGGUGGAGUUGGCAGCUACAGUUAUUCGCACCACAUUCAAAGCAGCACGACUUAAUACUGGAACCCAGUAUCAGUUCCGUAUCAAGGCUCAGAACAGAUAUGGUGUUGGACCAUGUGUUCUGUCUGAAUCAGUGUUUGCUGCCUAUCCAUUUGAUGUGCCAGGCCAGCCUGGCAUUCCUGUAGUUACAGCUUUCAACAAAGAUUCAAUGACUCUUAGUUGGAAUGAGCCAUCUUCUGAUGGAGGCAGUCCUAUUCUUGGGUAUCAUGUGGACAGAAAAGAGAAAAACAGUAUCCUGUGGCAGAGGAUCAGCAAAGCUCUUGUUAUUGGAAACAUCUUUAAAUCAUCAGGCCUUGUUGAUGGCAUUGCAUAUGAACACCGUGUCAUUGCUGAAAACAUGGCUGGUCUCAGCAAACCUAGCAAACCCUGUGAGGCUACAUAUGCUUUGGACCCAGUUGACUCACCAGGUAGGCCUGUGGCAUUGAAUAUCACCAGACAUGAGGUGACAUUGUCAUGGACCAAACCAGAAGGUGACGGAGGAUUUUCUAUUACGGGAUACACAGUGGAGAGGAAGGAGAUGCCUAAUGGACGCUGGCUUAAAGCAAAUUUCAACAACAUUCUAGAAACCAUGUUCACAGUCAGUGGUCUGACUGAAGAGGCAACCUAUGAGUUCCGUGUGCUUGCUCGAAACUCAGCUGGUGCUGUUAGUGCUCCAUCACAGCCAUCAGAAGCCAUCACAUGCAGAGAUGACAUUGAAGAACCCAGGCUUGAUAUUGAUGCAUCAUAUAGCAGUAAUGUUGUAGUAAUGGCAGGAGAACCAUUCAAGUUGGAAGCCAGUGUAACCGGCAGGCCAAUUCCUUCUCUAGUAUGGACCAAGGAAGGAAAGGAGCUGGAGGACACAGCUAAAAUAGAAAUUAAGACAUCUGACUUCCACACAACCUUAAUCAGCAAAGAUUCUCUAAGGAGAGAUGGUGGUGCUUUUACCCUGACUGCAAGCAAUCCUGGUGGAUUUGCAAAGUUCACUUUUAAUGUUAAAGUACUCGACAGACCUGGACCACCAGAUUCCCUUUCAGUUACGGACGUUGCUGCAGAAAAAUGUGUGCUUAACUGGCUGCAUCCAACACAUGAUGGUGGUGCCAAAAUUGAAUACUUCAUCAUACAGAGGCGUGAGACCAGCAGGUUGGCAUGGACAAAUGUAGCCACAGACCUUCAAGCAAACAGGUUUAAGGUCACAAAGCUUCUUAAAGGAAAUGAGUAUAUUUUCAGAGUAAUGGCUGUCAAUAAGUAUGGCAUAGGUGAACCCCUUGAAUCAGAGCCUGUGACUUGUGUCAACCCAUAUGGUCCCAGUGACCCACCAACACAGCCUGAGGUCACAACUAUCACCAAAGACUCAAUGGUUGUCUGCUGGGAGCGUCCUGAACAUGAUGGAGGCAGUAGAAUUAAUACAUACAUAAUUGAAAGAAGGGAUAAGACAGGUCUACGUUGGGUGAAAUGUAACAAGAGGACUGUGACAGAUUUGCGAUUCAAGGUCUCUGGUCUCACACAAGGUCACGAGUAUGAAUUUAGAGUUUUUGCUGAAAAUAAUGCUGGUCUCAGUAAGCCCAGCUCUUCUAGUCCAUUCUACAAGGCUGUUGACACAAUCUUUCAGCCUGGACCUCCAGGAAACCCAAGAGUGCUUGACACCUCUAAAUCAUCCAUUACUAUCGCCUGGAAUAAACCUGUUUAUGAUGGUGGUUCUGAAAUCACUGGUUACAUUGUGGAGACUUGCCUGCCUGAGGAGGAUGAGUGGACAAUUCAUACUCCUAAGAAAGGAUGGACAGCCACAUCUUUUACCAUUACUAGUCUGAAAGAAAACCAGGAGUAUAAAAUCAACAUCUGUGCAACAAAUUCUGAAGGGGUGGGAGAACCUGCUGCUGUACCUGGAACCCCUAAGGCCGAAGACAGAUUAAUUUCGCCUGAAAUUGAACUUGGAGCAGAGCUACGUAAAGUUGUUUCCAUCAGAGCCUGUAGCACACUCAGACUUUUUGUCCCCAUCAAGGGAAGGCCAGCACCAGAAGUAAAAUGGUCAAGAGAGCAUGGAGAAUCCCUGGACAAGGCUAACAUUGACAUUACCCCAUCAUUCACAACUCUUCAGAUAGACAAUGUUGACAGGUUUGAUGGAGGUAAAUACUUGGUGACAGUAGAGAAUGCCUCAGGAAGUAAAACAGCUUUUGUUAAUGUUAGAGUACUAGAUACUCCUGGACCACCUCAGAAUCUCAUUGUUAAGGAGGUCACAAGAGAUUCAGUUUCCCUGGUUUGGGAUGCACCUCUCAUAGAUGGGGGCUCCAGAGUCCGCAGCUACAUUGUGGAGAAGCGCGAGUCAACCAGGAAAGCCUACUCAACCGUAUGUGCCAGCUGCCAUAAGUCUAGUUGGAAAGUGGGAGACCUGGAAGAAGGAAAAUUGUACUUUUUUAGAAUAGUCGCUGAAAACGAAUUCGGUAUUGGUCUCCCAGUUGAAACCAUUGAACCAAUUAAGGCAUCAGAAAAGCCUCUGCCACCUGGCAAAGUAUCUCUCCUUGAAGUUACCGGAAGAAGUGUCACACUAACUUGGGAAAAACCAGACCAUGAUGGAGGAAGCAGAAUUACAGGCUAUAAUGUUGAGAUGCAAUGUAAAGGAAGUGAAAAAUGGACACAAGUGAUGGUGGUAAAGACAAACGAGGCCCAAGUAACUGGACUCACAUAUGGAGAGGAGUAUACGUUCCGAAUCUCUGCAUUCAAUGAAAAGGGUGUUAGUGACGCCCGGCCUCUCAAUGUACCUGUGGUGGCUAAAGAUUUAGUAAUACCACCAGCUUUCAAACUGAUUUUCAGCACAUUCAGUGUACUGGCAGGAGAUGAUCUUAAGAUUGAUGUACCAUAUGUUGCCUGUCCUAAGGCUACUGCAACUUGGCUGAAGGAUGAUGUCAUUCUCAAAGAAACAACAAGAGUUAAUGCUGAGGCCACAGACAAAAACCUCCUUCUUAUCAUUAAGGAGGCUUGCAGAGACGAUGUGGGCAAAUAUACUAUAAAACUAAACAAUACUGCUGGGGAGGCUACAACAGAUAUCAGUGUUGUUGUCUUGGACAAACCUGGUCCUCCAACUGGCCCAAUCAAGCUGGAUGACGUCACAGCAGACAGUGUUGUCUUGUCUUGGGAUCCACCACAAUAUGAUGGAGGUUGCUCAAUCAACAAUUACAUUGUAGAGAAGAGAGAUACCUCAACUACAAACUGGCAGAUUGUGUCUGCUACUGUAGCUAGAACAACCAUCAAAGCGGCUCGUCUGAAGACUGGUUCAGAGUAUCAAUUUCGAAUUGCUGCAGAAAAUAGAUAUGGCAAGUCAUCUUUUCUAAUUUCUGAUAGUAUUGUUGCGCAGUAUCCAUUUGAGGUGCCCAGUUCACCACGAUCUGUUGUGGUAAAGUCAGCCACCAAAGAGACCAUGACUGUUGUGUGGGAGAAUCCCAGCAAUGACGGUGGAAGCAAAAUUCUGGGCUACCACUUAGAACUUAAAGAGAGAAACAGCAUUCUCUGGGUGAAACAAAACAAGCAGAUAAUCCCAGAAACCAGAUUUAAAGUGGUUGGACUUGAAGAGGGCAUUGAAUACGAGUUUAGAGUGUAUGCUGAGAAUAUCGUUGGCCUCAGCAAACCUAGCAAGGUGAGUGAAAUCCAAGUAGCCAGGGAUCCUUGUGACAGACCCGGAAAACCAGAGGCUGUCAUUGUAACAAGAAGCCAAGUGACACUGAGAUGGACCAAGCCUGAAUUUGAUGGUGGCAUCAAAAUCACUGGUUAUGUUGUUGAGAAAAAAGAGGCAAGUGGGCGUUGGAUGAAGGCCAGUUUUGCCAACAUUAUUGAAACUGAAUUUGUUGUCACAGGACUUACUGAGGAUCAAAUCUAUGAUUUCCGUGUCAUUGCCAAAAAUGCAGCCGGUGUCUUUAGCCAACCAUCUGAUUCUUCUGGAUCCAUCACUGCCAAGGAUGAGAUUGAUCCACCAAAAAUUGACCUGGAAACUAAAUACUCCCAGGUUGUGGUUGUAAAUGCCGGAGAGACAUUUAAACUUGAGGCUGCUAUUUAUGGUAAGCCAGUGCCCACUGUACACUGGCUGAAAGAAGGUACUGAGAUUACAGAAGCAGCUCGUUUAGAAAUCCAUAAUACCGAUUUUUCAGCUUGUCUAAUUGUUAAGGAAGUUAUUCGUGUUGAUGGAGGACAGUACACAUUGCUGGUAAAGAAUGUUGGUGGAGAAAAAGUUAUUAACAUUAAUGUCAAGGUAUUGGACAGACCAGGUCCACCUGAGGGCCCUAUCUCUAUUUAUGGUGUCACCAGUGAGAAAUGUUCAAUUUCCUGGAAACCUCCCUUGCAAGAUGGAGGUAGUGAUAUCUCCCAUUAUAUUGUUGAGAGAAGGGAAACCAGCAGGCUGGUAUGGACUGUAGUUGAGCAAAAGGUUCAGACCCUAAAUCUAAAAAUCACCAAACUUCUUCCUGGUAAUGAAUACAUCUUCAGAGUGAUCCCUGUCAACAAAUAUGGUAUUGGUGAGCCUUUGGAAUCUGAGUCGAUGAUUGCCAAAAAUCCAUUUGUCGCACCAAGUCCACCAACUGACGUAGAUGUUUCUUCAAUUACUAAGGACUCUAUGGUGGUAACCUGGGAGAGACCAAAUAAUGAUGGUGGCAAUUCCAUUCAGGGGUAUGUCAUUGAGAAACGUGAUAAGGAUGGUGUGAGAUGGACAAGGUGCAACAAGCGCAGUGUGACAGAGUUGCGUUUCAGAGUGACAGGACUCAUAGAAAACCAUAGCUAUGAAUUCAGAGUAGCUGCUGAGAAUGCUGCUGGAAUUGGUACACCUAGCACACCAACAGUGUACUACAAAGCAUUGGAUCCUGUUUUCAAACCAGGCCCACCCAACAACCCCAAGGUAGUAGACACCUCUAGGUCUACUGUAUCUCUUACAUGGGGUAAGCCCAUAUAUGAUGGUGGAAGUGAGAUCAAGGCUUACAUUGUUGAAGCAAAUGAUGUAGCAGCUGAUGAGUGGUUUAUGUGCACUCCACCCACUGGAAUAACAGACACUAAAUUCACAGUGAAAAAGCUUCUGGAAAAGCAUGAGUACCAGUUUAGAGUUUGUGGAAUCAACAAAAUUGGUGUUGGUGAACAUGCUGAUGUGCCUGGUAAAAUACUUCUUGAAGAGAAGCUUGAGGCUCCUGACCUUGAAUUAGAUGCUGAUAUGAGAAAAAUGAUCAACAUCAGAUCAGCUUGCACACUCAGGUUGUUUGUACCUGUGAAAGGGCGGCCAGCUCCUGAGCUGAAAUGGGGAAAGGUUGAAGGUGAGAUUAAAGAGACUGCCCAAAUUGACAACACAGGAAGCUAUGCUUCACUUACCAUUGAGAAUGUUGACCGAUUUGACAGUGGCAAGUACACACUGACUGCAGAGAAUGCCAGUGGAGUUAAAUCAGUGUUCAUCAGUGUCAGAGUCCUGGAUUCUCCUAGUCCACCAACUAACUUAACAGUUAAAGAGAUUACUAAGAACUCUGUCACUCUUUCAUGGGAACCUCCACUUCUGGAUGGUGGUUCAAAGAUUAAGCAUUAUAUUGUUGAGAAGCGUGAAAGCACAAGAAAGGUUUAUACUACCAUUACAACAUGUAACAAGAUGUCAUGGAAAGUUGAACCUCUUCCAGAGGGUGGAAUCUUCUUCUUUAGGGUCUUGGCUGAGAAUGAAUAUGGUGUGGGUCUCCAAGCUAAAACUAUGGAGCCAAUUAAAAUAUCUGAGAAGCCUCAGCCACCCGGUAAGGUUAGUGUUCUUGACGUCACUCACAGUACUGUUACUCUAAGGUGGGAGAAAUCUGAACAUGAUGGUGGUAGUAGGAUCAGUUAUUAUGAAAUUGAAAUGGCUCCUAAGGACAGUGAGGCAUGGACUGUGUGUGCUAGUGUAAAAGGGCUUGAGACAGUAGUGAGCAACCUUCUCAAGGGAGAGGAAUAUCAGUUCAGAGUUGUUGCUGUAAAUGAGAAAGGUAAAAGUGACCCAAGACAACUGGCUCAAUCAGUUGUAGCCAAGGACCUAAUCAUUGAGCCUUCUGUGAGACCCAAAUCAAGUUCCUACAGUGUUCAGGUGGGAAAUGACCUCAAGAUAGAGGUUCCAGUUGCUGGUCAUCCAAAACCAACCAUAAGCUGGACUAAGGAUGGAGUGGCACUUAAGCAGACCACCAGAGUAAAUGUCAGUGACUCAGCACAUCACACCACUCUAACCAUAAAGGAUGCCACCAGAGAGGAUGGUGGUAUGUACACUGUCACUAUUGCUAAUGCCUUGGGUUCCAAGGAUGCCACUAUUGAAGUUAUCACCCUGGAUAAACCAGGACCACCAACAGGUCCAAUCAAAAUUGAUGAUGUUAGUGCUGAGAGUGUCACUCUUAAUUGGGAACCUCCCUCAUACACAGGUGGCUGUCCAAUCUCCAACUAUGUAGUGGAAAAGAGAGACACAACUACAACCAAUUGGGUUGUUGUGUCUGCCACUGUGGCUAGAACAACUUUAAAGGUUGCCAAUCUCAAGACUGGUGGUGAAUACCAGUUUAGAAUCUUUGCUGAAAACAGAUAUGGAAAGAGUUACGCAAUUGAUUCAGUGCCUGUUGUAGCACAAUAUCCAUUCCAAGAACCUGGACCACCAGGAACACCAUUUGUUUCCUCAUACACUAAAGACUACAUGGUGGUCGAGUGGCAUAAACCUCCAUCUGAUGGAGGCAGUGCCAUUUUGGGUUAUCAUUUGGAGAGGAAAGAGAAAAAUAGUAUCCUGUGGACAAAGAUCAACAAAAUGCUCAUUCAAGAUUGUAAAUUCAAGUCUACUCCUCUUGAGGAAGGCAUUGAGUAUGAGUAUAGAGUAUAUGCUGAGAAUAUAGUUGCCAUUGGAAAAUGCAGCAAAGUCUCAGAAGUUUAUGUAGCCCGUGACCCAUGUGAUCCUCCUGGCCGUCCAGAGGCUGUAAUUGUAACCAGACACUCGGUGAUGCUGAGAUGGACACCCCCUCAAUAUGAUGGUGGAAGCAUUGUAACUGGCUAUUUAAUGGAGAAACGUGACCUUCCAGAGGGAAAAUGGAUGAAAGCUAGUUUCACAAACAUUAUUGAAAAUGAAUUUACAGUUACUGGCCUUACAGAAGACAGUAAAUAUGACUUCAGAGUGAUUGCAAGGAAUGCCGCUGGUGCUGUCAGCAAGCCCUCUGAGAGCACAGGAUCCAUAACAGCUAAGGAUGAAGUUGAGCCACCCAAGUGUGAAACUGAUCCUAUAUACAAUCAGACAAUUGUCCUUAAUGCUGGAGAGACUUUCAGUCUGGAGGCUAGUGUAGAAGGAAAGCCCAUCCCAACAGCCCAGUGGUUCAAAGGAAGUGUUGAAGUUGAAAACUCAGCAAGAGCUGAAAUUAAAAACACUGAUUUUAAAGCAUUACUUGUAGUAAAGGACUCCAUCAGAGUGGAUGGCGGACAGUACACUUUGGUUCUGACAAAUGUUGCAGGAACUAAGACGGUCCCGUUCACUGUGAAGGUUCUUGAUAGACCAGGCCCAUCCGAGGGACCCCUCACAGUCAGUAAUGUUGCUGAGGAGAAAUGCUCACUGUCAUGGCUGCCACCCAGGCAUGACGGAGGAGCAAGCAUUUCUCACUACAUUAUUCAAAAGAGAGAAACUAGCCGCUUGGCUUGGACUGUGGUCUCCAGUGAUUGUGGAGCUACAAUGUUCAAGGUUACCAAACUAUUGAAAGGCAAUGAGUACAUCUUCAGAGUUUUGGCUGUCAACAAGUAUGGAGUAGGGGAACCUCUGGAAUCUGAGCCAGUUAUCAUGAGAAAUCCAUUUGUUCCUCCUGGUUCACCUCGUGAACUAGAAAUCACUAACAUUACUAGGGAUUCAAUGACUGUUUGCUGGAACCGCCCACAGUCUACAGGAGGAAGUGACAUUGCUGGUUACAUUAUUGAAAAGAGAGACAGAGCUGGAGUGAGAUGGACCAAGUGCAAUAAACGUAGAGUGACUGAUUUGCGUUUUAGAGUAACAGGUCUCACUGAGGACCAUGAUUAUGAGUUCAGGGUAUCUGCUGAAAAUGCAGCUGGAUUGGGCCAGCCAAGCCCACCUACACCUUAUCUCAAAGCCUGUGACCCUACUUUUGAACCAGGUAUUCCCACUAAUGCCCACGUAGUUGACACAACAAAAGAUUCCAUCAGCUUAGCUUGGCACAGGCCUAUAUAUGAUGGGGGUUGUGAAAUUCAAGGAUAUGCUGUUGAAAUAACCAAGGCAGAAGAAGAGGAAUGGACUAUUUGCACACCACCCACUGGAGUGAAUCUUACCAAGUUUACCAUCAAAAACCUGAUAGAACAUCAAGAAUACAAGGUGCGUGUCUGUGCUAUGAAUAAAAUUGGUGUUGGUGAGCCCACCGAAAUUCUGGGAGUUGUAAUCCCUGUGGAUAAAAUUGACCCCCCAGAGAUGAUUUUGGAUUCAGAGCUCAGGAAGGGAAUAGUUGUUCGUGCAGGAGGCUCAAUGAGAAUCUGUGUGCCUUUUAAGGGCCGUCCCACUCCUGACGUAAGCUGGGCUAAAGAGGAUGGUGAACUGCCCAGUAAAGCACAGAUUGAGACUGCUGAACAUUUCACACAGCUCUCUAUUGACAUUUGUGAUAAAUAUGAUGCUGGAAAAUACAUCCUCAACGUAGCAAACAGUGCUGGUAGCAAAUCAGCUUUUGUCUCUGUUAAAGUUCUGGACACUCCAGGGGCUCCAUUAAAUCUUAAAGUUAAAGACAUAAAAAGGGAGAGUGUCACUUUGACUUGGGAACCCCCUGUAAUUGAUGGUGGCUCAAGAAUAAAGAAUUACUUGGUUGAGAAGCGUGAGUCAACCAGGAAGGUGUACUCUAAUGUAGACAAUAAAUGUACAAAGACAAGUUACCGUAUCACAGGUCUUACUGAGGGAACGAUUUAUUACUUUAGAGUCUUAGCAGAAAAUGAAUUUGGUGUUGGACAAUCAGUUGAAACAAAAGAAUCUGUUAAAACAUCUGAGCCACCUUUAUCUGUGGGUAAAGUUAAUUUGACUGAAGUCACAAAAACCACAGCCUCACUCUCCUGGGAGAAACCAGUCCAUGAUGGAGGCAGCAGGAUCAUUGGAUACUACAUUGAGAUGCAGCCUGUGGGGUCAGAAGAAUGGGUUGUGGCUGCCACAACUAAGACCUGUGAGGGUACUGUUACUGGUCUAAGUGCAGGACAUGAGUACCUUUUUAGAGUAUCAGCCUUCAAUGAAAAAGGAAAGAGUGACCCAAGGCCUCUGGCUGCAGCAGUUACUGCUAAAGAUGUUACUGUUGAACCUGGAUUCAAGAUGAGAUUCAAUACCUACAGCUUACAACAAGGCGAGGAUCUGAAAAUUGAGAUUCCAGUUCUUGGACGUCCUGUUCCAAAGGUUGAAUGGAAAAAGGAAGGACAACUUCUUAAAGAGACAACUAGAAUAAAUGUAUCAAGCACACCAUCAUCUACAAAGUUGGUAAUCAAAGAUGCCAGUAAAGAAGAUGCUGGCAAGUACACUAUUACAGCAACCAGCAGCAUUGGAACAGCUACAGAGGAGAUUACUGUUAUCAUUCUUGACAAACCUGGACCUCCUACAGGUCCUGUGAAGAUUGAUGAAGUGAGUUCUAAUUUUGUUACCCUCUCCUGGGAACCACCAGAGUAUACUGGAGGUUGUCAGAUCAACAACUACAUUGUAGAGAAGAGAGACACCACUACUACUGUGUGGCAAAUUGUUUCUGCUACAAUAGCCAGGACAACCAUAAAAGUCAGCAAUUUGAAGACUGGCACUGAAUAUCAAUUUAGAGUCUCAGCUGAGAAUAGAUAUGGAAAGAGUUCAGCUAUUGUCUCUUCUGCUGUGGUUGCCAAGUAUCCAUUCAGUGAGCCUGCUGCCCCUGGAAUACCAGUUAUUACAUCUGCAACCAAAGAGAACAUGGUUGUUGAAUGGAAACCCCCCACCAACAAUGGGGGUAGUCCAAUUCUAGGCUAUCACCUGGAGAGAAAGGAGAAGAACAGCCUUUUAUGGGCCAAACUAAACAAGCUUCUUAUUCCAGAUGCACGAUUUAAAACCACAGAAUUGGAAGAGGGCAUAGAGUAUGAAUUUAGAGUUUAUGCUGAGAACAUUGCUGGCCUCAGCCCAGCUAGCAAGGUCUCAGAGAGCACAGUAGCCAGGGAUCCAUGUGACCCACCAGGCACUCCUGAGGCUAUUGAAAUCACCAGAAACCAUAUCACACUUCAAUGGACCAGACCCCAGUACGAUGGAGGCAGUGCAAUCACUGGGUAUUUGAUUGAGAGGAGGAAGCACCCAGAUAAACGCUGGAUGAAAGCAAGCUUCACCAACAUCAUUGAUACCCAAUACACUCUCACUGGACUCACUGAGGAUCGUGUUUAUGAGUUUAGAAUCAUUGCUAGGAAUGCUGCUGGUAUUUCUAGUUGCCCAUCUGAAAGCACAGGAGAAAUAACAGCUAAAGAUGAAAUUGAGGCUCCAGAUGCCACCAUGGAUUCUAAGUUCAAAGAUCUCACAGUUGUUCAUGCUGAUGAGACAUUUAUCAUUGAUGCUGAUUACACUGGUAAGCCUCUGCCUGAGGUCACAUGGUUAAAGGAUGGAAAGGAAAUUGACAAAGCUACAGCAAGAAUGGAAAUCAAGACCACACUUACCCGCACCAUCCUGACAGUUAAAGACUGUAUACGAGUUGAUGGUGGCCACUUUGUUCUCAAGCUUGUUAAUGUGGGUGGAGUCAAAAUGAUCCCAGUUAAUGUAAAGGUUCUGGACAGACCUGGUCCUCCAGAUGGACCAUUAGAAGUGAAAGGAGUGACAGCUGAAAAAUGUUAUCUGCACUGGAGCCAUCCUUCACAUGAUGGUGGAGCUAGCAUCUCUCACUAUAUCAUUGAAAAGAGGGAAACCAGUCGUUUGUCAUGGACCAUGGUUGAGCCAAAUAUCCAGGCAAUCAGCUACAAAAUUACAAAGCUGCUUCCUGGAAAUGAAUACAUCUUUAGAGUUACUGCUGUGAAUAAAUAUGGAGUUGGUGAACCUUUAGAAUCUGAGCCUGUUGUUGCCCGUAAUCCAUUCACCACUCCCAGUGCACCCUCCACUCCUGAAGAAAGUGCUAUUACUAGGGAUUCCAUUGUGCUUACUUGGGAGAGGCCAGAGAAUAAUGGAGGAGCUGAGAUUGAAGGAUAUGUACUUGAAAAACGUGAUAAGGAUGGCGUCAGGUGGACCAAGUGCAACAAGAAGAGACUGACUGACUUGAGAUUUAGGUGUGCUGGUCUCACAGAGGGCCAUUCCUAUGAAUUCCGGGUCUCAGCUGAAAAUGCCGCAGGUGUUGGAAAGCCUAGCACACCGACACAGUACAUCAAAGCAUGUGAUGCCACUUAUCCACCAGGACCUCCAAAUAACCCCAAAGUCACUGACCAUUCCAGCACGACAGUUUCCCUUUCCUGGUCAAGACCUAUCUAUGAUGGUGGAGCACAUAUUACUGGAUAUGUUGUUGAAAUGAAGGAGGCAUUAGAUGAUGAAUGGAUUGUUUGCACACCUCAUACUGGUGUCCAAGACACUCACUACACUGUAAAGAAGUUAAAGGAGAAUGCAGAAUACAAUUUCCGCAUAUGUGCCAUGAACUGUGAGGGAGUAGGGGAUCAUGUGGACCUCCCAGGGUCUGUGAUUGCGGCAGAGAAGUUGCAGGCUCCUGAAAUUGAACUAGAUGCUGACCUGAGAAAGAUGGUCAAUGUUCGUGCCACUGCAACACUACGUCUUUUUGUGACUAUCAGAGGAAAACCUGAGCCUGAAGUCAAGUGGUCAAAGGCUGAUGGCACUCUAAAUGAGCGUGCUCAGAUUGAAGUCACAAGCUCAUACACAAUGCUUGUGAUUGAAAAUGUUGACAGAUUUGACACCGGCAAAUAUGUACUAACCCUUGAGAACCUUAGUGGCUCUAAAUCAGCUUUUAUCAAUGUUAGAGUUUUGGAUUCACCCAGUGCUCCAACAAACCUACAAGUUAAGGAUGUAAAGAGACAUUCUGUCUCUCUUUCCUGGGAGCCUCCUCUGAUUGAUGGUGGAGCAAAGAUAUCACACUAUAUUGUGGAGAAGAGAGAGCAGAAGCGAAUGGCUUUCACCAGUGUUAGCACCAAUUGUGUAAGGAACUCAUACAUUAUUUCUGACCUGCAAGAGGGAGUUAGAUACUUUUUCCGUGUGUUGGCUGUAAAUGAGCUAGGAGUUGGUCUGUCAGCUACAACAGAUCAAGUCAAAGUUUCAGAGGCACCUUUGCCCCCUGGUAAAAUAACUGUGGUUGAUGUGACUCGUCACACUGUCACCCUUUCAUGGGAAAAACCAGAUCAUGAUGGUGGCAGCAAAAUUACAAGCUACAUAGUGGAGAUGCAGCCUAAGGGAGAUGAAAAAUGGACAGUGUGCAGUGACGCUAAAGCACUAGAAGCUACUAUUGAAGGACUUAUUACUGGUGAGGAAUACUCCUUCAGAGUAACUGCUGUGAAUGAUAAGGGUAGGAGUGAUACCAAACCUCUGGCUAUGCCUGUGUUAGUAAAAGACAUCACAAUGGAACCUACCAUCAACUUGCUUUUCCAUACAUACAGUGUAAAAGCAGGAGAUGAUUUGAAAAUUGAUGUUCCUUUCAAAGGCAGACCUCAACCUGAGGUAUCCUGGAAGAAGGAUGGCAGUGCACUAAAGCAAACUACUAGGGUAAAUGUUCUGAAUUCAAAGACCUCAUCAAAGAUCACAAUCAAAGAUACCACCAAAGAUGAUGUUGGAAAAUAUGAGAUCACUUUGACUAAUUCAAUUGGCACAAAGACAGCUGAAAUUUCAGUAAUAAUUCUGGAUAAACCAGGUUCACCCAGCAACAUUAGGGUGGACGAGGUGAGUGCCGACUUUAUCUCUCUGUCCUGGGAUGCUCCAACCUAUGAUGGUGGGUGCCAGAUUAACAACUAUGUUGUGGAGAAGAGAGACACUACCUCUACCACAUGGCAAAUUGUCUCAGCUACAGUAGCCAGGACAUCCAUAAAGGUUUCCCGUCUCACUCAGGGCACAGAGUACCAAUUCCGCAUUGCAGCUGAGAACCGUUAUGGCAAGAGUCCAGCAAUUGAUUCUGCUCCUGUUGUUGCACAAUAUCCAUUUGAGCCUCCUGGCCCUCCAACCAAUCUUCAUGUUGCCCAUGCCACCAAGACAGGCAUGCUUGUAGUCUGGGGCAGACCUGCCAAUGAUGGUGGAAGCCCUGUCAUUGGUUAUCAUGUUGAAUCCAAAGACCAAAGCAGCAUUUUGUGGACCAAAGUCAGUAGAGGUCUGCUGACUGAAAACCAAUUUAAGAUGACAGGCAUCGAAGAAGGCCUGUCAUACCAGUUUAGAGUCUAUGCUGAGAAUAUUGCUGGCAUUGGUCCAUGCACUAAAUCUUGUGAACCAGUUGCAGCCAGGGACCCAUGUGAAUCUCCACAUAACCUUAAAGUCACAAAUAUCACCAGAAACUCCGUUUCUCUUUUCUGGGAUCCACCUGAAUAUGAUGGUGGAGUGAAAAUUGUUGGAUACAUAGUGGAGUGCAAAGAGCUCCCUAAUGGUCGCUGGCUAAAGUGUAACUUCGCCAAUCUACAGGAGACUUACUUUGAUGUCACAGGUCUUACAGAAGAUGCACAAUAUGACUUCCAUGUUAUUGCAAAGAAUUCUGCAGAGAUGUUGAGUGCCCCUUCAGAAUGCACUGGUCCUGUCACCAUCAAAGAUGAUGUAGACCCUCCAACCAUCAUCUUAGAGGAUAAAUUUAGGCAAUUAGUUGUCAUUAAGGCUGGAGAGAUAAUUAGAAUUGAUGCUGAAAUUACAGGUCGUCCAAUCCCUGUGGUUUCAUGGUCUAAAGAUGGAAAAGAUAUUGAGGCCAAGGCCAGGUGUGAAAUCACUUCCACAAACUUUACCACUACUCUGAUUGUCAGAGAUGCUAUCAGGAGGGAUUCUGGACAGUAUGUCUUGACUUUGCACAAUGUAGCUGGAACCAGGUCUGUAGCUAUCAACUGUAAGGUUCUGGACAGGCCUGGACCAGCUUCAGGACCUUUAGCAGUGUCUGGUCUUACUGCAGAGAAGUGCACUAUAACAUGGGGUCCACCUCAAGAGAAUGGUGGAGCUGAAAUCAUGCACUAUAUAGUGGAGAAACGUGAGACAAGCCGCCUUGCUUGGACUCUUGUUUAUGGUGACAUGAAGGCAACUACCUGCAAAGUUACUAAGCUGCUCAAAGGAAAUGAGUACAUCUUCAGGGUCAGAGGCGUUAACAAAUAUGGAGAUGGUGAGGCUCUGGAGAGUGAGGCAGCAAAAGCGUUGGAUCCGUUCACUGUAGCUGCAGCCCCCACUAAUGUUCAGGUCACCUCAGUCACUAGUGAGGCCAUGACAGUCUGUUGGGAAAGACCAGUUUCUGAUGGUGGCAGCAGUAUCUAUGGCUAUGUAAUUGAAAAGCGAGAGAAGACUGGCCUCCGCUGGUGCCGUGUCAAUAAGAAGCCUGUCUAUGACCUCAGAGUCAAAGCUUCCAAUCUUCGUGAGGGAAGUGAAUAUGAGUACAGAGUGUUUGCAGAGAAUGCUGCUGGACUUAGUGCACCUAGCACCCCUUGCCCACUCACCAAGGCUGAAGACCCACAGUUCCUCCCCUCACCUCCUGCUAAGCCCAGGAUCAUUGACUCAACAAAGACCACAGUAACACUAGCAUGGAAUAAACCACUGUUUGAUGGUGGAGCACCUGUAACUGGUUACAGAGUAGAAUACAGAAAGUCAUUAGAUGAUGAAUGGUUCGUUGGAGUCCAGAACACCAAGAAUACAGAGUUUACAGUGGUGGGACUGACUCCUGGAGCUGAAUAUGUAUUUGUUGUCAGAUCCAUUAAUAAAAUUGGAGCAAGUGAGCCUAGUUCUGAAUCAGACAAACAGACUGCUAAAGAAAAAGAAGAAGAGCCAGUCUUUGAAAUAAGCAAUGAAAUGAGGAAGACUCUUAUUGUGAAAGACGGCAGCUCAUUUACAAUGACAGUACCCUUCAGAGGCAAGCCUAUUCCCACUGUUAGUUGGACAAAGCCUGAUAUUGAUCUUAGAGUACGUGCUGUCAUUGACACCACAGACACCUUCACCUCAAUCACCUUAGAGAAAGCAACACGCAAUGACUCUGGAAAAUACACUGUCACUUUGUCCAGCAUUGCUGGAACCUCCUCACUGACACUCAAUGUUAGAGUUCUUGACUCACCUGGACCUCCUGCAUAUGUGGAAGUCAAGGAAGUGACUAAGGCAUCUGCUACUGUAACUUGGGACACUCCAGAGAAUGAAGGAGGAGGACCAGUAAAGAAUUAUCUUGUUGAUUUCCGAGAGGCAAGCAAAAAAGGUUGGACUAGGUUGACUGAUACAUGCCACAGACUGACUUAUAAGGUGUCAAACCUAAAGGAAGGAGAAGUUUACUAUUUCAGAGUGACAGGCGAGAAUGACUACGGUGUUGGUGUUCCAGCUGAGACCAAAGAGGGAACCAAGAUCACAGAAAAACCAAGCCCACCACCAAAGCUUGGAGUAACUGAUGUCACCAGGGAGAGUGUGUCAUUGGCAUGGGCUAAACCUGAACAUGAUGGAGGCAGCAGAAUUACUGGAUAUCUGGUUGAAGCACUGGAGAAGGGUCAGGAGAAGUGGGUUAAAUGUGGUGUCACCAAGUUUAUCCACUUUACUGUGUCUGGCCUAAGGGAGAAAGCUGAAUACUACUUCAGGGUCAAAGCUGAGAACCUUGCUGGAUAUAGUGAUGUUAAGGAAAUGUUCACCCCUGUUAUGGUCAAAGACCAGCUGGAAUCUCCCGAAAUCAACAUGAAGGACUUCCCCCACAACACUGUGUACGUUAGAGCUGGUUCAACUCUGAAGUGUGAGAUUCCUCUGACUGGCAGACCCCUGCCCAAAGUCACUCUUUCCAAGGAUAAUGUAGUACUUAAGUCAACAAUGAGGUUCAAUUCUGAAGUCACUCCUGACAGCAUCAAAAUCAUCUUGCGUGAAAGCAUUGCUGGAGACUCGGGACGGUAUGAUAUAACUGCCUCCAACUCCAGUGGAACCACCAAGUCCUUUGUCAAUAUUGUGGUUCUGGAUCGCCCAAGUGUUCCACUUGGACCUGUAGAGCUGUUUGAUGUCACAGAAGAGAGUGCAAGUCUCAGGUGGCUCCCACCUGCAUAUGAUGGUGGCAGCCCCAUCACUAACUAUAUCAUCCAGAAGAGAGAAACAACUACAGCAAACUGGAUUGACGUCUCAUCUGCUGUGGCUCGUUGCACCAUAAAGGUUAUGAAACUUACCACUGGGCUGGAGUAUCAGUUCAGAAUCAGGGCUGAGAACAAAUAUGGAAUUAGUGAACAUAUCGACUCUCCAGCAGUCACAGUCAGCCUUCCAUACACUAUUCCAGAUGCUCCAUCAACUCCAGAGGUUACUGCUGUAACCAGGGAGAGCAUCACAUUAGCCUGGAAGGAGCCCAAGUCAGAUGGAGGCAGCCAUGUGUUUGGCUACCAUCUCCAGAUGAAAGAUAGGAACAGCAUCAUGUGGCAGCUAGUUAACAAAACGGUGAUCCGAUCUACACACUAUAAGGUCACCACCGUUAAUGCUGGACUUAUUUAUGAAUUUAAGGUGGCAGCGGAGAAUGCUGCUGGCCUCAGUGUUUUCAGUAAGGCUUCAGAUGCUGUGUUGGCUAUAGAUGCCUGUGAGCCACCCAUCAACCUAAGAAUCAGUGACAUCACCAAAAACUCUAUCAGCCUUGCCUGGGAGAAACCCAACUAUGAUGGUGGAUCCCCUAUUACUGGUUACAUUGUUGAGAAGAGGAAAGGUGUUAGUCCUAAGUGGUCCAAAGCUAACCUCACCAAUAUCACGGACACACAUUUCACUGUGGCUGGACUUACCCAGAAUGAAACAUAUGAAUUCAGGGUCAUGGCCAAGAAUGCAGUUGGUUCAGUAAGCAACCCAUCUAUGACAGUUGGACCAGCCACUUGUGUGGACACCUAUGGUGCCCCAGAAAUUGAAAUUCCCCAGGAGUACCUUAAUGAGGUCAAAUACAGCGCAGGCUCAGACGUGGAACUUAAAUUCAAUAUCACAGCCAAACCUACCCCCACAAUUGAGUGGUUUAAGGAUGGACGAGAGCUCAAACCUACUGCUCAGCUCACUUUCAAACACACGUUUGAGUCCACUGGUAUAUUCCUGAGGGACACUACUCGUCUGAACUCGGGGACGUAUGAGGUCAAAGUGAAGAACUCCCUGGGAUCUUCAUGUGCCAUUGUCAGGCUGCUCAUUCAAGACAAGCCAGGACCUCCUGCUGGCGAAAUUCAGUUUAAGAAAGUGAUGGCUGACAACAUUACCAUCAUGUGGUCUCCACCUGCCGAUGAGGGCGGUGCCAUGGUAACUCAUUACAUCGUAGAGAAGAGAGAGACCAGCAGAGUCAUGUGGUCUAUUGUGUCUGAGAAACUUGUAGACUGCAUCGUGAAUGUGCCCAGACUCAUCCAGGGUAAUGAGUACAUCUUCAGAGUCCGUGGAGUCAACAAAUAUGGCAUUGGAGACCCCCUGGAGUCUCAGCCCAUUAUUGCAAAGAACCCGUUUGUUCCUCCCAGUGAACCAUCUAAGCCUAAGGUUACUAUGAUCACCAAGUCCACAAUGACUGUGAUCUGGGAAAGACCUGCACUGGAUGGAGGCAGUGAUAUUGAUGGUUAUUACCUUGAGAAAAGAGAGAAGAAGAGUCUUCAGUGGUUCAAGGUGGUGAAAGGAACAAUCAGAGACACCAGACAGAAAGUCAGCAACUUAACUGAAAACAAUGAGUACCAGUUCAGAGUUUGUGCUGUAAACAAGGCUGGAGCAGGAAACUACUCUGAAGCCUCUGAUCUUUACAGGGCCUAUGACCCCAUUGAUCUGCCUGGUGAACCCACAAAGCUCCGUGUGGUCGACUCCACAAAGACUUCCAUCACUCUUGGCUGGGAGAAGCCUGUCUAUGAUGGUGGCAGUGAAAUCACACACUAUUUGCUGGAACAGAUGAAUGCAGGAGAGAAAGAAUGGGUUAUCACCAACCCACAGGUUAAGGGUUGCGAGUAUGUGGUGUCCCACUUGAAACCUGCCACUUACUACUUUUUCAGAGUAUCUGCUGUGAACAGCAAGGGCAAAGGAGAGGACAUCAAGAUGUACCAGCCUGUGCAAGCCAAAGACAUAUUAGAGGAGGCUGAUUUGGACUUAGAUGUUCCUAUGACAACUCAAUACACAGCUAAAGCCGGCCGCGAUGUUGAAGUGUUUAUCCCAUUGAAGGGACGACCAGCUCCCAAUGUCACCUGGCGACGUGGUGAUCGUAACAUGGCUGGUGAUAACCGCUUCACCAUCAAGAGCACUGAGAGAUCCACCACACUCCUUAUUCCAAAGGUCACUCGUGAUGACUGUGGAAAGUACAUGCUGGAAAUAGAGAAUGGUGUAGGUGAACCCAAGAUAAUCACCGUUUCCCUCAGGGUUCUAGAUAGUCCAUCAUCCUGCCAGAAGCUAAUAAUCAAGAACGUGACAAGAGGGAAGCUGACCCUAAGCUGGGAGGCUCCUCUUGUUGAUGGUGGCUCGCCUGUCACAAAUUACAUUGUUGAGAAGAAAGCCUCAACCAUGAAGGCCUACCAGGUGAUCAGUGCAGAAUGUCCCAACACAUCUUACAAGGUGACCGACCUGGAAGAGGAUAUUGCUUACUUCUUUCGUGUGUCAGCUGAAAAUGAGUUUGGUGUGGGUGACUUCUGUGAGUCCACUGAAGCUGUCAGAGCAACAGAGACUCCUGGAGCUGUUAAAAACCUGGUGAUGUUGGACUCUACAAAGACCUCUGUUACACUGCAGUGGACCCGACCAGACCAUGAUGGAGGCAGCCACAUCACAGAGUACAUUGUUGAAAAGAGAAGCCAGGAUGAAGUCAACUGGAGUUUAGGUGCAACAUGCAAACGUUGUACAUGUGAGGUGACUGGACUCAGGGAAAAUGCCAUCAUGGAUUUCAAAGUGUUUGCCAAGAACGAGAAAGGAAGAAGUGAUUUCUCUCUGAUUGGUUCAAUCCCAGUGAUAGAUUUUAUUAUUCCUCCAGAAGCCAGUCUCAGUGAUUAUCCAAAUGGAGAGCUGGCUGUUCGUAUUGGGCAAAACAUCCACAUUGAGCUACCAUUUAAGGGAAAACCAAGACCUGCAAUCAGCUGGCUAAAGGAUAACCUUCCACUAAAGGAGAGCGAGAAGAUUCGAUUUAGGACCACUGACAACAAGACUGCAGUCACAGUUAGAGGAGCCAAGAAGGAGAAUGCUGGCCAGUACACUUUAGUUCUGGACAACAGAGUGGUCAAAAACUACUUUGACAUCAAUGUGAUCACUCUUGGACCACCUACGGCUCCUGUUGGUCCUAUUCGCUUUGAUGAGAUAAAGGCUCAGAGUAUCAUCAUUUCCUGGGAUGUGCCAAAGGAGGAUGGCGGUGGUGAGAUUACAUGCUACAGCGUGGAGAAACGUGAAACCUCCCAGGCCAACUGGAAAAUGGUCUGCUCAAGUGUUGUAAGGACCAGCUUCAAGAUCCCUAACCUAGUCAAGGGAGCUCAAUACCAAUUCAGAGUCCGUGCCGAGAACAAGUAUGGAGUCAGCGAACCACUCUGCUCCUCAGAUGUUAUUGCUCAGCACCAGUAUAAACCUCCAGGUCCACCAGGAAAGCCAGUUGCCUUCAACAUCACCAGUGAUGGUAUGACCAUUAAGUGGGAUGCUCCAGGCUUUGAUGGAGGUUCUCCUAUCGUGGGUUAUCAUGUUGAGAAGAAGGACAGGAACAGCCUCUUAUGGCAGAAGGUCAAUUCCACAAUCAUUUCCAACAAAGAGUACAGGAUCAUUGGUCUCAUGGAAGGUCUGGAGUACUCUUUCAGAGUUUAUGCUGAAAACAAUGCUGGACUAAGCCCUGUCAGCGAGCAGAGCAAACAUGCUCUUGCCAUAUCCCCUGUUGACCCACCUGGCACUCCUGUCUGCAUUGAUACAACAAGGGAUUCAGUCACCCUGCAAUGGGAAGUUCCAAAGAGAGAUGGUGGAAGCAAAAUUGUGGCUUACAAUGUAGAAAGGCGCCAAGGCAGAGGAAAAUGGCUACGAUGCAACUUUAUUGAUAUAAGUGAUACCCAGUUCACUGUGACUGGUCUGUCCCCUGGAGACAGAUUUGAGUUCAGAGUGAUUGCAAGAAAUGCUAUCGGUACAGUCAGCCCCCCAUCUAACUCUUCUGGAUAUAUCAUGACCAAGGAUGAGAGCAUUACUCCUGAAAUCGAGUGGUCCCCUGACCAGGUGCUCACUCUGAAGGCUGGAGAAAAUGUUAAGCUCAAUUGUACCAUCACUGGGCGCCCAGUUCCUCAGGUUUUGUGGUACAAGGAUGGCAAAGAAAUUGAUAAGCGAACAAUGAUUGACAUUGAGAUUACCACUGGCAUUGGCACCAGCAGUCUGUUUAUCCGUGAUGCAGACAGGAACCACCGUGGAAUUUAUACUGUGGAAGCAAAAAAUAGCUCUGGCUCUAGGAAAGCAGAUGUUAAUGUCAGAGUGCAAGAUACUCCUGGACCUGUUGAGGGUCCCAUCCGCUUUACCGGCAUAACUGCUGAAAAGUGCACUGUAUGGUGGAACCCACCAGAAAAUGAUGGCUGUGCUGCGAUCACCCAAUAUGUAGUGGAAAAACGGGAAACAUCCAGAAUUUCCUGGGCUUUGGUUACAUCCAAAUGUGAAGCUUGCUCAUAUAAUGUCACCAACCUCAUCAAGGGAAAUGAGUACCAGUUCAGAAUCUCUGCAGUCAACAAAUUUGGGGUCGGCAAACCACUGGAUUCUGAUGCAGUUAUUGCACGCAUGCAAUACACUGUGCCAGAUGCUCCUGGUACGCCAGAUGCAACUCACAUAACUGGAGAUAGCAUCACUAUGUGCUGGACCAGGCCGAGAUCAGAUGGAGGUAAUGAGAUCAAGCAUUACAUUCUGGAAAGAAGAGAGAAGAAGAGCCUUCGUUGGGUAAGGGUGUCUUCCAAGAGACCCAUAACAGAACUACGGCACCGUAUCACCCACCUGACCGAGGGCAAUGAGUACGAGUUCCGCGUCAUGGCUGAAAAUGGAGCUGGUAUUGGACCAGCCAGCAGUACCUCCAGGCUCUUCAAAUGCAGAGAGCCAACAAGUGCUCCUAGUGCCCCAAGUGUAAUCAAGGUCAUUGACUCCACUAAGUCCACUGUCACCCUGGAAUGGACAAAACCAGUAUUUGAUGGUGGCUUGGAAAUUAUUGGCUAUAACAUUGACAUGUGUAAGGCCAGUCUAGAGGAGUGGCACAGAGUCAAUAGUCAGAUUUGUAUCCACAAUAGAUACACUGCAAAGGGCCUGGUAGCUGGAGAGCUUUACAAGUUCAGAGUCAGUGCUGUGAAUGGGUCAGGAGAGGGUGAAGCUUCAGUUAUGCCACACCCUGUUCAGGCUCUGGAUAGACUUACAUCUCCAGAAUUUGACAUUGAUGCAAACUUCAAACAAACUCACACUGUCAAGAACGGAGGAAUAGUCACUCUCAGCGUCGCUUUCAGAGGAAAGCCUACUCCACUGGCCACCUGGUCUAGAGUAGAUGGUGAAGUUCCUGUCAUGGCGGAUGUCAACACCACAGACAGCUCAUCCACUCUGACUAUAGAAGGCUGCACAAGAUAUGAGGCAGGAAAAUACACCCUGUCCCUGGAAAACAACAGUGGACGAAAGUCUAUCACAUUCACUAUCAAAGUUUUAGACACUCCAGGACCUCCAGGAGCAAUCUCCUUCAAAGAUGUUACACGUGGUGCUUUGACAAUGAUGUGGGAUGCUCCAUCCAAUGAUGGUGGAGCCCGCAUCCAUCACUACAUAGUAGAUAAACGUGAGGCAAGCCGCCUUGCUUGGCAGGAGGUCAGCAGCAAGAGCUCACGCCAAAUGAUAAGGAUAACUGGUCUAGACAUUGGUGUGCCAUACUUAUUCAGAGUGUCUGCUGUUAACCAGUAUGGUCAAGGUGAACCAAAGGAAAUGACUGAGCCUGUCGUUGCCACAGAAGAGCCUGCACCACCCAAAAGAUUAGAUGUUGUCGAUACCACUAGUUCCACAGCCUCCCUAGUGUGGCUUAAACCUGACCAUGAUGGAGGCAGCCGCAUCCGAGGGUACAUUGUUGAAUUCAGAGCCAAGGGUAGUGACCGUUGGAUUGUUUAUGGAGAGACUAAAUUGCCGAAGAUGCUGGUAGAAGGUUUGAUUGAAAACACUGAGUAUGACUUUAGGGUCAAGGCCAAAAAUGAUGCUGGAAUCAGUGAGCCUCAAGGUACUUUCACCUCUGUGAUCAUAAAGGAGCCUCUCAUUGAGCCAACUGCUGAUCUCAGCAGUAUCACUAACCAGCUCAUCACCUGUAAGCUUUCCAAUACUAUCACAAUUGAUAUCCCAAUAAGCGGCAGACCUGCGCCCAAGGUCACAUGGAAACUGGAGGAAAUGAAGCUGAAGGAGACUGACAGAGUCUUAAUCAGGACCACAAAUGAGAGAACCACACUAAUAGUGAGAGACAGCAAGAGAAGUGACAGCGGCAAGUAUUACCUGAUCCUGGAGAAUGCUGCCGGUGUGAUGACUUUCACAGUGACUGUGGUCGUCGUCGGCAGACCUAGCCCACCAACUGGCCCUGUGAAGAUUUCUGGAAUCUCAUCAGAGUCUUGCACACUGUCAUGGUCAGAGCCAGCUGAUGAUGGCGGCACUGAAGUAACCAACUACAUUGUUGAGAAACGCGAGUCUGGCCAUGCUUCAUGGCAGGUAGUAAACUCCAGUGUGCAGAGAACGACAAUCAAAGUGACUCAUCUUACCAAAUACAUGGAAUACACAUUCAGAGUGUGUGCCGAGAACAAGUUUGGAGUCAGCAAGUCCAUUGAGUCUGCAGCUGUCGUGAUCGAGCAUCCAUUCAUUCCUCCAAGUCCUCCAACUCGCCCUGAUGUGGUAUUUGUGUCAGCAAAUGCCAUUGGCAUUAAGUGGGAUGUGCCAUAUUCUGAUGGUGGCAGCCAGGUGACAGGAUACUGGAUUGAGAAGAAAGAGAGGAACACAAUCUUGUGGGUGAGGGAAAACAAGCUGCCCUGCCUUGAGUGCCAUUACAAGGUGUCCAACCUGAUCGAGGGCCUGGAGUAUCAGUUCAGAGUGUAUGCCAUGAACCUCGCUGGACUGAGCAAGGCCAGUGAAGCCUCCAGACCAGUGGUGGCCCUCAAUCCUGUUGAUCCACCUGGUAAACCUGAGAUUACCGACAUCAGCCGCUCCUCUGUUUCGCUGUGCUGGACUGUACCCUUCAACGAUGGUGGCAAUAAGAUCGUCGGCUACAUUGUGGAGAGGAAGGUCUACAGCACAGAUGAGUGGGACGACAACCGCUGGCUCAAGUGCAACUACACCACAAUCACAGAGAACUACUUCACAGUCACAAACUUGGGAGAGGGAGAAACCUUUGAGUAUCGUGUCAUCGCCAAGAAUGCAGCUGGAGUCCACAGCAUGCCUUCUGUGACCACUGGUCCAAUCACAUGCAAGGAUGAAUACUCUCCUCCUAGAGCUGAACUUGACAGCAAAUUAACGCGUGAGGUCAUCACCAUUAUGGCUGGCUCCGACCUUGUCCUGGAUGGUGCUGUGGGAGGCAAACCAGAACCCACAGUGUACUGGUCCAAGGGAGACAAGAUUUUGGAUUUGGGAGAGAAAUACUCUCUGACAUACACAUCAACAAGAGCCAUGGCUGUCAUCAAAAACUGCGACAGAUACGAUACGGGUAGAUACAUCCUCACCGUCAAAAACGCCAAUGGUAUUAAGACCGCUUCAGUCAGUGUGAAGGUUCUGGACACUCCUGGACAACCUGCUGACAAGAUCGUGAUCAGCAGAGUCACUGAGGAGAAGUGUACGGUUUCCUGGAAGAUUCCUCUGGAGGAUGGCGGAGACAUCGUCACCCAUUACAUUGUAGAGCGACGUGAAACCAGCCGGCUAAACUGGGUCAUCAUGGAGGCAGAGUGCAAGUCGCUGUCAUGUGUCAGCUCCAGGUUGAUCAAGAACAAUGAAUACGUCUUCAGAGUCAGAGGAGUCAACAAGUUUGGACCUGGAGUUCCUCUGGAGUCCGAGCCGGUCAUCGCCAGAAACGCCUACACUGUCCCAUCCCCGCCGGGCGCCCCAGAGGCCACAGCGGUGGGUAAGGAGCACAUCAUCAUCGAGUGGCUGAAGCCUGAGAGCGACGGAGGCAGUGAGAUCAAGAACUACAUCGUGGAAAAACGAGAGAAAAGCAGCACAAGAUGGACUCGGGUGAACAGAACUUACACAAUUUAUGACAUCCGUCUGAAAAUCACUGGCCUGAUAGAGGGAGGCGAGUACCAGUUCAGAGUCACGGCUGUCAACAAUGCUGGAGAGAGCCAGCCAAGCGAUGCCUCGCCAUACAUUAUCUGUAAAGAUCCCACAUACACACCGGCUGCUCCAUCAACACCUCGCAUAGUGGACACAACCAAGCACAGCAUUAGCUUGACCUGGACCAGGCCCAUGUACGACGGCGGCUCCGAUGUCACAGGCUACGUCAUAGAGAUCUUAGAGGAGGACUCGGAGCAGUGGUACCGCGCCACUGCUAAGCCUAUAAAGACCAAUGAGUACGUGGCCGGUGGCCUGGCAGCCAAUAAGAAGUACAGGUUCAGGGUGGCGGCCAUUAACGGCAACGGCACCGGGGAGUUCAGUGACCCGAGUGGAGAGAUCGAGCCACUGGAGAAAAUUGAAAUGCCUGACCUGGAACUGGCCGAAGAUUUGAAGAAGACGGUUUGUCUGCGUGCUGGCGGUACCCUCCGCCUGUUCGUGUCCAUCACCGGCCGACCGGCACCUGUUGUUGCCUGGAGAAAGACCGGUGUGGAGCUGCAGAGCCGAGGCUUCAUUGAGACCACUGACAGUCACACCUCUCUCCUGGUGGAGAAAGUUACUCGCUAUGAUUCUGGAAAAUAUGUUGUGGAGGCAGAGAAUCCAUCUGGAAAGAAGACGUGCAUUAUCCUGGUCAAGGUCUACGACACUCCUGGUCCUCCUGGUUCUGUCAGGGUGAAAGACUACACCAAAGAGUCGGUUGUGAUCACCUGGGACGUCCCAAGCCUGGACGGUGGAGCUCAUGUCAGCAACUACAUCGUAGAGAAGAGAGAAGCCAACAUGAAGUCAUACAAGACUGUGACCACUGAGUGCAGGAAGACUCUGUACAGGAUCACAGGCUUGGAGGAAGGGAUGCACUACUUCUUCAGAGUCCUACCUGAGAACAUUUAUGGUGUUGGCGAGCCUUGUGAGACAGCUGAGUCUGUGCUGGUGUGUGAAGUACCAUCAGUGCCCAUGGACCUCAGCAUUGUGGAUGUCACCAAGUCCACUGUGACCCUCCAUUGGGAAAGACCACAUCAUGAUGGCGGCAGCAGGCUGACAGGUUACAUCAUAGAGGCUUGCAAGGUGGGGUCAGACAGGUGGAGUGCCGUGGCGACAGUUAAGGCCUCUCAGUCCCAGCACACAAUCCAGUCGCUUACAGAGAACGACCAGUACCUGUUCAGGAUCCGUGCCACCAACAGCAGGGGGGUCAGUGAACCCAUGGACAUUGUGACACCAGUCAUAAUCCAGGAUAUCAAGGUGAUGCCAAAGAUUGACUUGACCAGCAUCCCUCAGAAGAUCGUUCAUGUGCACCGUGGCAAAUCCAUUGACCUGAACAUCCCGAUUAAAGCCAAACCACUGCCGGUUUGCUCCUGGUACUUCGGUGGUGCCAAGCUGAAGGACAGCUUGGACCGCAUCAAGAUCGACAGCAACGGGAAAUACACACACCUCGUCAUCCGUGACUCCACCAUCGAUGACACUGGAGAUUACACUUUGGAGGUGAAGAAUGCUAUUGGCAUGGCAACUGAGGUUAUCAAGGUCAUCAUCCUGGACAAACCUGGUAUCCCAGUUGGUCCCAUAAAAAUCGAGGAGGUUGAUGGAGUCUCGGUAACAGUUAGCUGGGAACCUCCAGAGAAAGACGGUGGUGCCAAUGUCAGUGGCUACGUGGUGGAGCAGCGUGAAGCCCACCACCCAGGCUGGUCCACCGUCUCUGAAUCUGUGACCAGACCUUGCUUCAAGUUCACCAGGCUUAACGAAGGAACUGAAUAUGUGUUCCGUGUUGCUGCCAUGAAUCGCUUUGGUUUUGGCGGCUUCCUGCAGUCUGAAGUGGUGGAGUGCAAGAGCGCCAAGACCAUCCCCGGACCUCCAAGCAGGCCAGAGGUGAUUGAUGUCACCCAUGAAGGCAUGACCGUGACCUGGCAACCACCUGUGGACAACGGUGGCUCCACCAUUGCUGGCUACAUAAUAGAACGUAAAGAGGCCCGAUCUGACAGAUGGUUGAGAAUCAAUAAGAAUCCGGUCACUAUGACCAGAUAUCGUUCUUCCGGGCUGAUUGAGGGCCUGGAAUAUGAGUUCAGAAUCACUGCUAUCAACUCCAGAGGAACUGGCAAACCCAGUGAAAGUUCUGCAGUAGCUGUUGCCAUGGAUCCCAUUGAACCUCCAGGUCCUCCAGUUAAACCCAGAGUCACAGACAGCACACGGACAUCAGUCUCUCUGGCCUGGCUGCCGCCUGAAGAAGAGGGUGGUUCUAUUGUUACUGGCUAUCUCAUUGAGAUGCAAAAGGUGGACCAGGUUGAAUGGACUCUGUGUAAUACUACACCCACCAAGAUGUGCGAGUACACCCUAACACACAUGCCCCAGGGUGCAGAGUACAGGUUCAGAGUCAUUGCCUGCAAUGCAGGUGGUGCCGGAGAGCCUGCAGAGAUUUCUGGAGUGGUUAAAGUCCAAGAAAUGAUUGAUUAUCCUGACUUUGAGCUUGAUCGUGUAUACGAGGAAGGAUACGUGGUGCGGCAAGGUGGAGUCGUCCAUUUGUCUGUACCCAUCAAAGGCAAACCUAUACCCACAGCUAAAUGGACAAAGGAUGGUCGUGACAUCUCACAUCGUGCCAUGAUUGCCACCCACGAUGACAUCACUGAGCUGGUCAUCAAAGAGGCACACAGAGACGACACCGGUACCUAUGAUUUGGUGCUGGAGAACAAAUGUGGUAGGAAAGCUGUGUACAUCAAGGUGAAGGUGAUUGGUCGACCUGAUGCCCCAGAAGGUCCUCUAGAAUUUGAUGACAUCCAGGCUAGAUCAGUUCGCGUCAGCUGGAGACCACCUUCAGAUGACGGUGGAUCUGACAUCCUGGGCUACAUAGUAGAAAGGCGGGAAGUACCAAAGGCUGCCUGGUACACAGUGGAUGCCCGGGUAACUGAGACCUCCCUGGUGGUCAAGGGCUUGAAGGAGAAUGUAGAGUACCACUUCAGGGUGUUUGCUGAGAACCAGUUUGGUGUUAGCAGAUCCCUUAAGUCAGAUGGAACUGUUCUGCCAAAGACACCUCUUUGUCCACCUGAACCUCCCAGUAAUCCACCAGAGAUCAUGGACGUCACCAAGACCGCAGUGUCUCUUUCUUGGGCCCGGCCCCGGGACGAUGGUGGCUCUCGUGUCACAGGAUACUAUGUUGAAAGAAGGGAGGUUUCCACAGAGAAGUGGGUCCGUCACAACAAGACCCACAUCACUACCACCAUGUUCAAUGUCACCGGACUUAUACCCAACGCAGAGUACAUGUUUAGAGUGGUGGCUCAAAAUGACAUUGGGCAGAGUGAACCUGGUCCUGCUUCAGAAUCGGUGGUCUGCAAAGAUCCAUUUGACAAGCCCACCCAACCAGGAGAUAUUGACAUCAUCUCUAUUACUAAAGACAGUAUCACCAUUCAUUGGCUCAGGCCAGAACAUGAUGGCGGAAAGGAGAUCCUGGGUUAUUGGAUUGAGUUCAGGGAGGCUGGAGAGAGCGCUUGGAAGAAAUGCAACAAGGAGCGUUCCAAGGAUCGGCAGUUCACCAUGGGUGGCUUGAUGGAGGCCACAGAGUAUGAAUUCAGAAUCUUUGCUGAAAAUGAGGCCGGACUCAGCCGACCUCGUCGCACACCCAUGGGCAUCAAGACCAAAUUGAGCGUUGGUGAAGCUCCAGCUUUGAAGGAAGAGGCCCAAGAUGUAACCACCAAGCUUGGCGAGUCUGGCACUCUAACUUGUGGAAUCAUUGGCAGACCUUUGCCUGAGAUCAAGUGGUAUCGCUACGGCAAAGAACUGAUCCAGAGCCGCAAGUACAAGAUGAGCUCAGAUGGUCGUAACCACUCCCUCACAAUUCUGACAGAGGAGCAAGAAGACGAAGGCGUGUACACCUGCAGGGCUGUCAACGAGGCUGGAGAGAUAGAGACCAGUGGCAAACUACGCUUGCAGGCAGCUCCCCAAUUCCACCCUGGCUUCCCUCUGAAAGAAAAGUACUAUGCUGGGGCUGGUACCAGCCUCCGGCUCCAUGUCGUCUACAUUGGUCGUCCAAUCCCCCAGAUAAUGUGGUUCUACGGCAAGAAACCUCUAAAUUCAUCUGAGAACGUGAUCAUUGAAAACACAGAAAGCUAUACCCACCUUGUUGUGAGGAAUGCCCAGCGAAAAACCAACGCUGGUCGCUACAAGGUUCAGCUCAGCAAUGUGUUUGGAACUGUUGACACAUCUCUGCGUGUUGAAAUCCAAGACAAACCUUGCAUCCCUGAGGGUCCCGUUGUUGUUGAAUCCCUGCUCAGGAACUCAGUUGUGAUCAGCUGGAAGGUUCCUAAGGAUGAUGGAGGGUCUGUAAUCACCAACUACAUUGUAGAGAAACAUGAAGCCAAAGAGGGUGAACAGUGGCACCUGGUGUCUUCCUCUGUCCCUGGCACCACCUGCCGUGUCCCCAACCUGACUGAGGGCUCUGGAUACUACUUCAGAGUCUCAGCACAGAACCAGUAUGGUGUCAGUGAGCCUCUGGAGAUUCCAUCAGUAGUCAUCAUCAAGACUCCAUAUGAUAAACCUGGAAUCCCACAGCAGCCAUUCAUUAUCAGUUCUACCAAAGACUCUUGUGUCGUUUGCUGGAAGCCUCCAACUAGCGAUGGAGGAGCGAAAAUCACCAGCUACUUCCUUGAGAAACGCGAGAAGAAGCAGAACAAAUGGAUGUCUGUAACAACAAAGACAUUUACAGAGACCAGCUAUGAAGUCACGGGCUUGAUUGAGAGCUUUGAGUACGAGUUCCGUGUGAAAUGCCAGAACAUUGGCGGUGAGAGCGACUGGUCUGAGAUCUCUCUGCCAGUCAUUCCCAAGUCUGAACAGGCUCCUCGUGCUCCUGCAUUCAGAGAGGAGAUCAGAGACAUGACGGUCAAAUACCAUAGCAAUGCCACCUUUGUCACCAAGGUUGUGGGCCAUCCAAAGCCUGUUGUCAAAUGGUAUCGCAGUGGCAAGGAGAUCCUGGCAGAUGGAACAAAAAUAAAAGUCCUUGAGUUCAAGGGUGGCUACUAUCAGCUGGUCAUCACUGCCGCUGAUGAGAACGAUGCCUCAGUGUACCAAGUUAGAGCAACUAACCCGUCAGGAUCUAUCUCUACAACAGCCAACCUGGAGGUGGAAGUUCCUGCAAAAAUACACCUGCCUAAAGAACUCCAGGGAAUGGGAGCUGUACAAGCUGUGCGUGGUGAUCACGUCACCAUCAAGAUCCCCAUCACAGGAAAACCUGAGCCAGCAGUCACUUGGCAGAAGGGUCCGGAGGUCCUCUCAAGCUCUGCUUAUCAUCAAGUUAUCACUACAAGAUCCUUCACCUCCCUGGUGUUCCUGAAGGGAGUACAGAGGAAGGAUACUGGCUAUUAUGCCAUUACUGCAAAGAACAGAUUCGGAUCAGACAAGCAAACUAUUGAGGUGAAUGUGGCUGACAUCCCCGAUGCUCCAAAGGGACUUGUGGUCAGUGACAUUGCACGGGAUUCUAUCACGCUGACCUGGGAGCCCCCUGCCAGUGAUGGUGGCAGUGAGAUUAUUAAUUACAUUGUAGAGAAGUGCCCAACCACUGCUGAUAGGUGGAUUCGUGCUGGCCAUACAACAGACUGCAGUAUCACUAUCAUCAACAUAUUUGGAAAGACCAAAUAUCAGUUCCGCGUUAUUGCAGAGAACCAGUUUGGUCUCAGCCUUCCAUCUCCUCCAACUGAGCCCAUUACUACCAAGGAAGACAAAUCUGUGAUCAGGAACUAUGACGAGGAAGUGGAUGAAGACAGAGAAAUCACCAAAGAGGAAGCUGUGUUCUACAAGGUGAAGGAACUGUCUUCCAAAUACAUCAUCUCAGAGGAGCUUGCUCGCUCCCAGUUUGGAGUGGUCCACCGCUGUGUGGAGAUUGCCACUAAGAAGACUUUCAUGGCCAAGUUCAUCAAAGUGAAAGGAACUGAUCGUGAGUUAGUCCUCAGGGAAAUAGAGGCUCUUAAUGUUGCAAGACAUAAGAAUAUCAUCUACCUCCAUGAAUACUUUGAAAGCAUGGAGGAGAUUAUCCUGAUCUUUGAAUUCAUCUCUGGAGUUGAUAUCUUUGAGCGGCUUGGUACCAGCAACUUUGAGCUCUCGGAACAGGAGAUUGUCCGCUACCUGAGACAGGUUUGCUCUGCUGUCAAGUUCUUACACAGCCAAAACUUUGGCCAUUUUGAUAUCCGCCCAGAUAACAUUGUUUACGCCACAAGGAGAAGUCUCAACAUAAAAAUGAUUGAAAUGGGACAGUCUCGACUGUUGGUUCCUGGAGAAAACAUCAGAAUGCUGUUUUCAGCUCCAGAGUAUUAUGCCCCAGAGGUUCACCGCCAUGAUCUGGUCACCACAGCCACUGAUAUGUGGUCUAUUGGUGUUUUGGCAUAUGUUCUACUCAGCGGCCUUAAUCCAUUUGCCGCAGAGUCUAUGACAAAGAUGAUUGAGAACAUCUCAAACUGUGAGUACGUUUUUGACAGGGAAGCAUUCAAAGACAUCAGCUUAGAGGCAAUGGACUUUAUAGAUAGACUUCUAGUCAAGGACAGGAAGCUCCGUAUGACUUCUCAUGAAGCUCUAGAACAUCCAUGGCUCAAGAUGAAGAUUGAGCAUGUCAGCAACAAGGUCAUCAGGACACUGAGACACAGAAGAUACUAUCAGUCACUAGUAAAGAAGACUGAUACCAUAGUUUCAGCAGCUCGUGUGGCGUUCGGAGGUGCCUUCAGAAACCAGCGAGGUCUGGAAGUUGGUAAAGUUAAGAUUGGAACUGAGUACCAUGGGUUGCGUGCUGGGCCUGUCAUGCAUGCCUCAGCUGAGGAAGGUGGCCAUGUCAGAUUUACCUGUAGUAUUGUGAACUUUGACAAGAGUACUCAGGUAUCAUGGUACUUAGGUAACCGUCAGUUACAUCCAAGCCCCAAGUAUGAGAUUUCCUACAGUAAUGGCUUUGCCAGUAUUUACGUGAAGGACAUUGAAGAAUCUGAUGAUGGUGUCUACAGAUGCAAGGUGGUGAGUGAUGAUGGAGAGGACAGUGCCUAUGGAGAACUCUUUGUAGAAACUGUGAGGAGCAUCAGAGAGCACUACAUGAGCCGCACCAUCAGGAAGCUGAGGAGGAGGGUUGACAAAACUAAACUUCUCCAGAGACCACCUGAGUUCACUUUGCCACUCUACAACCGCACAGCAUAUAUUGGUGAGGAUGUGCGCUUUGGUGUCACUAUCACUGUGCACCCAGAGCCUCAUGUAACCUGGCUUAAAAAUGGAGAACAAAUCAAAGAGGAUGACAGCAAGUACACCUUCACAAGUGACAAGGGCCUGUAUCAACUCAUGAUUCACAACCUUGACAUUGGUGAUGAUGCUGAAUACACAGUCAUGGCCCACAACAGGUUUGGAGAAGACAGCUGCAAGGCUCGUCUCACUGUGAUACCUCAUCCUGUGCUUGAGGAUACAAUGAAGCCCAUGUUCAAACGUCUACUGGCUAAUGUUGAGUGCACAGAGGGAGACAGUGUCCGCUUUGAACUCAGGGUGUCAGGAGUUCCCACUCCUUCUCUUAAAUGGGAAAAAGAUGGCCUUCCUCUACAGUUUGGUCCCAAAGUUGUUGUCAUAGAGCAGGACAUUGAUUAUCAUGUCCUUCACAUCAGGGAGACUCUGCUUGAGGAUGAUGGAGUGUACAAAGUCACAGCAACCAACUCUGCUGGCUCUGCAAGCUGCCAGGCCACUCUGAAAGUGGACCGUCUCACUUACACUAGAAGAGAGUACAAGAGCGAAGAGGAGAAACUCAGACAUGUACAGAAACAAAUAGAGAAGACCAACAAAAUGGCUCAGCACAUUGCAGCUACAGAGGAACUUGUACCUCUAAACCCAACAGCACAGGAGGCCCUCAAAUUUGCUGCAGAGGUCUACAAACCCGCAGUAAGCACCAAGAACAUUGAAGGUGAAUUUGACAUCACAGAGGAGAAGACAGAGACCAAGAAGCUAGAGGAAGAGAGAAGGAUUUUCAUGCCCUAUGAAAUUCCUGAGCCUGUGGUUCAUGAUCCUAAAGCUCUGGAUGAAGACAAAGCCAUUAAGCAGUUUGUACCUCUGUCUGACAUGAAGUGGUAUCGCAAGAUACGAGAUCAGUAUGAGGUAUCAGAGAGAACAGAAAGGAUUGUGCAAAAGAGGCAGAGACGUAUUCGUCUGUCCAGGUGGGAGCAGUUCUACGUGAUGCCUCUCCCCAGAAUCACUGACCAAUACAGACCAAGAUGGCGCAUUCCCAAAUUGACAAUGGAUGAUUUGGAGACUGUUAGACCUGCCCGACGUUCACCAUCUCCUGAGUCUGAAGUCUCCUUUAGAUCCAGAAGGAGGUCUCUGGGAGAUCUCAGUGAUGAAGAGCUGCUGAUGCCUGUGGAUGACUACCUGACAAGGAAGAGAGUUGAGGAGGAAACAAUGAUGCUGGAAGAUGAACUUGAGCUCGGUUUUUCUGCCUCUCCUCCUGGUAGCCCCAUUCGAGUUCAACGACGUGUCGUUGAACAUGAGGAAAGGAGGCAGGGAGUCAGACAUGAGGCCGCUGAGGUUGUAGAGACAAAGAAGAAACGUACUAUUUCUCAGUACACAAGAAGGAGAAGGUCACUGUCUCCUACCUACAUUGAGCUGAUGCGACCAGUCUCAGAGCUAAUCCGACCACCACAUGCUAGACCUGUGGAAACAGAGGGAGAGAUUGUGGGGAGGAGAUCCCCUACUCCAGAGAGGACCCGUCCUCGUUCUCCCAGUCCUAUUAGGUCAGUGGAGAGGUCUUCCCGCUCCUCCUCUAGGUUUGAGCGGUCGGCACGCUUUGACAUCAUGUCCCGUUAUGAAGCCAGGAAAGCUGCUCUGAAGUCUGAGAGGAAAUACCAGGUUGUGAGUCAAGCACCUUUCAGCCUUGAUCAUGCUCCUCGUGUAACUGUCAGGAUGCGCUCUCAUCGCAUCCCAACUGGUCAGGACACAAAAUUCACCCUGAACAUCCAAGCAAAACCAGACGCUGAAGUUGCAUGGUUCCACAAUGGAGCGGAAAUCUCUGAACAUGGUGAGAAAUACAUCUUUACAAACAUGAGUGGCGUUCUGACCAUCACUAUCCUGGACUGCCAAGAAGAAGACAGCGGAACAUACCGCUGUGUGUGCUCCAAUUCAAAGGGUGAGGCAUCUGACUACGCCACCCUGGAGGUGUCAGGAGGCGGAUACACUACAUUCUCCUCCCGCCGCAAGGAUGAGGAAGCUCCUAAAGCAUUUGUCCCUGAAGUCACACGCAUUGAUCACUAUCACACUACGCACUUUAAAUCUGGCUAUACCUCUCAAACCUACCUGGAGGUGGAAGAGAGCAAGUCAAAGCUAACAGAAACACGUGAGGUUGUCACACGGGAAAGAAUUGGUGCCUCGGCCGAGAGAUUCUCUUCUGGUGAGCGAUUCUCUUCUGCUGAGAGGUAUGACUCAUCUAUCAAGUAUGCCUCCACUGAAUAUCUUUCUUCUAGUUCCUCAUAUUCUUCAGAGAAGUUUUCUUUAACUGGAAAGCAUGCAACAUCUGAAGAUAAACUGAAAACAUCCUCUACUGCUUCUGCUCUUGAGCAACUUUCAUUGCCCAAGGAGAAAUCUUCUCUUCCUGCCAAAAUCCUCACCAAGCCACAGUCUGUGACUGUUGCAGAGGGAGAGACAGCCCGGUUCUCUUGUGACAUCGAUGGGGAACCUGCACCAACUGUGACAUGGAUACACGACAACAAAACAAUUGUAUCAUCUCUUCGUAUCCAUGUCACCACAACUCAGUACAAGUCCAGCCUAGAGAUUUCAUCUGUGACCAUAUCUGAUGAGGGCAGUUACACUGUGGUCGUCGAGAACUCAGCAGGUAGACAGGAGGCUCAUUUCACUCUGACAAUCCGCAGGCCACCUCCAAAGGAGGAAACCAAAGCUGUCAAAACUACUGAGCCACCUGUGAAGUCACCAGCACCCAGUGUUAAGUCACCUGAGCCCUCAGCUGCAUCCCCUGCUCCUUCCUCAGCACCUAGUAUAAAGUCACCAGAACCAAGUGUAAAGUCACCAGCUGUAGCAUCUCCUGCACCCGAAGUUAAGUCACCCACACCAAGUGUAAAGUCUCCUGAACCAGAGGAAGCAAAAUCUGUUAAGAGCAUCAAAUCUCCGGAGCCAUCAGCACCCUCUCCAGCACGCAGCUUAAAAUCACCAACUCCUGGUGUAAAAUCUCCUGAACCGGAAGGAAUCAAGUCACCACGUGGGCUAAAAUCUCCAGAACCCAGACUAAAGUCACCACCACCAGUCAAAACUCCUGGAGGUGUGAAGUCACCAGAACCUGAAGAGGCAAAAUCUCCCCGUGGUGUUAAAUCACCAGAACCUGCAGGUAUCAAAACACCAAGAGGUCUCAAGUCACCAGAACCCGCAGGAAUCAAAACACCAAGAGGCAUCAAGUCUCCAGAACCUCCAGGUAUCAAAUCACCAAGGGGAUUGAAGUCACCUGAGCCUGAGGGAAUCAAAUCACCUCCAAGAGUAAAAUCACCUCCUCCAAUUAUGUCCCCCAAGAGGGUCGUGUCUCCUCCCACUGUGAAAUCCCCGACCCCUAAACCUCCCAAAGUCCUCAGCCAGCUAACAGCUGAGGCCUGCGAGGGUUCAGUCAAGAUGUCCUGCGUCUGUGAAAGCAGCGUCAAGGAGGUGGUGUGGUACGUUAGUGGCAGGAGGCUUUCACAGAGCAGCCGCUUUGAGAUGCACUACUCUGAAGGAUCCUGCAAUCUUCUGAUUCAUGAGCUGGCAGAGAGUGACCAGGGAGAGUACACCUGUGAGAUGAUUUCAGAUGGAGGAGUGUCCAAAUCCUCCUUCUCCUUCAGUGGUCAGGUGUUUCAGUCCAUAUACAAGAAAGUCACAGCUUACCAAGAGCAGCAAGUGGCGCUUAAAGGGUCAAUGAUGGUGAGUCACCAGGAGUCAUCAAAGGCCUCGUCCAUGAUGACAAAGAAAGAAAUUCACACGAUGGAGGAGUCUUCGGCCUUUUCCUCCUCUGCCCACCAGACAAUGAUGUCAUCCAUGAUGGAGUCCAGCUCCUUCAGCAGCAUGGCAGCUGAGAUGAAGUUUGAGACCAUGUCAAUGUCCAGCAUGUCCUCCAUGACAUCUGAGACGUACGCCAUGAGCUCCAGCAGUCUCACAGAAAUGACAUCCCACAUGGAGGGAACCUCAAUGAGAGCAAUCGGUUCUGCUCCGAGAAUCGAAGCUUUGCCAGAGGACAUCAGCAUCGAACCUGGCAAAGUCCUGACGGUCGCUUGUGCGUUCUCCGGCGACACCAAGCACAUAGAGUGGUCCCGCUCAGGCAAGACGAUCGACUUGUCCACGGGUGGACGAUUCCACAUCGAGACCACGGAGGACCUGACCACCCUCAUCAUCACAGGGGUGAAGGAGGAGGACGCCGGUGCCUACACCCUCAGACUGUCCAAUGAGCUCGGAUCGGACUCAGCAACCGUUCACAUCAGGAUUCGAUCGGUGUAAAAACAAAUAAUCUGAUAUUUCAAAUGUCCCCUUUUCCCUUCUUUCAUGACUUUUUAUUUAUUUAUGAGAAACAGUAGUCUACUUGAUAAGGAUCUGGAAUAUUCUUGUAAAUAGGAACUAUUUUUGUACCAAACCUGACGUUAAUUUAUGCCAAACUAGACUAAAGUCUAAAGUUGUAAAAUGUGCCAUAUUGGAUAACUAUGACUUAGGAUGUUUGAUCCAUUUUUCUUUGACAUGUACAUAAUGUAUAUAGCCGAGUUUACCGGUUAUGGGAAAUGUAUGCAUUGUUAUUUAUGACAAUAAUAUUAACUGAAACUUAAAGAAACUAAAUAUAGUUUAACAGGAGAAAGUUUCCGUUGGAACGAAUACCCUGCUAAACUGGGAAACUAAACUCUGUGCCUCAACGAUAAGUUGAAGUCUUUAAGUUUGCCUCAACAGGUAGAGAGGCUCCCUGUUGAUGUUAUGAACCGGAGACAAAACUUUUGAGCGCGCCGCUGCGAAGGGAGUGGCGCUUUAGUUUGUAACAGGAGCACGAGAUCCUGAGUGCUGUUUGCAUCUACCCUCAUGCAAGCAGGAUGACUGGACCUCGUGCGCCGACUGAUUAUGUCAUACUGCCAUUUCUAUGACAGGCUCACAGUGCGAGCGGCCUGCACUGCUUGAGCCCAAAGUGUUUCUUUUUUGUUUUGUUUUGUGCUCUGCUUCUGGAAAACGACUGUCGACUCAGACUCUUCCGUCGUUCCAUCAACCUGGCCAGAGUCCUGCCGGCGCUCGUUUUCAGAAGCAGAGCUGCCUCUCGGAGGUCUGCAGUGUGCUUGUGUGUUAGUUUGCAGAGGUUCACCCGUCGGUCCACAGGGUGGCGCCAAUGAGACGACCAGCAGCCACAAACAACAGCUAAUGCACGCCGUGUCCUUUGGUGUCAUCCUGCACUUUGUUGGAUUGAAGUUAGUUGUAGCUUUCAGUGUUUUUGCAGCCUCCUUGAGUUUUUCUGCAAUUAUUGAUUUAAUAAAGCAUGAUCAUCAGCACUA
This is a messenger RNA of Xiphophorus hellerii (green swordtail), 91177 nucleotides long. RefSeq names its product titin, tandem duplicate 2 (gene ttn.2). Bases 255 to 90152 code for a protein of 29965 amino acids. The transcript has 250 exons. The record is from RefSeq and is a predicted model, not a curated record. Gene Ontology annotation, molecular function: protein kinase activity; ATP binding; protein binding. Gene Ontology annotation, biological process: protein phosphorylation. Lineage: Eukaryota; Metazoa; Chordata; Actinopteri; Cyprinodontiformes; Poeciliidae.